CGGGUGGGAAAGGCGAGAAAAUGAUGGAGAGGCCAAAGUAACGGUUUCGGAGUGAUUGACGGGACGGCUGACCAAUCGAAGUGGGGAAAGGGGAGGGCGCCGAUCACGCGCGCCCAAUGAGCGUGCAGCGACUGUAAGGGGCGGUGUGGGUGGGCGGGGCUAGUGAAGGGCCAGGGCCGGCGGGUACCGGGAGCCUCUUACACGGACACAGGGAGCCCAGGAGCCGCCGGUAAGAGAUCUCCGGGGCCCACAAAUCACCCAUUCACCGUCAUAGAGACCCCGCCCUGCACCAAACACCCAAUAGGGGGCGCCCUCAGCCUCAUUAAAUACCCCAGGAGGGGCACAUGGCCCUGAAUAAUACCCCUGAGGGGGGGAGGAGGGGGGAUUUAUUCUCCUGGGUUACAGUAUCAGUGGGGCUGGGUGUGUUACUGCUGUGCAGGAUGGGGCUGUUACCAUGGUAACCCCAGGGUUUAAAUACCCCAGGAGGGGCACAUGGCCCUGAAUAAUACCCCUGGGGGGGGGAGGAGGGGGGAUUUAUUCUCCUGGGUUACAGAGUCAGUGGGGCUGGGUGUGUUACUGCUGUGCAGGAUGGGGCUGUUACCAUGGUAACCCCAGGGUUUAAAUACCCCAGGAGGGGCACAUGGCCCUGAAUAAUACCCCGGGGGAGGAGGGGGUAUUUAUCCUCCUGGGUUACAGUAUCAGUGGGGCUGGGUGUGUUACUGCUGUGCAGGAUGGGGCUGUUACCAUGGUAACCUCAGGGUUUAAAUACCCCAGGAGGGGCACAUGGCCCUGAAUAAUACCCCUGGGGGGGGGGAGGAGAGGAGCAGGGGGAUUUAUCCUCCUGGGUUACAGAGUCAGUGGGGCUGGGUGUGUUACUGCUGUGCAGGAUGGGGCUGUUACCAUUAACCCCAGGGUUUAAAUACCCCAGGAGGGGCACAUGGCUCUGAAUAAUACCCCGGGGGGGGGGAGGGGGGAUUGAUCCUCCUGGUACCUGCUGGGUUACAGAGUCAGUGGGGCUGGGUGUGUUACUGCUGUGCAGGAUGGGGCUGUUACCAUGGUAACCCCAGGGUUUAAAUACCCCAGGAGGGGCACAUGGCCUGAAUAAUACCCCGGGGGGGGGAGGGGGGAUUGAUCCUCCUGGUACCUGCUGGGUUACAGAGUCAGUGGGGCUGGGUGUGUUACUGCUGUGCAGGAUGGGGCUGUUACCAUGGUAACCCCAGGGUUUAAAUACCCCAGGAGGGGCACAUGGCCCUGAAUAAUACCCCUGUGGGGUGGGGGGAGGAGGUGGGAUUGAUCCUCCUGGUACCUGCUGGGUUACAGUAUCAGUGGGGCUGGGUGUGUUAUUUUGCAGGAUGGGGCUGUUACCAUGGUGACCCCAGGGUUUAAAUACCCCAGGAGGGGCACAUGGACCCGAAUAAUACCCCGGGGGGGGGGGUAUUUAUCCUCCUGGUACCUGCUUGGUUAGAUCAUCAAUGAGGCUGGGUGUGUUACUGUGCAGAAUGGGGCAGUUUCCAUGGUAACCACAGGGUGUAACUACCCCAUGGAGGGAAUGAUUGAAUACCCUUUUACCCCCCAAAAUGCCUUACUGCCCCCUGGAAACGCCAUUUUAACUGAAGGGGAGAUGGUAAAUGCCCCACUUGGAUCCCACUCUCCCCCUAUUGUCCCAAUAGUAUACCCUUGGAGAAAGAUCCUUUUUCUCCUGUAUAUCCUUGAGGUGCCUACCUGAUUAACCCUUUAACACCCAGAAUUGGUACUUUCCCUGUGAGGCUAUAGAUGAUAACACCUCCACCCUGAGGCACCCAUGAAAAUGCUAUCUGUGUGGUGGUAUUUACCCCAUAUUUAUACCAGUCUCUACCCAUCUCCUCCACAUUUCCCACAAAGGCCUGCUCUAAGCUCACACAUACCCCCCUAACCCACCCAUCUCCAGCAGCCAAGACUGUUGUCUGUUUCUGAUAUUUUAAAUAAUCAUCCCUUGAUUGGGAGGAUAUUCCAGAACACAAAGACAUGUAUAUUUUUAUACUCCAUGUCUGGUAGGGGUUAAUGGCUUAUUUAGGGCUUCAGGAAUCCAGGUUGCGACAAGCUUUUUAUAAAACUCCCAUCAGUCUCAGCCUGUUACCUUUGCUACUUGUAUUAUAAGAAGAAUAACCCAGCUCUAACCUCACACGUCAGCUUUUACGCUUUUGAAUGCUCAUAAUUAAUGCAUGGGGGAUCUUCUACCCAGGGCGACUAUUUUAUUAGCCGGGGAAUUGUGGGUCUGUACGCCCUGUUUAUAACCAGUUUCCCAGACUGUCACAUGCAGUUUGUUAAUUCUUGAUUCAGGGAUCAUUCUGCUGCUCUGAUUGUCCUACAAUUUCUAAAAGAAGAAUGUUUGCUGUAUCUUUUAUAUUCUCUCGAACUGCUUUUGAAUGUAAGAAUUCCUGGAAGCAAAUGCGUUAAAUUUUAGUCUGCAUCCUCAGCAGAUGAAUGUCAAAAUCACUAUUUUUAUUCUCCUCACCUUCGAUUCCUUUCUUCCCCCGUCCCCCACAGGACGGUCAUGAAUUAAUUCAUCUUGAGAGGUACCCAUCACCCCAUCCUCUUUGCCUAGAUGCAGGGGCUUCUAAUACAUGGUGAGGGCCCUGCUCUGGGUAUGUUAGCUAGGUCUCAUUCAGGCCUAUUUUGCUGCAUUUGUGACCCCCAUCCAUUCUUCAUUCCAUGCUUAGCCUUUUUUUUCCUUAAAGCAUUUGGACAUCCCAGCAUGUCUGCAUUCUGUGACUGCGUUUCAAGGUGCGGAAUUAAUCAUGUCUCUCCAAGAUCCCUGAUAGAGAGCAGCUAUUAUUACAGUUAUUUUAAGGCUGUUUCAUGCUAUGCAAGGCCUUGUUGCUGGGGGGAGGGUUGGCACAGGAGGGGUUAAGUGCGAGGGGCGAGUGUGGGUGAAUAUUUACUCUGCUUUGUGGACCGGCUGCUCAGAUCUCUCAGUUCAACUGUUCAGUCCUGUCUUCCCAGGAAACAAAGAGCUUGUCUGCAUCAUGGCCAAGACCGCUUCCAUGCUUUCAGUGCCCCCCCUCCUCUCUCCACACCUCCUCUAGAAACCUUGCAUAUGUGAGCUCAGCCACUCCUUCUCAUACUGCUGCAAUACCUGCUUAGAUUUAAUUUUUUGCCUUCUUUUAGUUAGCCCUGUGCUAUAUCUGUCCAUAUGCCCGAUUUGCUUCUGUACACAGAAAAUAUUUUCACAAAUCCAUACUCCCUAAAUUACUAUAUGCCUCACUCUUGUCUCAAAUGUAUUAAUGAAUACUUAUUCUAUGAUUGUGAGGAAAAAAAUAAAAAAAGUAUGGAUGUGUAUAUAUAAAUGCUAUAUGUGUGUGUUAAAGAGCAAGUCUAAAAGUUGAGUAAUCACCUUGGAAACCAAUGGAAUGUUCGUGCUGAUUGCUCCAAUAUUUUUUUUUUUUAGCAUGUAACACGUAAACUUUAUAAGCAUUUUUUGAUGUUCAGUGUCUCAUUUUAAUGUCAUGGCAGAAUAAAAAGUCAUUUUCACAUAUUGAUGUCAAAAGACGAAUCCACCUGCAAUAUCAACUUACUGUUUUCGUUUAAUGUUAUUUGCUGUUUAAGUUUUUAUAUAAACAGGUUUAUUUACUAAACCAGUAAAUGACAAUUGAAUUUAAAAUGUUAUGCCAAAAUGACUGAGCUGAGAAAAUUGUUUAUUAGAGAAUAUUUUGCAUCUGGCUGUUCUGGCCUAGCAUUCACAGUUCCCUGGUCCGUUUUUGACAAUUCAGUUAAUCAAUAACCCAAACUGCAAAUGUAAACCGACAAUUUCUCUGGUUGGAACAGAUCUAACUCCUCUGUGCGGUAUGAAUUAUAAGGGGGUUGCUAAAUUGACAUGAAAAUAGGAGAGAUCUGGGGGGAAAAAAAUUAAAAGACCACUCUAGGCACCCAGACCACUUCAGCUUAAUGAAGUGGUCUGGGUGCCUGGUCCAGCUAGGGUUAACCCAUUUUUUUUAAUAAACAUAGCCGUUUCAGAGAAACGGCUAUGUUUAUAAAUGGGUUAAUCCAGCCUCUAAAGCCUCUAGUGGCUGUCUCAUUGAAUGCUUUCCUAUGAGACUGGCUGAAUGCGCGUGCAGCUCCUGCCGCGCGUGCGCAUUAAGCCGAAGAGGCGGAGAGGAGGAGGAGAGCUCCCCGCCCGACGCUGGAGAAAGGUGAGUGUUGAACCCCUUCCUCUCCCCAGAGCCUGGUGGGAGGGGGACCCUGAGAGUGAGGGCACCCUCAGGGCACUAUAGUGCCAGGAAAACGAGUAUGUUUUCCUGGCACUAUAGUGGUCCUUUAAGUAUGAGUUUGUGAAUUGGUCACAAUCACAUUGUUUUUGUGUUUUUCCUAUUAUUGCUCUUUUCACUGACGCCUAGGUAUGGAUCUAAGAAAAUUACAUGCAACUCCCAUUGUACAGCGCUAUGGAAUUUGCUGGUGCUAUAUAAAUAACUCACUUCCAACCCAACCCUCCAGGGGUAGACCUCCCAUAACAUGGGCAUUUGUGAGGUUUAUAUGACCAUGCACUAAAACAGGCUUCCCCAAACUCCGGCCCCCCAGAUGUUGCUGUACUACAACUCCCAUGAUUCUAUGAAUGAAAUGGCUAGGCUGAGAAUCAUGGGAGUUGUAGUUCAGCAACAUCUGGAGGAGUUUGGGGAAGCCUGCACUAAAGUUAGAAUUGCAAAGAUUUCAAAUCCAAGGCCAAAAUAACCUAAAUGGAGAAAUUCACAGAAGCCAUGCUUCCAAUUCGGCUAGUUUGGCCUUAAAUUUUAAAUUCAGUCUGAAUUACUGACAAUACUCACGUUUGUGAAUAACACUAUCUGUAUUCUGUGCCUUUCUCAGAACAUUGUUUUGGACUCUAAAAUGGCAAGAACCUGCCAAGCUCACCCUCUGCCACCAAGGCUUGCAGGGAAGAGUACACCACACAUUGGACCUUGCAUGAUGCUCUUGGUUUCAAUAAGAGACUUGCACUGCUUGUAUUAUGUAAUAACAUAAAAUUAUAAUAUAAUAUCUUUAUUUUGCAAAUUAAAGUGGGAAUUGUCUGCUGGUGAAAAUAUUACUAAAUUACUUCUUCAAGAACAGAUAGGUUGUAAAUGUGUCCAAUUAACACCUUUUAUGAAGAAAACUGUUAUAGUACACAAUGUUUGCUCAUUUGUACACAUUUUGUGACUUGUUCCCACUAUUUCUAAAAUGACUGUGAUAACAGUCUCUAAAACAAGCUGCAUCCCACUCAGGAACCUGCAAAUUUAACACUAUUGUUCUUAAUCUGUUUAUUAAACAUCACUACUUCUACUGAAAGGCCGCUCUAGGAACCAACUACGUGCAUCACAAAGUAUAUUAAUGGGAAUCUCUUAUUAAAUACCAAUUCUCCGUCAUGUGAUGUUGCAUCCAGUAACUUGUUAUUGUGGCAAAUUCACACGUGGGACACUUGCUAUCUUUAAUCCGAGGGCUUGUGUCAUUUUUCAUUCCGAGAAUCUGCUCCCCCGACUAACAUAUAUUUGUGGCUAUCACUAUAGUGGGAAGAGUUGGGUAUUAAAAGUGAAUUUUAAAUUAUAGGCCAAAAUAAUUUCAGUUUAGGUAUUUUGUCCUAACAUUCUAAAGUCACUUUGAAUUUCUGACCGUUCAGGCUUUAGUAAAUAGCCCUCUGGUUUGAUCUCUGUUGGUUUAAACAUUUGUUACGUGUCACUAGGACUAAGGGCAUUUGGCAGGACAAUUGCAAGAUGAGGUUAUGGGCAUGUAGAUGUUAUGACGCACUGGGUGCUAGAUCUGUCCAUUAAGAGUGUUCCAGGGAAUGUGGUGGCAGAUGACACUGUCUGUUCCUAGCAAGCAGUCACAGCAUGACAGACACACUAUAAUAAAAAAGAACUUUGAGUGUCUAGGUAGCAUUUUGCUUAAGACGCCUGAGAGAGCUGGAUCCUGUCUGCUUGGCAGUUCGGGAAUAGGGGUCAAUGAAUCCUGUAGUGCUGGCACCUCUUAUUGUAAGGUAUGGUCAUCUACUGUGCUGUAUUAUAUAGGGAAUGUUUAUAGGAGAUCCAAUAACUGCCCGUAUUACAUUUUAACACACUAGUUAUAGCUGAUGUAACAUCUAUUACUUAGUAUUAUCCUUGUUGUUCCAUACAACCGCUGUUUAUGAAAGGUUUAUAUUUUCUAUAUUACUCUCUAAAAUGAUUUAUAAAACACCAACAACACAUAUGAUAUUGUGAGAUCGGUGGGCAAAUAUGAGUAAUUCAUGCAAGUCAACUUGGUCUUGUGGUAAUGAGUUAUAUUGUUUAUAACAUAACACCCCAGUUUAACCCCUUAAGCACCAAACUUCUGGAAUAAAAGGGAAUCAUGACAUGUCACACGUCAUGUGUCUUUAAGGGGUUAAUUCAGUUUAUUGCUCCAUAUCAUGCCAUCCUAUUACUCCAUAUAACCCUCCUUAUAACUCCUAUUUCUCCAUGUAAUCCUCCUUUAUAGCUUCUCCUUUUGCCCUAUAACUUAUGCUAUAGCAAAUAAUACUCCCUAUAACUUCUGAUAUUGCUCCAUAUAACUCUCACUAUAACUUCUGAUAUUGCUCUAUAUAAUUCUCACUAUAACAUCUCCUACUGGUCCAUAUAAUGCUCCCUGUAACUCCUCCUAUUGGUCCAUAUAAUGCUCCCUAUAACAUUUCCUAUUGGUCCAUAUAAUGCUCCCUAUAACUUCUGAUAUUGCUCCACAUAACUCUCACUAUAACAUCUCCUAUUGGUCCAUAUAAUGCUCCCUGUAACUCCUCCUAUUGGUCCAUAUAAUGCUCCCUAUAACAUUUCCUAUUGGUCCAUAUAAUGCUCUCUAUAACUUCUGAUAUUGCUCCACAUAACUCUCACUAUAACAUCUCCUAUUGGUCCAUAUAAUGAUCCCUGUAACUCCGCCUAUUGCUUCAUAUAACUCUCCCUAUAACAUCUAUUGGUCCAUAUAACUCUCCCUGUAACUCCUCCUAUUGGUCCAUAUAACUCUCCCUAUAACAUUUCCUACUGGUCCAUAUAAUGCUCCCUAUAACUCUUCCUAUUGCUCCAUAUAACUCUCCCUAUAACAUCUCCUAUUGGUCCAUAUAAUGGUCCCUGUAACUCCGCUUAUUGCUCCAUAUAACUCUCCCUAUAACAUCUCCUAUUGCUCCAUAUAAUGCUGUCUGUAACUUUGCCUAUUGCUCCAUAUAACUCUCCCUAUAACAUUUCCUAUUGCUCCAUAUAAUGCUCCCUGUAACUCCUCCCAUUGUCAAUAUAACCAGGACUACCACUGAUGUAUGAAAAUGUAGUUCUGGUGAGUGUGUUGUGCUCCUUCCAUGCGUGCACUAGCCAAGUUACUUUUAAGUCCUAUCUAGUAGCAUAAAACUUUAAUAUGAAGCCCUUAUCUAACGCUCCUUUUAACCCCUCCUAUUUCUCCAUAUAACUCCUCCCUCUACGCCCCAUUUCUUCAUAUAACUCUUCUCUAUAACCCUCCCUUUAACCCCUCCUAUUUCUCCAUAUAACUCCUCCCUAUACGCCCCCAUUUCUUCAUAUUACUCUUCUCUAUAACCCUCCCUUUAACUCCUCUUAUUUCUCCAUAUAACUCCUCCCUCUACGCCCCAUUUCUUCAUAUAACUCUUCUCUAUAACCCUCCCUUUAACCCCUCCUAUUUCUCCAUAUAACUCCUCCCUCCACGCCCCCAUUUCUUCAUAUAACUCUUCUCUAUAACCCUCCCUUUAACCCCUCCUAUUUCUCAUAUAACUCCUCCCUCUACGCCCCAUUUCUUCAUAUAACUCUUCUCUAUAACCCUUCCUAUUAAUCCCAAUAACCCCUCAUAGCUACUCUUAUUGCUGUGUAAAAAUGCUCCCUAACUUUUUAUUCUCCACCUCUAGCGCUUCAGAGUAGAUCUAAUUUUGUUGUUGUUGCUGGAUCCAAUUUAGUAUUAAUACUAUUGCUAGUACAUAAUGUUAGCUUAGCGAUCCAUGGAAAAUAAUCUCAUGACCCAUUAUUUAAAUAUAAAAUAAUUAGUGUUACGGUGUAUGUUGCAAAACACCUUCAUUACAUUCUUCCUAGGGUCAUUGCAGGGAAAAUAAUUUAUUGUAGGCAGCUGUUUGACUAUGAUUAACAUGAUACCAAGAGGGACCCAUUUGAAGGUCCUGACCCAGGGGUUAAAGAUACUCUUCAAGCACCAUAACAACUAUAGCUUAUUUUAGUGGUUAUGUUACUAGGAAGUUGUGUGUUUAGUUCUUUACGUUUUGUCAAAUUCUUUAUUUUUUUUCCCCAAGAGAUGCCUCCCCUAUAAUGAGUUUCACUUUGUGCUCGAAAACUGUUUGACUGUAAACUACACUGAUAGCUUCUUAACCUUAGAAUCACUACAAUACGCUGUAGUAGUUAUGGUGCUUGAAAUGUCCCUUUAAGAACCAAUGCUUUAGAGAACCUGAUAUUGCCCCAUAUAAACUCCUCCUAUAAUAAUCAGUUGCUCUUCUCAUUUGGUAGAUAUCCCUACAAGACCCAUUAGUCUCUUUUCUCACAUUAUGCUCCUAAUUGAUUCAUAUGACACACUUGUUCCCAUGUAAAGUUACCUCCGGUUAUAAGUGUACCAGAUAUUUACAUGUAAAUGAAUGUUACCUGAGCUACAAGGCUGGUUAAUGGUUUAGUUUUAAAAAGAAAAACCUGGUUUGCAGUAUUGACUCUUUCUCUUUCCUUUUGUUUAGGUGAUUCCCAGUGACGCCUCCUAGUCACAAUGUCUCAGAGACUGGGGCAAGAAGACCCCGAACGAUACCUCUUUGUGGAUCGGGAUGUGGUUUACAACCCGGCCACGCAGGCCGACUGGACGGCCAAGAAGCUGGUUUGGAUACCAUCGGAGAGGCAUGGCUUUGAAGCAGCCAGCAUAAAAGAGGAGAGAGGGGAUGAGGUAGUGGUUGAACUUGCAGAAAAUGGCAAGAAGGCAAUGGUGAACAAAGAUGACAUCCAGAAGAUGAACCCACCCAAGUUUUCCAAAGUAGAGGACAUGGCAGAACUUACCUGCUUGAAUGAGGCUUCUGUUCUACACAACCUGAAGGACAGAUACUACUCGGGACUCAUCUAUGUAAGUACUCUAAAUUUCCGAAAUUGCUUCUUCAACGUUUCUCUUUGGUUCCUGUUAUUUCUCAUUUACUUUUGUUUCUCUUUAGCUGGGUUUUCUUUUAUGUAUAUAUUUGCUUACUGGUUUCAUGUCCUUGCCUCUCUGUUUAUACUUUUGAUUGUAUUUGAUAUUUUCUACAUGUAAAUCAUUAUUCUUGGCUUGCUAAAAAACAUGGGCGAGGUUGUAAUUGAACAGGACUUCCUUGAUAACAACCUCUUACUUCCCAGGACUCGUAAUCAGACUGGUCUUGUCUUCUGGUCUGGCUAAUGUAAUAUGGGAGCCUCCCAUGUUUAAUUUAUUUAUACCGUACUAUAUGGGAAUAAAAUGUGCAAUCACCUGUGUAUUGUGUCUAAAGUCUAAAGGAAGUAUACUAUAAUUUGUUGUGUGUUUAGAACUACAAGCCCCAUAAUGCUUUGAAAGCCACAAUUAAAUGCUAAAUGGGAGAUAGAGUAAUACUGUAGCUGAAGAGGUAGUUCUCCGCUUUUGCAUCUCUGCAGAAAGAAACAGAAGCCGGGACACAAAAGUCCUGGGCACUGUAACCCCAACUUUAUGGUUAAAGUGUUGCCUCUUUGAUUUGGAGGUUUGGGAAAAAACGAAAUAGGCUUAUAGCUUCAAAGGGACAGCUCUGAUUGCCCAGUAACCUGUGCGAUGAGGCAAUAUUUUGGUGCUAAGAGCACACAUUAAUUGUGGAGGUGAUAUGCAAUUGCCCAUAAACCUGAAUCAAGGACUACAUUCAUGUCUGGUGCUUAUACUGUUAAUUUUUUUUAUUUGAUAUGUAGAUUAACUUUAAUUUGUUCCUCUGGAGCCCAUCUAUUUGGUGACUGUGAAAAAUAAUUUUUUAACUCCAGGCUGUGGACCACCAGAAACCCGGAAACCGUGCCUCUUUUCUUUUUGAGUAAAUUUUAAAGAACUUGCUUAGAUUUUAAAUUCUUUAUAUUUCUCAGCCUCUGUUAUAGGGGGGAUUCAGGGUGUUAGUGGGUAACAGAUUGUCAGUUAGUGGGGACAGAGGUAUUUGCCAAACCUCUUGUCUCGGUGUUGUCCAUCUCAACUGAAUGGGUCCUUUGAGCAGGAACUGGUAUGAAUCUGUGAUGUAAUUUCCUGUCAUGAUGAAUAUUCAUUCAUUCAUUCAUUCUAGAAUCUUGGCUCGGAGUUCUUAACUCCUGUAUUAUUGAGUUGGUCAAAUAUCACGAUCAUUUUUCAAAAGGGAAAAUCCUGACUUUUACUUUCUAUGCCAGGUGUUGAAGACGUAGCGAGUGUUCAUCUAAUAGAAAACCUUGGAGUGGGGAAAUAGGUCCCCUUUGCCAAGUUUAAAGUCUCUAAAUAGGAAACUAUAAGGCUAUAAAAUGCAGAAGUCUGUCAUCAUCCUAUUUUAGCCAGUGAGCACCUUCCUCUGGGAUCUACAAAUUGUGCAGUACUUAGCUGUGUGGAAUAGCUUAUAGUUGGAAAGUCCUGCGACGUUUAUUAAUGCAUCUUGCCAUGAAUCAGGGAUAUGUUGAAUGAUGCCAGCUAGCAGAGGAUUAUGGGAGUCCUGGAUCGGCAAUCACUGCCUUCUGAUGUAGUCUUCACAUAGUAAAGCAGCACUCAAUAUGUAUUUUUUAAAACAUUUAAUGAGGUAACGACUGCCAGGAGUGCAGAUUCUCUGCUAAGUCCCCAAGCAGUAUAUUAACAGCGUGAUGGAAUCCUGGUGUUUUUAUCAAUCUGGAAAUAUUGUAAUGCCUGGAACAAUUUUGCAAGAAAAAUAAAAUAAAAGUAAUACUUUAAAUGUAUAGAUAAUUAGUCACUUGUGUAGAUUGCUGGCUCUGAGGGGAGCAACUUGCAGCUCUGAGAGCAAGAGCGAUAUUAAAAGAUCUGUAUUAACUACCCUGCACUUCCUCAUGGUAUUGAAGGAGCUUGUGGUCUGUACUUUGAGCGAGUGCGGAACUGGACACCUUUGCAAUCCUGGAACUUCAGCGUGAAUUGGAGUGCUUAGUGACACACUUAACCUCACAGUUUCCCCACACAUAUACAUAACAUCUCCAAAAACUGGAGUAGACGAGAAGAGAGGCAAGUAUAUAAUGGAACCGCGGUAGAUUAGAAAAUAAGAGAGUGGGAGAAAAAAUGAAGAGGAAGGAUUGCUGAUAGAGGACCAGUUGCCGAUAGAGGACCAGAUGGCAAAUUAUAUGGGAAAAGAUUCUAAAGAGAGAUGUGGAAUACAUGAAGGAGCGGAUAUGUCGAUUGUUUCCUACAGUGGUAAUAAUCCUUGCUCCGAACCAGUCUAGCUCUUUAUGCCUCUCUGUUAUUAUUGAAAGAUGUAAGUGGGAUUCAUGCGUUUGAGACCUUUAGGGAUGUUUAUUAACAGGAUAAAUUCAGUUGCCCCAUUCAUAAUAUGUCUGAAAAGUUAAAGGGACACUGUAGGCACUGUAACUGCUACAUCCCAUGGUAAUGGUUUUACUGUGGGGAGUCCCCUGGGGCUGUUCCUCCAUUCAGCAUUAAUUCGUUUUUUAAUGUUUUAAUGCUAAACUAGAGUCCCAGAUGAGUGGCUGUGAUUGACUAAGAGUGUCAGGUGACUGCUUUCAGCCUAUGACAGUGCCCAUGGCAGGUAUGAAUUGGUAUAGCUAGAAGGAAGUGUGUAAUGUCUUGGCCAUACCUCUAGUGGGGACCGAGAUGUGGACGGCCAGGGAAAAUGGUUGAAUACUGAAUGGAGGGAUAAAGCCAGAGGACUUCAAGCAUUAUAACCAGUUCCUUGAGAUUAAAUAAUGUCUGCACUCUACAGUAUUCCUUUAAGCUGUAGUAACCAAGCAUUGAGGUAGGGAAAGGGGUAGGCGAAGAUAAACUGAAGUUGAUGACCAAAUGCUAUGACUGAACUCUGUGAGUUAGAUUAAUAAUGGGAUGAUCAUUGUGUAAAACAUUAUGCAUGAGCUAAGUUUUGAUGAUUUCCAGGACAUGUUUAAUUUGAGUGCUAGAAUGCGUUUUUUUUUUUGGUUUUUUUUUUUGGUUUUUUUUUAUGUACUGCUCCCAGGUUUGCAAAACUUUUUAGCUCUCUGCUCUGGAGUGUGUUAUGUGUCUUACCAGUCUGUCUUAAAGAUAAAAAAGAUAAUGUGUCUCCAAAGAGUUGUAGAACUAGAGAUUUUGGGUUAAUCAACAACUAAAGAAUGUUUUGUAUGUAAGUUAGAAUGUAUAGUUGGAAUUUAAAGGUAUGGAAUUCAUAUUCUGGGUCUCACAGUUAUUUCCAAAGGUGUAAAUGUAUGUGGCAGUCUCAUCCCAGUGUGACAGCCAUGUCAGAGAAUAGUUGAUGAGGCUAUGCCCCUUAUUACAUUUCUAAAGAGGUUCAUCAAAAAUGGUUGUUUGGGGAGAUUUGGGCAAUGGCAUCUCCUCCGGUGGACAUUCAUAAUAGUGGUUUAUCCAAUUACGGUAGAGGUUUGCUCCAUUGGGUGAUGCCAGUGAGUAGAGAUGGAUGUCAUAAUAAAAAGAUAUAGUUUGGAGAAAUUGGGGGAACUCGGAUUAAAAUGUCAUAAUCCAUUCAUUUUCAUUAGAAUGGUUAAUGAUGGUUUUAAUAUAGCUCCUGAUCCGAUGGUAGGCAAGCAGGGGAACCACAGUCAGACCAAGUGGCCAGACUUUUGGACUGCAGCUCCCAUUACAAGGGUGUACUUUUACUACAUUUGACAAGCUUAAGAUUCUUUUCUCCAAACAGUUAAAGGAUUUGGGGGUGCAACUCAAAGAGUGAUAUGUAAAGUGGAAAUGUAGUUCACAAAUAUUUGGACAGUCAUGGAUGUUUUUUGGCUGUGAACUACAGCACUUUGGAUUUGAAAUGAACCUAAGCAGGCAAAGUGCUGAAUGUUCUAUUUGACUUUUAUGUAUUUACAAUCAUAACCUUUGUAGAAACUGCAGCCAAUUUUGUACACGCCCUUCCAUUUUAAGGGUCCAAAAGUAAAUUUAUAAAUUAAUGUAAUCUUAAACUAUGAUCUUUAAUACAUGCCUUCGUGAUGUCCGUUAUCGGUAGACCUCACUAGAUACUGGGUUACUUCCCUGGUGAAGAUCUGCGAGAUCUGCACCCCAGCCAUCUUUAAUUCUUCUCUUUGUUUUGGAGAGACAAUAAGAUUUUUCCUUCUCACCUGAAGAAGACUGAAACGGUAUUCCAUUUUUUCUAUCUCUGAAAUACUCCUUGUGUGCUUUUGCAUUGUGACUUAUGAUUGCCUUUCAGUAAUUUUAAAGGCAUGUGAUUGCGUUUGAGCAGAUACUAGUUUCUGGUCACUUCAGGGUCUAUCGCACUCCUGCUAUCAGCCUGUUAGAAUGCCAGUUCUGCUGCCCAGGCAUUAUCACGACCUCUACCAUGCUUCAUAGAGGAGAGGUGACAUUUUUGGUCUUGCACACGCUUUUUUGUCUCAUUAACCUAUAGCCCUUCACCAUAAAGCACAUACAAACACCGCAGGUUCAGGGAACCAAUUUGGCCAUUUUAUAUUGAUGCCUACCAUUGGUUUGCAUCUGUGGUGAAGCCGUUGAGGCGAUGCUUCUGGUAAUUUCUACUACUUUUUAUGGUAUUCUGUGACGUGUAUGGUUGCAUUCUGUAAACCGUUCAUGGUUUGUCUUGAAAAUUGUACGCAAUCUUCGUUGUCUCAGUAGAUUAGAGUGGUUUACCUAGUCAUUUGCUGUUUCUCAAGCUCUGCAGUUUGUUCAUACUUUAUAACAAUGUAUCACACCUAAUAUUUUGUCUCUAACUCUGAUUCUAUUAUAGUUCUUCAGGCUUGUGAUGUUUUGCCUUACAGUCAUGAAUGCCUCUUCCACACUUUAUAUUAAGAUGCAGCAGCAUCAGACUCUAGAAGCAAAUGUCACACCUCUGAAAGAACAAUGUAACAACAGCCACGGUCAAGAAACAGCUGACAAAUCAAUUACGUUUGAUCUCCUAAAACCGAGAGACUAUGUAUAAAAAUAGAUAUAAAUCUUAUGAGAUUUUACUGUGCACUUAAUUAUGGGCAUAAUAAAUUCAAAUCCCAAUGUACUGUAGUGCAGAAACAAAAAUAAACAAUAGUGUCCAAAUACUUAUGGUCUGCACUGCAUAUAAAUAACUGGGGGUGUUAAACAUGCACUUCUUCUGUGUUUUCUAAGCAAAUGGUUUUACCACGAAGCAGAUGCCAUUUACAGUAUCAAAGGGCGAUGCAUGCACACCUGUAUUCAUUGUAUCUCUUAGCCAUUUCGGACUAUUUCCGGGGGAAAUUCUCUCAGUGGGGUACCCCUGUAUCCAUUGUCAUCCUUAAAGUCGUAACACACUGCAUCCGCCUCUUCUUCCUCCUACGCUUUUGUUAUUGAUGGACAUCAGGUAUGUAUCUGCAGGGACAUUAGGGUUUCCUGUUGUGGGGGAUCUUAAAUCUCUGGCUUCCCUCCAUGCUCUCUGUUUGCAUUUAAAGCUCUAGCGCCCACCCCAGAAUACAAACCAACCAUUUUUCUGUCUCGUCCUCUCUCUCUCCCUCUAUGGGAGCAUCUAUUGUCCUUAUGGGUUCUUCACAAAAACAUGGCAGCCAGCAGCCGUCCUCUCCUCUAGCAUGGCUGCGGCCGUUUAUGCACAGAAGUCUUGGAUGCCAGCCACCUUUAUUUUGCUUGCUGAGCCCUUUGAAUCCUUGGGUAGCACAUGUGGGAUAUUCUCUGCAAGCAGAGGAUACAUUUGAAGUAAUCUUCGCUGCAAUUUGCUUAACAGGAAUUUGCCGGGUGGAAGAAUGACAUGUUUGUGUGUGUCUGUGGGUGUACAUUUUAUAUUUCUGGCUAUUUGUCUAUAAUUAAUCUUCGAGUCAGGAGAUGGUGUGUUUCAUUUGUAGGCCUUCCUGGAAUCUUUAAACAUUACAGAGUUUGGAUUGUAUACAGGAUGUAUUCUGUUUUUCAGUGAAUUUUCUAUAUUUGUAUUUUCCAUGUGGUUUAAUUCAGAAUUUUCGUCACUUGUACUUUUUGAAAAUAUUAUUUUUAUCUAAUCCGUUCAGAUUCUUUUAAAUUAAGAUCCUGUUGAUUAAAUUUGAAACAGAGCGUUCCUCCUCAUGGGGCUAGUGAGUAGCUAUCAUGAAUGCUUAAUACUCUAUUUUUUUAGAUUAAUUUCUUUUUUCAAAUUUAUUUAUUUUAAACCUACACGGCUUUUGUCUCUUUUCACAAUUGGAAAACAGAAGACACUCCUCUGUAGUGCUGUUUUGUUCUCACAGCCACGUGACGUUUAGAUUGCUCGAGCAGGUUUGGACGAUCCCAACACUCCCCAGCAGAGCCGUAUGAAAAGCAUCAGCCCUGACUCUGCAGUAGGGAAGGAGCACUAGCCAGGUGCAUGCCUGUGGGCAGUGACGGCUGAUGAAGGCUUAAGAUUCCAGACUCCACCACUGGUAUAUGACUCUGCCUCGUAUUCCUUUAAACUGGACCUCCUGAUCUUACACUAUGGUCUUGUUUUGCUCAACUCAAUAAACCCAUAUAAACAAAUGUACCAAGAUCUUGCCAUGUCCAGCUGCUGUAAAGUGCCUCUCCAGACAGCCCUCAGUCAGGAUUGGGUAGAAACUGUUGAUCUGGCUAUCGUUAAAGAGUCAGAUAUAGUACAGUUUUUCUCUUGAAGGUGUUACUCCAGGAAGAAAAAUUUAAUACUCCUUAUCUUUUUUUUUAUAUUUAUUUAUUUUUAAAUGCAACAAAAACUGUCUGGGUGCAGCCCAAACUCUCUAUGGAUGAGUGUCACUACCUAUGACUCCUAGUGUGAAAUUACUUGCGGCACCAUCACCACACCAUGUGUCAAUGUACAAUAUUUUGUGCGUCAUUCUGGUCUAUUUUGACGCAGGAUGCUGCUACAUGAUGCAUAUUUAUUCUGAGCAGAUUGUGCUUCAUAUUCUUGGGGCACAUUCACAAACCUCAAUCCUGCUCUAACACACUUGUACGUUCAUAUGAUUCAAAUCAAUGCUGCCCAUAUAAGCUGUCCACCUGUCUAAACCCAUUGCUGCUAUGAUUUCUCUGUGCUUCCAAUAGCGCGUUAUGUUAUAUGUCUAUCUUGGUUUACUGAUUUAGCUCGUCUACGUUUAUUCUUGGCUUCUCAAUUUUGUGAUUAUGUAUACCCCUUGACUUUGGCUUGUUCCUGGUUAUUCCAUCUGCUUUCUGUUACCGGUUUGCCUUUCUGUAGGCACAGUGUUGUUAAAUGCUCCACAUCCUGCAAAAAAACACUAUUUAGUACAUAUACCCCAGUGAAAACAUGCAUGCAUUUAUUUAUGCAUGCUGUCAUUGGGAGUAUAGUUAAGAUAUUCUACCUGAAGAAGUAAAGGACACAUUGACGCAGAAUGGACAUCUUGUUGGUGAUUAAGUAAAGUAAAGCUUUGAUUGUUCCUCUGCAUUCCGCUGUGAAGAAGAAAAUGUCAUACAAACGAUAACGCAGAGUCUUCCUUUAACAUAAUUCUUUAUUGAAAGUGUGCCCUUCCAUUAUUUAAAUCAAUCGCUCAAUAUAUAGGGCUCCCAGAUGUUCAUAAAUGAAUCAUUCGAUAAAACAUGUUCAGCUGCAGCUCAGAGGCUGUCUGUGCCAUGAAACAGUGAUUCGUACACUUUGCUGGCUAUACUAAUCUGAUAUGAAAGUUUGUGCACUGAAGCCAUGCUAGUUAGGGGACUUAUUGAUGGGUUUCCCUUUAACAGCUGCACAUCAGGCCAUGCACCCUCACCAUCAGUUCCUGUUCUGACCACAUCUCUACACCAGAACCAUGGCCCUUUCCUGUUCAGCCUCAGGAUUGUCAGGGUGAGGUUAUAUUACUUCCUCCUUGCACAGAUUUGUCAGUUUACGUGGCUGCUUGUGACAGACAUGGCUGGCAAUGUAUUCUCCUUGCAUGGUGUAAUGGGAACAUGCGCGUCCCCCUUAAUCCUGAUAAGGCUGGCGCCUGUUUCCCCCCCCCUCACUUGUUGGGACACGGAUACUUUUAAUCUUUUGCAAACCAGAAUAGGUGCACGGUGCUUCCUGAGCUAUAAAUAUUAACUACUGAAAAGACUUGUUAGUUUGGAUACCAUCGAGAGCAACCUUGUAAUUCUUGAUGUAAUUAUACAUGUCACAGCAGUGUUGGGAAAAGCUGGACCCUCAUCUGUUGUAGAAUUGCAAUCCUACGGUGCUCUGUGAACCUUAAAGGAACACUCUAACGUUACAAUUGAAUAUCUUUAUUUUGAAAGCUAUUGUUCCUUGUUUUUCCCAUAUAGUUGCCAGGCCCCUGUUUGUGAAGAAAGGAACAAAAAAAAAACCUGUUAAUUAUAUCUGUAAUUCAGCUCAGGCACAUCCUAAUCUCUGCAGCCUGAUCUGGGCAUAGUGAGAUAAAAAAAACAUUAACUGUAGUUCAGUUCAAUUCUUCUCAUACAGUGGACUUGUAGCACGUGUGAUAAUUGUUGCUGUCUGCCACCAAUCCAAUGCUUCUUCACAUUAACCAUGUGACGCCGAACGUGCAACUUUCCAAAAUUGAAGGUCUUAAAGAGGAAAUGGCUUUAGUGGCUGUCUAUCUGAUAGCCAAAAUAGGCCAGAUGUAAACAUUGCUGCCUUUCAGAAGUGGCAAUAUUUUAAACUGUCCAAGGAAUGGGCCAGCAUCAAUGGUUAUUGUAGUGGUUUUGGUACUUGGUGUCUCUUUAAGAAUGGGAGUUGCACUUCUACAAAAGCUAGGGUUCUUACUGUAUAGGUCACCCCUGUGUUAUGGGAUUGCUGCCUUUUUGGUAUCCGUGAAAUUCUCACUACCUCCUCCCAAUAAUCUGUUGAUUAUUGGGGCCUAUUUAUAGCACUGCUAGACGAGGUCAAGUGGAGUUAUCAGAGUAUUGCAUCGUGACUUUGACACUGUGGGAAAGGUUAAAUGCUGCCAUGGCGGGAGUAGCAGAGGCGGGCCUGUGGAACAGGGGUCCCCUGGUGAUCAGAAUGACCGAGGACAAUCUUAUGAAUGCCCCUGUAGGAGGGACUGUUGUUUGGUUUCUGUGUGUCCCUGGAACGUGGCCAAGACACUGCAUUCCUGCGCUCCUCUCGCUGAUAAACCAUUUCAUCACAUUCUGGCCAGCUGCUAGUGGCUUUCAAUGUAUUAUCAUGCUCUUAUCCAUUAUGAGGUUCAGUGACUCUCUCUUAUUUGUGUAGAGCAACGGUCAGUAAUUGCAACGAUGUUCACAUGAAAUAGAACACAAAUUAUGUAUAUAGGAGAGCUUUAGUGUUGUAGAAUCUUAAUUUUGUUGUUCUUUUUAAUUAUACAGGUAUCCAUGAGAAAGUAGAUAGAUGCAAAAACAAAAACAGAAGUGAGCCAUAUAUUACUCUUUUGAAGUGGAAGCUAUAUUCUGAUUGGCUGCAUAGUAUCUCUAGCUAAUUCCAGUCCAGCUACAUUUCAGAUCAUGGCGAGGGAAUAGAAAAUGUGUCCGCUGUAAAAUCUAUAACUUGCAUGGUUAACAUAAUAACUUUAUAUAUACAUACAUACACAUAUACAAACUAGAAAACAGUGCUGUCUCAAAUAAAUAAAUCUUUAAAAGUCUUCUGAGCCACGGGCAUGUUACCACUGCUACUACUACAAUAGGCCAGUUUGAAGAUGUUUCCAAGGAAAUAACACAAGCAAAACUUUUUAACAUGGUGCCCCUUGUUGGUUAGAUCGGGGGUGUUCAGACUUGGCCCUUCAGCUGCUUUCAGCAUUAUAAAACUUGAGAUCCGGUAGCUGGAGGGCCAAAUGUAGACUGCCCUGUGUUAAAGAACCACUAUAGUGUCAGGAAAACAAACUCGUUUUCCUGACACUAUAUAAUCCUUAGGUCCCCCCACCCUCAGGGCCCCCCUCCCGCUGGGCUGAUGGGGUUAAAAGCCCUUCAGCCACUUACCUUUAUCCAGCGCUGGUGACCUCUCCUCCCUCUCUGACGUCAGUUCCCGAGUGGAGCCGAAUGCACAGGCAGAGCCGCGAAUGCACAGGCAGAGCCGCACGCGCAUUAAAAACGCCCAUAGGAACGCAUUACUCGAUGCUUACCUAUGGACCUUCUGCGUGCUCAAGGUGAUUUUCGCAUUGAGCAUCGCGGAAGCGCCUCUAGCGGUGGUUGUCAGGAAGACAGCCACUAGAGGCUGGUUUAACCCUGCAAUGUAAACAUAGCAGUUUCUCUGAAACUGCUAUGUUUUCAACUGCAGGGUUAAAACCUGGGGGACCUGGCACCCAGACCACUUCAUUGAGCUGAAGUGGUCUGGGUGACUAUAGUGGUCCUUUAAAUUUUAAUAUUAGCAUUGUUAUUAGAUAUUUAGAUAAAACUACGUAGGCUCCUAUUUAAUGCUAGGUGACCUUUGUGUUUUGUUUUCAGCCAUUACACACUGGUGAGAAUUGUGAACAAAGUUUGUCCGUCAGUGAAAGGCAGCUGCCAGUUCUAUAGUAAUCCGUCCUUGGUUAUAUAUUCAUAGCAAUGUGAUAGUUUAUAAUGGUCGUUAUUUAGGGGUAUUUAAUAAUUCCAUAACAGUGGCUAAUUUGGGAGCAGACAUACUGCAAAAUUAAAGCAUAGAGCAGGACCAGUUUACCACCAUAUGGAGCUACUUUAGAUGAUAGAAACUGGGAUUAAGCUUUGACCCAGCUAUUGAGAGGUUAAUGCCACUUACUGGAAGACCCAAAGCAAUGAAUGCCAAGCUAUGAGUUAUUCUAUUCUGUGUAUACAAAUACUUACAGAAUUAUUCACUCUGAAUUUUCCGGUUGCUGAAUUCAUGUACAAUGGCUGAAGUGGAUUUAAAAAAAAAUUACAUUUCAGCUAUCUGCUAAAUACAAGGCUGCCUUUUCCCCAAUAAACUUUCCAUAUUUAAGUUAACUUUCUUUUAAAAAUAUACAAACUAAGGUGGAGUGCUCUAUUUAUUUUUUGUAAACCCAAUACUCUACACACAAAGAUUUAUUAAGUUUAUUUUACAUUUUCCUGCUUUUAAAACAAAUACUCCUUAAUUGCCUCUAACAUUCCAGCAAAUCAGUAAAUUAUCUGGUGGAUUGUAGUAAGUAGUGGUUUCAGAUUGAUACUUGGUAAAUCAAGAGUUGAGGUGUUCCCCAUGGCCCAAUAAUGACCAGGAUCCUCUCUUCAUAUACGCCAAGUGCAUGGGGAUUAGGGGUUUAAACCCCCCCAAAAACAACAAAUUAAGAACACUACUAAGCUACUGCAAAGGAUUCUGGAUAGUUUUUGUUGCAAAUUACGCUUGUUCAUAGUUGUCUUCCCUCUUCCAUUCCAAUGUGGUUUCCUAUAUAUUUUUUUUUGGCGAAACACAGCAUGAGAUAGACAUGGAGCUGUGAAUAAAGGGCAACGGAAGGGACCUGCGAUCAUUUUCCUAUUUUUUUGUAAACGAUGUACCUCUGAAGAAAUAAAGCCAAGUUGUUCUAAACAUUGCGGACAUCCUCUUGCUUACAAAAAGCAUCUCUCAAUGUGAUGUGGAUGUGACAGGCAUUGUUCUCAGUGAAGCACCCUGUGAGUUAGUAGCUAGCGAUAACUUUGACGUGUGCUUAUAGAUAUGAAUUCCUCCCCCCAAAAAACAUUAAAACGGCUAAAUCUCAGCCAAAAUAGCAGACGCUUAAGUUAAAUGUUACUGAUUUGGUAAUAUUUUUAAGGUGUGUUUAAACAUUAGCCUGUGCCCUGAAAGGCCGCACGAAACCUGUAUUAAAAAGCUUUCAGUGUUUUCUGUCACAAGCUAUUUUAAAGGAUCACUAUAGUGUCAGGAACGCAAACAUGUAUUCCUGACCCUAUAGUGCUAAACCCACCAUUCAUGUGGCUUGCCCCCUUUUAGCCCCCCUAUAAAAGUAUAAAACUCGCCUUAUUUCCAUUGCCGCAUGGGUCCGCCGGUGCUGGCACCACCCCAUUUGUGACAUCAUCGAAAUGGCCGAUUUUAAGCCAAUCCAAUGCUUUCACCAUUGGGAAAGCAUUGGAUUGGCUCAAAUCUGCACAGGGCGGGCCAAAUGUCAUUUAGCCAAUCGGGACCUUGAAUCAAUGCAUCUCUAUGAGUAAAAGUUCAGCGUCCCCAUGCAGAGUGCGGGGACGUUGAACGGCAGGGCUGCUUACUGUGCAGCCCUGAGCAAGGAAGCCAAUCCAAUGGCCACUUGGAGGUGACCCUAGGGAUAAUGUAAACAUUGCCUUUUCUCUAAAAAGGCAGUGUUUGCAUGAAAAUGCCUGAAGGGACAUAUUAUACUCACCAGAACAACUACAUUAAGCUGUAGUUGUUCUGGUGUCUAUUGUGUCCCUUUAAACAACAAAAUGGCCUCUGAAACGCUCACGCAGCUGGACUAAGGUAGUUGAAUAGUACCUAUUAAAGAACAUGUUUUCAAUCUUGAGCAAGUCACUUGCUGGUCUGGAAUCUUAUGGGGGGUGGGGGAGGAGUAAAUGUAGAGUACCAGGUAGAAUGUAGAAAAAGUGAUCUACACCAAUGCUUUAAUUUCAAAUCGUUGUAAAAAUGUAUUGUUUUUAGAUUCUUCCUGUUGCUGAGGGGCUGAUGCCUCCUUGGCCACGUUGAUAAUAUUAAAGUAACACUGCAUAAGCACUGACCAUUUUAUCCAACCUGGGUGACAUUGAUUGGCUUAAAGUGCUGUGAGCAAGAUAAGGGGCCAACAAUAUAUAAUUUUGAAAUAAAAUGUAAACUCCCCACCUGGAAACACAGUGUAAGACCUCUGGCAGCAGUAACUUGCCACAGUGGCUGUCCAUGGUUUGUCAUUAUGGUUACCCACUGUGAAUAUAGCGUUCGUGGCUCCAGUAAUCGUCAUCCUAAAAUACCAGUUCAAAACUAUGACUUGGGUGAAAUCUUUCUACAGCUAUCGCAAUGAAGUAUCUUUACACAGAGGAGUGUUAGCUUAAGAGUUACCAAGGCUAAAAGUUGAUUUGUGUUUUUCCUUCUAAUACACUUCUCUCUUGUUUUUUGAUUUAUAUUAAUAUUACAUUUUAUGUCAUUCGUAUUUUGGUUUCUGUAAAAUAAAAUUUGAGCCUCUAAUGCUCAUUGAAUAAAUAUUUAGCACUUUCAUUUGAUUAUUUAAUUUGGUCGUAGGUAAGUCGUUAUCAGAAUCUGUUUAUCUUGACUAGAAAUUGAUAAAAUAGAAUUAUCAAGCUGUCGGCCAAAGAAGUCUUGCAGAUAAGUAAUACUGGAGACUGAAGAAAUUCAGAAAGUAAACAAAGGAAAUUAGACAUCAGUUUUGUGGAUGUUUUGGAAGAUUGAAGAAUGUAUGGAUCUAGCACUGUAUAAACAAACUGAAAUGGGAAAGGUUUUAGCUGGAAAAAUUGACAUUAUGGACAAUAAACAUAAACUGCUACUGACUAAAUAUGUUCUGGCGAUUCCAAAUUGACAUGCUCUAUGUAAACUACAUACGUAUUUUUUUUUUUUCCUGAAUCGUUUUUGAACGGGAAAAAAAAUCAGUUUAAAUUACACACACUGUAUUAUUGUUCUUCUUUUGUGGCUUGGUUUACUUAAAGCGGCACUGUCAUGGCCGAAUCCUUUUUUUUUUUUAACUCCCGACUCCACUACUACUAUCUAAUUGUCCCCCUACUUACCACCAAAUGCCCCUAAGCCCCCCAGCUUACCUAUUUUUGCAUUUUUAUUUUGUGUCCGGACCUAGGUCCUGGGUGCCGCCAUCUUUGUGUGGGUAGAUGAAGUCCCUGUGGGAUACGUCAUCUGCCCACACUAGAUAGCGCUGUGAAAUUCCCGCGCAUGCCCAGUGAAACACUUGGGCGUGCGAAGGAAAAUUCAUCUAUUCAUUCAUUCGUCAGAAAGACGAAUAGAUGAAUAGAAAUGUCAAACUAAUGAACAAGGACCUCUUCGUUCGUUCGGUUUAUUACAAGGUGGGAGCUACCGGCCCGCAGUGAGCAGCCACUGUUGUAAAACCUCCCCCCCCCCCUCUCUAACAAAUGGCCCCAUGGGGGGGCCUCUCUUAAGUAGCCUGGGGGGGGACAUAGUGAGGGCUCGGGGGGCUUUAAAAGAAAACCAGGAGCAUAAGGUCCCCCAGGAGCAGCGGGUGGGGGCCCUAAAAGAAAAUGUAGGGGGGGAGACCUAUUGUCACCCCCAUCCAUGAGCGAUGGAUGGGGGCCCUAAAUUUAAUAGGGGGGCCUACUGACCUCCCACCCAUGAACGGCAGAUGGGGGUCCUAAAUUAAAAUGAGAGGGGGGCGGGAUAGGCCUAGUGGCCUCCCCUCGGCACCCACCCCUGAGCGGCAUGUAGGGGCCCUAAAUAAAAAUGGGGGGGGGCCUAUAGACCCCCCCGUCCCCUACCCAUGAGAGGAGGGUGGGGGCCCUAAAUGAAAAUGGUGGUGGGGGGGGGAAAACUAUCGUCCCAUGGGUGGGGGCUAAAUCUAAACCCCCUCCUCCCAGGUGACUAGGGGUCUACAAGCCCAUAGUCACACCCCCCACAAAAAAUUAAUUCCUACCUAUCCUCUCACCCUAAAAAUAGUGAGGGGGGGGAACGAGACGACUAAAUCCCUGUAAAUAAAAAAUAGCUUACCAUUUGAUGCAGUUUUCCUGACACUAUAUAAUCCUUGGGGGACCCUCACCCUCAGUGUCCCCCUCCCGCAGCGCAAAGGGGUUAAAACUCCUUCAGCCACUUACCUUUAUCCAGCGCCGGGCUCCCUCGGUGCUGGUGACCACUCCUCCCCCGCCGACGUCAGCUCCCGAGUGGAGCAGAAUGCUUUCCUAUGGACGAUCUGCACGAUGGAUGCGAAAUUCGCAUCCAGCAUCGCAGAUGCGCCUCUAGCGGCUGUCAUGAAGACAGCCACUAGAGGUUGGAUUAACCCCUAAUGUAAACAUAGCAGUUUCUCUGAAACUGCUAUGUUUACAUCUGAAGGGUUAAAACCUGAGGGACCUGGCACCCAGACCACUUCAUUGAGCUGAAGUGGUGAUGGUGACUAUAGUGUACCUAGUGUACCUUUAAAGUUUGUACAGGUCAGAGAGAAGUAUAGCUUCCUCUUUGAUGCCACUGAGGUUUGUGUUGGGGGUUUUGGGUCUAAUCCUUGAGUGUUUCACCAACCAUUAUUUUGUGUCUAUUUGGAACAUGAAUGUGGGGAGCCACUUUCUGUGCAACCUCGAGCUUGCUAGGAGCAUUGUGUGGAAAUUCAUUCAGCUGCAUUAUGUCUGACUCUGGACAUUUUCUUGUUAAAGUUGUAGAAAUAUUUCUGAAAUUGAAUAAAACAGAUUUAAGUACGCGACCCUAGCCGUGGUCUCGAGGUCCGGGCCCAGCUUUCCCACACUUCUCCAGGGCCGUCUCUGGACGUUCGUGCUGGAUAAUGAAUCUUUAGAAUAAACACAAGCAAAUUCACACCACUUUCUCCCUGUGUUAUCUCAGCAGAACUGCAUCCCGUUAUAAAUCAGUGGAUCCAUGUUAUUGCAGAAUUAAUCCACCCACGUAGCUCAUCUGUCGUACAUACUCCAGUUUUAAGCUUGCACAGAAAUGCAAAGCGUUAAGGCUUUCAUACCAGUGUACUUCAAAAAACACAACUUUAUUUCUUCGCACCAAUACACCUCCUCUAAUUCAGGCUAUAUAACUUGAUUCCGUCACACAAUUCCAUCUCCCCUACGUCACACUACUACACCUCCCCUGCUUCAGACUGUGUUCCCUUGCAUUAUUCCACCUCCUGUACUUUAAACUGUGAUUUAUUUUAAUUUAAUUCCCUUAUAUUAUUUUUGAGUUCUCUACUUUAACCCAUGCAUCUUUAUUUCUUUGUGGUGUUUGUCUACAAGCAGUCUUAUUCCUUUUAGACAUUUCUACUUUUCUUUGCUUCAUCCCACACAGCUUUAUUCCCACACACUUUCCCAGCACCUGCUUUACAAAACACAGCUUAAUUCUCUCGCUCUGUUCUACCUUCUGUAUGUUACGCAGCAAAGCACUUUUUCUUCACAUUUUAUUAUUUUAUUAUUCCUCCAUUUUAAACCAUGAAAAUUCCCUGAUACACUUUCAGAUAGAUAUAAAUGAAAUCUAUACACUGCCAGCUUGAUCGUCUGCAUAUAUAUAGUUUCAUUGAUAUUGAUAUUAACUGAAAUUCACUUCUGCCACACACAAUAUGGCUUCCUGGAAUAUCAGAUCAGCUGUACAUGUUGUCACCCUGCCUGACAUAAAUUAGUUUGUAGGCUUUAUAUCAUAGAACUGCCAAAUUAUGUAAAUAUUGAUUACUUUGUAUCUAUAGAUUUGCUAGCAAUUCAGUUGGCAUGGUGUAUAGAUUACAUUUUAUGAUUGUAGUAAUGACAGGUGUAAUUUAACACAUGAAACACAAAAAAACUGUAAAAUAACUGUUUUACCUGCUGUAUUACAAACUGAAACGUUAGCCCACCAUUUAUUUAUUUUUUACUUCCAACAGUGCAUCUUUAUUCCUUUGCAUUAUUAUUCCUCCUACACUUUGAACCAUGCAGCUUUAUUCUCUCACACUUCCCCCCUUUAGAGUGUAUUUUGAUUUUCCUCAUCAUAUCACAUCUCCUCUACUUCAAACCAUGAAAAUGUAUAGCUUCAUAUGUUCGACCUCCUCUACUUCAAACUGGAAAACGAUUCAUUCUCUGUUCUAUUACCUUGACAUCAAGCCAUGCAACUUUAUUACUGCACACUGUUCUACCUGUAUAUUUAAAGCUUGCAAAUCAUAUCCAUGUAUUCUAAAUGUUAGUUGUUUAAGAGGAAAAUAUCUAAUGUUCAUGUGAUUCUCAUAUGGACAUCUCUAUAACCUCUUAAUACAGUCAUGUUAAUCAGCUGUGAUUUAUUUACCAGUAUGGAGUUCCUUGUUUCACUGUUGGAUAAGAAUCCCUGUGACUACUUUUAUUGGUCCUUGACGAGGUGUAGCCUGCAUGACUGCGCAUGUGAUUUAAAACAUUCUUAGAAUAUUUAAUUACCCUCCCCUGAUUGUAAUGAAGCUGUCAUAGUAAUAGAAAUGGAUAAUACCAGUGAUUAUACAGGAUGGGGGGGGGCUUUACACUCUAAUAAUUAUAAUUUUGUUUCUUGCGGUCUAGACGUAUUCUGGGCUGUUCUGCGUUGUCAUCAAUCCCUACAAGAACCUCCCCAUCUAUUCAGAAAAUAUAAUUGAGAUGUAUCGAGGAAAAAAGCGCCAUGAGAUGCCGCCGCACAUUUAUGCCAUUUCAGAGUCUGCCUACCGCUGCAUGCUUCAAGGUAAGAAGGACACACAGGACCCCAAAUUAUUGAAUCUGACUGAAUAAGUAGAGAUUUGUGGUUCAUCCAUCUCUGUUGUGUGCGAAAGUUCAAAGCUCUGUGGGCCAUAAAUGUCUAUAUAAUUCUCACUUAUUUUAGAUAUAUAUAUUUUUUUUUAACAAUCAGAUUCAAGAGAUCCCUUCUAUGGUAAAACAGUAGGAGUAGUAAUCCUCUGAAAUGAAAGAUUAAAGAAGGUGGUUAUCUUUUUACUGGAAAUAUUCAGUGGGUAUAACCACGGAUAGAGGAAGUUAAAGGGUGGGGAGGAGAAAAUAAAAGAAAGGAGAGAGAAAAAAAAAAAGAGAGAGAGAAAUGUCCGCCCAGCAAACUCCCCGACAGGGUCCAUUAAAAUCAAUUAUUUUUUUUUAAUAAAUUCUUUUUAAAAAUCUGAUUUUUGUUUUCUUACUUAAAGGACCACUAUAGUGCCAGGAAAAUAUACUAGCCCCCACCCUCAGGGUCCCCCUCCCGCCGCGCUCUGGGUAGAGGAAAAGGUUAAAUCUUACCUUUUUUCCAGCGCCGGGCGUGGAGCACUACUCCGCCUCUCCGCCUCCGAUCCUCCUCUUCGGCUGAAUGCGCAUGCGCGGCAGGAGCUGGGCGCGCAUUCAGCCGAUCUCAUAGGAAAGCAUUUAUAAUGCUUUCCUAUGGACACUGGCGUGAGAAGCACGCAAACGCCUCUAGCAGCUGUCAAUGAGACAGCCACUAGAGGCUGUAUUAACCCUAUUAUAAACAUAGCAGUUUCUCUGAAACUGCUAUGUUUAUUAAAAAAGGGGUUAAUUCUAGAGGGACCUGGCACCCAGACCACUUCAUUAAGCUGAAGUGGUCUGGGUGCCUAGAGUGGUCCUUUAAAUAAGUUUUUUUUUUUUUUUAAUGAAAUACUGUUACUGACAGAAUUAAAUUACAAGCUUUAAAAAACAGAUUGGGACAAGCACUGUCUCCAGCUCAUUUUCACGCAAACACUGUCAAUAUCCGAUACCAGGCUCAAACCUUAUAUGCUGAGGAAGAGGAGUUAGCCAUGACAUGGGUAUCCAGCAAUCAUCCAUUUCUACUGCCAACUAUAAUAAGCUUCAGAGCUAAGUGGAAACCAUUCUAGAAAUAUGUUUGCUGAUGAUGUUUUACAGAAAGUCACACUAGUGAACAAAGCUGUAUUCCUGGCACUGUAACUCCCUCUGCCUCCCUGGCCGUGGAAAAUAAAGGGGUAGUAACCCUUUAUUUACUUAACUGAUUCGUGAUUCGUUGGCUCUGCCUCCUCCAACGUCCCUGGAUGAGUAGUCUCUCUGGAACUGCAAUGUUUUACAUUGCUGCACCCAGACCACAUCAAUGAGCUGAAGUGGUCUGGGUGCCUAUAGAGUCAGUUUAAGCACCUGGAUUCAGAAAUUGUUUCAAGUAAUGACUUCACUUUUAACAGCAGUGGCAUCUUCUGCUGGCGUUGAUAGAAUAUUUAAUCCUUUGGACUUGUUCACUAUAGUGAGAAUUCGGUUGUUACCCAGCAUAGCAGGAAAACUUGAUUUGCUUUUCCAGAUUAUGAAUAAACAAGAGAAUUAAGAUGAGUGAGCUGCAGAAGACCACGUUUUAAGUUUUUCAUGUGGACCCUGCUGAUGUAUGCAAUUUUACGUUUUUUUGUUUGUUUGAUUUUUUUUUUUUAAUAAAGAUAUUUUGUUUAAUCACUUUAGUUAAUAAACGUUGAUGUUUAAACAGAUACAAGAAUAUGUAUGCCAUAUAAAGUGUUAUUGUUUUGGUUAAAGUAGCUCUCCAAAUAUGAGUGAUUAACCUAUUAAUCACUCAUAUUACCACAACCACCACCCUACUACCUCCAAAACCAACCCCCACUCCUCCUAAUAAUUUUUUUACCUAUUAAAGUAAAAUCAGUUCUGAUAUCUAAAUAUGAAAUUUCAUCUGGUUGCAAAUAUUAAAGAUUAUAACUACCACCAAGAAAGAGUUGUUGCAUUUAAAAAUCUUGCUUUAAGUCGACUUGAUUCAUUCUGAACAAUGGCAGAGCAAUCUAUCCGGGGGAGGGAAUGACGUCCAACCCGUGGGACCAGGUUUUUGUUUUUUUUAAACAUUCCUCAGCAGUAUUGUUUAUUGUAUGUUUUUAAAGUUCCUCCACCCCCAGUUCACCUUAAUUUUCUUGACCUCAAACAAUUGUUUAGAUUUAGGCCCUGUACGCUAUGCUCUGGCUGCUAUAGUUCUAACGUGGUCUGUUGCAGUUAGUUCUAUGGUUUCGCAUCUAUUAUACAGCUUUCUGGAGUACAUUGGUUCUUUGUUAGUUGUCAUAAAAAUAAACCCAUCACCUUGUGCUCGGUAUGUUUGCUAGGCCACCAGCGUGUUGACGUUCAAGAAUUUCUGUUGUAACUCUUACUGGAAUGCCAAGAGCCACCUGCGCUAUAUUAAGCUAAGCUUGAUAUAGCCAUAGUUUGGGAAUAAAUCCAUAUGUAGGUGUUUAUAUAAAGCUUUUGAUUAACUAUAGCUUGUACACACAAGUACAGGCGUUCUCUCUUUAGUAAUUAUUUGAAUUUUUGUUACACUUUAUCUGCACAGAUUAACACGGUCUUAAUGUUUCACCUCCUCAACCAUUUAGAAUUCUUUAUUCUGGUGAUGGUGUGUUUACUUCUGAAGCUGGCACUCCAUUCCACCCCUUGUAAAUUUAUCAACCACCCAUACAGCUUCUCUAAUCCAAGCAGCAAAUCCAUAGGACAUAUUUGUGGUGAAAAAGCAUUAUUAUAUUGUAAAUAUGUGUCUCCACUGGCACAGGCUACUGAAUCUGUAAAAUUCUUAUAUCUGUAUAGCAGUCUACGAAUCUUAUAUCUUUAUACUAGUCGGACAUUGAAAGGGUCAUGUGACUUUCUAGUGCUGUAUACACCUCUUUCCCCUGCCCCCUCUUUUGCAGAGAAAGGAAUUGUGUGUCUCUAAAGAUCAAUAAGGAAUUCUGGAAACGGUCGCAGUGAUGGCUGCUGCUUAAUUACCCUGAAACUCCGUAAUUCAGUUUUGCUGAGUGGCCAUGAAUUUCUCAUCAAUAUAUAUGAGGUCAGACAGGUGUAGGUGGAAGCCUCCCUGGUUCCUAUAGGAAUUUUCUAAUAAAAACGUCAGCCAGACGGGGAGAAGGGCAAGUGAGUUCCAGACCUCUUGCUAUUCUGCGCUGCCAUCUCCAGAACCCCCUCUCUCCCGUUUCCUCCCAGACUCCCCCAGCUCAGUGUUUGUAAUGUCUGGCAGGGCCUUGCUAGCAAGGAAACCAUUGUCUUCUGUUUCCAGCCUCCAGGCCUGUUUAACUCCUCGGUGGCCAGCUGCCUAGCACUGUGCAUGAGGUUUUGAUUCCUUUACAAGAGUUUGUUCUCGUUCUUACAAUCUCAACAGCUUUAGAUGUGCGGUUAUAGUGUACAUAGAAAAACGGCACUUUAAAAAUGAAAAAUAUAUAUAUAUAUAAAUGAUUAACUAAUUACCAUAUACCAUUGCUUACUCAUGCCAUGUUGCCGUCCGUUAUACUAAAUGAUGGGUUUAUCCUUUUACUGUUGUUUUUUUGUUUUCGCUCCUUGUUAAUUUUAUGUAUAUUUAUUAUGUUCAUAUAUUGAUAAUGAUUUAGUGGUUCUGUUGCACAUUUGUACUAGUGUUUGUAUAGUUUGAUGUGUAAAAUAUAAUACUGAUGGUUUACUGGAUAUGUCAGUUGAGCAUAUUUUAUUUAGAUGUUGAAUAUUGAAUAUCUCCUCCUAUACCUGAUAAAGCUGCAUUUAUUGGCUCGAGUUAAAGAUAUGUGAUAUUAGAACUAAUGUAAUCGCAAAGACGAAUUGCGGGAUGUGUCACUUGGGGAGGUUACUUAUAGCUGAUUUAGGUAAGUUAAGGCUGUAUAUGGGUGAUAAAGUGUACCAUUUGGUAAGGCUGUAUAUGGGUGAUAAAGUGUACCAUUUGGUAAGGCUGUAUAUGGGUGAUAAAGUGUACCGUUUGGUAAGGCUGUAUAUGGGUGAUAAAGUGUACCAUUUGUUCAGGCUGUAUAUGGGUGAUAAAGUGUACCAUUUGGUAAGGCUGUAUAUGGGUGAUAAAGUGUACCGUUUGGUAAGGCUGUAUAUGGGUGAUAAAGUGUACCAUUUGUUCAGGCUGUAUAUGGGUGAUAAAGUGUACCGUUUGGAAAGGCUGUAUAUGGGUGAUAAAGUGUACCAUUUGUUAAGGCUGUAUAUGGGUGAUAAAGUGUACCAUUUGGUAAGGCUGUAUAUGGGUGAUAAAGUGUACCAUUUGGUAAGGCUGUAUAUGGGUGAUAAAGUGUACCGUUUGGUAAGGCUGUAUAUGGGUGAUAAAGUGUACCAUUUGUUCAGGCUGUAUAUGGGUGAUAAAGUGUACCAUUUGGUAAGGCUGUAUAUGGGUGAUAAAGUGUACCAUUUGGUAAGGCUGUAUAUGGGUCUAAAGACAUCCUUGUAAGGCUGUAUAGUCAAAAAAGUGAGAUUUGUUGCAGAGGGAUGCAGCACUCUUAAAAUUGCAAAGCUUCUGAAGCGUGAUCAUCGAACAAUCAAGCGUUUCAUUCAAAAUAGUCAACAGGGUCGCAAGAAGCGUGUGGAAAAACCAAGGCGCAAAAUAACUGCCCAUGAACUGAGAAAAAGUCAAGCGUGCAGCUGCCACGAUGCCACUUGCCACCAGUUUGGCCAUAUUUCAGAGCUGCAGCAUCACUGGAGUGCCCAAAAGCACAAGGUGUGCAAUACUCAGAGACAUGGCCAAGGUAAGAAAGGCUGAAAGACGACCACCACUGAACCAGACACACAAGCUGAAACGUCAAGACUGGGCCAAGAAAUAUCUCAAGACUGAUUUUUCUAAGGUUUUAUGGACUGAUGAAAUGAGAGUGAGUCUUGAUGGGCCAGAUGGAUGGGCCGUGGCUGGAUUGGUAAAGGGCAGAGAGCUCCAGUCCGACUCAGACGCCAGCAAGGUGGAGGUGGAGUACUGGUUUGGGCUGUAUCAUCAAAGAUGAGCUUGUGGGGCCUUUUCGGGUUGAGGAUGGAGUCAAGCUCAACUCCCAGUCCUACUGCCAGUUCCUGGAAGACACCUUCUUCAAGCAGUGGUACAGGAAGAAGUCUGCAUCCUUCAAGAAAAAACAUGAUUUUCAUGCAGGACAAUGCUCCAUCACACGCGUCCAAGUACUCCACAGCGUGGCUAGCAAGAAAGGGUAUAAAAGAAGAAAAUCUAAUGACAUGGCCUCCUUGUUCACCUGAUCUGAACCUCAUUGAGAACCUGUGGUCCAUCAUCAAAUGUGAGAUUUACAAGGAGGGAAAACAGUACACCUCUCUGAACGGUGUCUGGGAGGCUGUGGUUGCUGCUGCACGCAAUGUUGAUGGUGAACAGAUCAAAACACUGACAGAAUCCAUGGAUGGCAGGCUUUUGAGUGUCCUUGCAAAGAAAGGUGGCUAUAUUGGUCACUGAUUUGUUUUGUUUUGUUUUUGAAUGUCAGAAAUGUAUAUUUGUGAAUGUUGAGAUGUUAUAUUGGUUUCACUGGUAAUAAUAAAUAAUUGAAAUGGGUAUAUAUUUGUUUUUGUUAAGUUGCCUAAUAAUUAUGCACAGUAAUAGUCACCUGCACACACAGAUAUCCCCCUAACAUAGCUAAAACUAAAAACAAACUAAAAACUACUUCCAAAAUAUUCAGCUUUGAUAUUAAUGAGUUUUUUGGGUUCAUUGAGAACAUGGUUGUUGUUCAAUAAUAAAAUUAAUCCUCAAAAAUACAACUUGCCUAAUAAUUCUGCACUCCCUGUAUAUGGGUGAUAAAGUGUACCAUUUGUUGAGGUUCUGCUUGAGCCUCUUGUCAAACUGUCCAUCCGUACUGGAUGUGCGCCAUUGUUGCUCAUCUAGUAACUCCAAGCCUGUGAAUUCCAUCUUAACAAUGCUGACUAUCAGAGAGAUCCUGGCAGUGUUUAGCAGUUGGCAGUACGCAGUGUCAUUGGCAAACAGAUCCUUUUGACAAGUUCCCUGUUAAGAUGGCACAGAUCUGGGAACAGCCCUCCUAGCUUAGUUUGACCCAUAUGGUUCAGUAUUAAGUGUCCUUCAAUGUUCUUUGGUUUCUGCUGCCAGGAUGUAUGUCCUCUCUCACCUGGCAACCUGUGGUCCAAACACUGUCCUUUCAUUUUCUGUCAUAGUCUCAUUCACACAUACAAAUAGAUUAGUCAUAUUACCCUACACCUGCAGCUCAGUAUACCAAUUCAUAGUUCUCUCUCUGUCAUCUUCUCAUUUUCUCUCAUUGUGUCUUCUCAAACCUUCACACAUCUUGCCAAAUAACACGUUGUCAGUGUAAAAUCAGCUGAGAAAUGUCUUUGUAAGGAGCUGGUCAUUCUCAGUAAUUGCUUGAAAGUUAAUCCAUUUUCUAUUUGUUUUUUUGUUUUUUUACCUGGCUUAUCCAUACAGUGCACUGAAUAAAAUGUUACAUCAGUUUCGGAUGUGCGAUGUUCUAAGCGCGGCCUAAAUUACUUUUCAAUGAUUGGGAUUGUAAUGGUUUUUGUGUUUCGUUUGGUAAUUGAUAGAGAGUGUGCUUUCAGUGGAUAUUGGGGUAAGGCGGAGAGAAGGGGUACUGUUUCUGGGCGUUUAGGUGAGAUGGAGGAAGAUGAUAAUUUCAAUAAUGAAGUGAGGUGGGAAGAAAAAGUGCUGUUGGUGGGUAUUGGCAUGGGGGAAAAUGUUUCCAGUCCGUGUUAGGUGAAGAAGUGUGAGAAUGGGCUUUUGAUUGGUGAUGGGCUAAUGUGGUGGGAGAAAAGUUAGAUUUUACUUGGCACUGGGGUAAGAGGAAGGAGGUACUUGUGGAUGGCAUUGGUGGUGAACAAGAAAGUUGAUUGUGCUAGGUAUUCAUGUUAGGGGGAGAUAGAAAGUGUCCUGUCUGAGACUUCGAUUGUGGCUUAUAGUGGUUAUAAAGGAACGAGAAUUUUUUAUUUCUUUAUAUAUAUAUAUAUUUAUUUAUUUUUACUGCUGUGCACAUAUUUUGGCUAAAGGGGGAAGCAGGAGACAUCAGACUUAGACCUUCAAAAUAAUGAGUCUGUAGAACGAAAACCAAAUGUUGUAUUAUUUGAUGCAUGCCCAAUAACCUGUUUCUAUUGACUAAAAGCAGCUUCCCAAAUACAGGCUUUCACGUCGGCUUUUGAAGUCAGUCUCUCCAUUUACCGAUAACAUUCCAGCCUGACGCGGGAAUAUUUCUGCCUUUUGAUUUAUCGCUUGUCUGCUUUGUCUUUUGGAUGUCUUGUUGUUUUUCAGCCAUGGAGACAAUGUGUUGUUGACACUGUCAAGAUGUUGAAAAUGUCUACACGUAUCGCCUGCUCCCUUUUCAACUUUGUUUGUCACCAGACUCCAUGAAGAAAAAUCUGUGAAUUAGUCUGUUGAAUGAAUUCCAGCUGUACACCAUAUUUCAUAUGUCGGCCAGUAGAAUGACAUAUAGCUGAGAGAUAAGUAACUUUGAAAUUAUCCGCACAAAGAUGGGAGUCGACAAUUAAUAACUCAGGUGCAGAACGAUUCCAGGAUCUCUUGAGGUCCGCCAGUUCUACACCUAACUCCUGAAUUCUUUAGAGUGUAUGUAAUAAAUGUGGAACUCUGCAACCGUGAUGGCCCACCUUUUAGACUUAAUGGACCCCUCUCCAUAUGGUUGAUCUGCCAGAAUUACUGACUGUUGAGGUUCUUGUGCUUUUAAUACUAUAAUGGAUACUAUACUUUUAUUAUAGUCUUUAGUUCACAGAUUACAGAUAUCCUGAAAAUGUCCAAAAAGAUCCAUGAUUGCCUGAUUCAGAUUCACUCUGAUUUAUAGGCGAUACAUUCAUAUCCUGGUUAUUUGGAUUUGUCCUACUGUUUGCUUAUCAGUAUCUGACCUGCCAUUGCCCCUGACAGCUAGCCGAUGAUUAGUUAUCUGAUAUAUUAAUGCUGUGCACUACAUCUGUAUUGUGUUUAGAUGGCCGGGCCUUGUUAAGAGAAACAAGCUUUAAAUCCCAGCUGGUUUACAACAGCCCCCAUAUGUUUGUAUUUAAGGUUCUAUGCUAAUUUUCUGGUCUAAGAAGGCUAGUUUGAAUGCAGAUGCCCCUGUGCAAAAUGACAAAAGACAAAAAAUGACAAAAGAAGUUCCUAUUUUCUGUGGACCAUCUUGUAGAUGUAGAGAGGCUGGGAAGGCCACGGCCCAGUCAUUCCCUAUUCUGCAUGCAAAAUGUGUUUUGGUGGAUAUCACACAAACAAUGUUAUUCAGGAAAGUGAGAAUUCAUAGUAUAUCUCACAUUUAAAUGGAUACUAUAGGCAUUAAGACUACUUUAGCUUAAAGAAACACUAUAGGCACCCAUACACUUAAUCUUAUUGAAGUGGUCCGGGUACAGUGUCCCUGUUACCUUAACAUUUUACAUGGUGGGGAGGGGGUGGUAGAGGAUUCCACUGCUCAUUUCUCUGACAUUUAGGAGUUAAAUCACUUGGUUUAUACAACCAGUCACAGUCUUCCUAAAAAAAGGGUUUCAUUUUUCAACCAGACGUUAACUUGCUUUAGACGUUUUUAUCUUCUACUCUGUAAAUCGAACUUUAAUGACGCACAAGUCUCCUGCAGAUUCAAGAAGGCUGUUAACAGAUUAAUCAGAAUGUGCAAUAAAGGUACCUAGAAUAUCUAGGUUCAUUUUCUGGAAGUGUUUAGGAGGGCUGUGUAAGUCACAUCCCGGGAAAUGUGACUAGUUCUGCAUAAACAAAGUGAUUUAACUCCUAAAUGGCAAAGAACCUAGCAGUGAAACUGCAGGGUGUCCCUUUAAGGCCAAAUUUAAAGCAGAGGUGAAUUACAUCUUUUUUUCUUUUUUUUUGCCUAAUUUGACCUUAAAUUGAAAUUCACUUUGUUGUAUAUCCCUGAAAGGGGCAAAUGAACCCUAAAAGUGCAAUAUUUAAACAUUGUAGAAAUAUGUCAGUGAGCUGAAUCCAAAACUUUAGAAACCCUUUAAGAGGGUUACUUACCUUUGACCCUAACCCUUCAGGCACUAUUUGGAUUUGUUGUCUGCUGAGAUUUUAAUUUUUAUAUAUUUACAGUAUUUUACAUGUGGAUUAAGAUUAUCAUGAAAAUCCCAAAGUGUGCAUUUAGAAUACAUAUUUAAUGGAAUAUUCGAGCUUUGAUAUGGCCGUUUAAUCUUUCAUGGAGUGAUUAGCACAGAUUUCCACUUUUCAUGUAGAAUCUUGUCUUCUCAGACACAUUUCCUUACUUGAUUACUAAAUCUAAUUGUCCCCCAGCAGCUGUCUCUCUCAUUUUUGAUAAAUGAUGAGCCUUUGCAUGUUAAAGUAUGGAGAUUAAUUGUCCUCCUCAAAAAAUAUAUGUCCAUCCAUUUUCUAAGCACUGCUUGUGGACAUCAUGUUCUAAGAUUUCAUGUUUAAAUUUUGGGGGGUCUUUAACAAAGACAUCCUCUUUGCAAUUCAAUAACAUGUAUUUAUGCAUACUUGGUUGUGAAGGAGUUAAUGUUAGAGGGAAUUAAUGAACAAAAACUUUGAUUUGAUUUGACACCCCUACCUCUUCCAGCUCACUGCUCUUUCUGGCUUUCAGUUUCAUAAACUCCCACCCAACCCCCCUCCAGACCCUCAAGUAUUGCUUAAUCAAUCCCCUUCGUGACACAGUGAGCCACACAAUUAAACAGCAACUUGGCAUAUUGUAAAGUUCACUUGCCUCUGAGACUGCAAUUUUAGGAUAAUAUUCUGUAAUACGAGCUGAAAGUCUCCAAUCUUUUAGAAAUGAUUUAAUUUAAUAAAAUGUUUUGUUUUGUUGUUGUUGCUAGGCAUUGUGGGACUUGUAGUUUGAUCAUAGCUGCCUGCUACAUGUUAUUUGGUUUAUUGAAUAUCACAAUUGAUACAUUGUUGAGAUCCACUGUAACUAUGUACUUGUCUACUUAGAUCCUUGGGUUUGUGUAGAGGCCACAACAGUACAAUCCGAACAAACUGUUUUCUAAAUAGCAUUUGGAGUCCGCUUGCUCUCAUUGUCUCAUGUUUUUGUAAUGGGAAAGAUCUGUUCCUUCACCAGUGGCGGAGUUAAUGCUCAUUGCACUAAACGCUUUCAUAUGACCAACAUGUGGCUGUCAUUACUGCAAGUAACUGGGUGGAACAGGUGCACGACAACAACCCUUUGAUCAAAAUACUAGAUGGUUCAGGACAGCAGUCUGUGUGUUCCCUUCACUGCGGGGUGCCAUUACCCCAUCAUUUAGCCUUUUAUUUCCCAGUGCUUGUUAUCGAGAGCAAUGUAAUCCUUUUUUAAUGUGACAGAUGCCAUUGGUAGUUUUUAUAUAAAAUAGUAAAGUUGCCAGUAUUUAUCAUGAUUUUGAUUAGCAUAAACGAUCAAUUCUGUGAACUGCUGGGCUGUGCAUGAAAAGUGCUAUCCAUAGAAUCCAUAUGUUGCCAGUAUAAUAUAUAUCAAUCACAUGGGGUUCCUUUGGGGUUCUGUCUGUGAUUGAAGGGACACUAUAAUUACCAGAACAAUUACAGCUUGUUAUAUCUGUUCUGGUGAGUAGAAUCAGUCCCUUCAGACUUUUUGCAGUAAAUACUGUCUUUUCAGAGAAAAUGCAGUGUUUACAUUACAGCCUAGAAUUACCUCCACUGGCCACUCCUCAGAUGACUGCUAGAGGUGCUUCCUGUGGCAGUGCUGCAGAGUAAGCAGCACUGCAAUUCAGUUUAUCCACCCUCUGCAUUAAGACACUCAACCUUCCUCAUAAAGAUGCAUUGAUUCAAUGUAUCUCUUCGAGGAGAUGCUGAUUGGCCAGGGCUGUGUUUGGCUCGUGCUUCCUUGACCGUCUCAGCCAAAUCCUUGGGGCUAGAUAGUGGUUUUAACACUUUAGGGUCAAGAAUAAAUGUUUGUGUUCGUGACCCUGUAGUGUUCAUUAAUUGGUAUUCAUAUAAAUUCUAGAUAUUGCCAGGGAGAAUUUUUCAAGCACUGCUCAACAACCUGCAGAAUAUAUUGGUGUCGGAAACAUGGCGAUCUGGAAACCCAACCAAUGGUAGCAGGUGCUCUUUCACUGAUAUGGUUAGUGUCCGUGAAUAUCCAAUUUUCAAAAAAAAAUAAUUGCUAAAUAGUGAGGGUUUUUUUUGUUUUUGCAGAGUUAUGCAAUAGAAGCAAAUAGAAUACUAAAAAAGUCAGAUUAAUUGGCUAUUUUGUCUGACCUAAGUUUGGCCAGAUUUUGUACACUUCUUAUCACUAACCAGGUAGAAAUGGCGACUGCUCCCUUAGUAAGAUUAUCUCUGAAUUCCAGCAACAUGGGAAUCCAAUGUUGUGUAUUUCUGCUAUAGAAAAUUCUCUACGAUUGGGCAUUACCUACUUUGUUCGGAAAAUAAGCUCAUAACUGAUCAGGUCACACUCCUCCUGCCAGUGCUGUAUCUCUAUGCUGGAAGAUUAAUGACAAUUGACAUUGAAUGACAAUACACCUUCAAAGUCAAAGUACAAUGCAGACUUCACUCAAAUCUUACAUUAUAAAUUAACAUAACCCAAAAAAGGGGAAUAAAAAGAACUAAGAUGGGAGAGGACGCUUACAUGGGCUGUCACACGUUGAUAAUGGACACAGAAAGUAUAUUUCAAUGAUGCCCAAUUUAGGCAUAGGCUGACAGUCCCUCCUUUACAUUAUUAUUUUAUUAUUUAUAUAGCGCCAGCAAAUUCUGUAGCGCUGUACAAGGAGUGGACUAACAGACACGUAAUUGUAACCAGACAAAUGGACGCACAGGAACAGAGGGGUUGAGGGCCCUGCUCAAUGCGCUUACAUGCUACAUAACAAAUAGCCAUCAUCUUGGGCCUUGAGCUGGGGCUUACUUAUUCACCACUUCAGUUGUUAAUUCACAUUUAUUUAGUCUAUUUCCUUUGUUAUAAUCUUAUCCCUCAGCAAAUCAACAGCCUGGAGAAUAUGGUCUAGGUAUUUCAACAGCCAGUGGCAAAGUUAAACUGUUUGAGCGUGCAGAUAUGUGCUCUCUAUGUUUUCUCCUCUUAUCUCUCACAUUUCUGCUCCAUACACCAUCUAUUUUAAUUUUAAUCCUAAACUUAGUGCGUUUUCUCUGAAUGUCAUGACACUGUAUCGUACGGUCUGUUAUUGCUAAGCUUGCUAAUGCUGUUGUGGCCUCACAAGCUCAUGUGUUAAUUUUUGCACAACAAAAAUAAAGAAUAUAUAUAUAUAUAUAACAUUAUUAUUAUUUUUUUUUAAAGAAAUAAGAUGGAGAAAGGCAUUGGAAAGGGGGACAUAAAGGGCAAAGGGAAUAGGAAAAUGCAAAAUCUCCUGCUGCAAAGUGGGGCUAAAAAGAGGUCAUCCCACAAUGCAUCCGUCAUGAGUCAAAUCUUAAAAGGUUUGUCACCCAGUUAAAGGACCACUCUAGGCACCCAGACCACUUCAGCUUAAUGAAGUGGUCUGGGUGCCAGGUCCCUCUAGGAUUAACCCUUUUUUAAAUAAACAUAGCAGUUUCAGAGAAACUGCUAUGUUUAUAAAUGGGUUAAUCCAGCCUCUAAAGCCUCUAGUGGCUGUCUCAUUGACAGCCGCUAGAGGCGUUUGCGUGAUUCUCACUGUGAAAAUCACAGUGAGAACAAAGCGUCCAUAGGAAAGCAUUAUAAAUGCUUUCCUAUGAGAGCUAAAUGUGGCGCAGCCUUGCGCGCGCGCAUUCAGCCGAAAGGGAGGAGAGGAGGAGGUUCGGAGGCAGAGAGCUCCCCGCCCAGCGCUGAAGAAAAGGUAAGUUUUAACCUUUUCCUCUCCCCAGAGCCGGGCGGGAGGGGGACCCUGAGGGUGGGGGCACCCUCAGGGCACUAUAGUGCCAGGAAAACGAGUAUGUUUUCCUGGCACUAUAGUGGUCCUUUAAGUCUGAGCUGUUAAAUUCAACUCAGGGGGUAAAAAGUUUUGGAAUGAAACAGCAGUAUUGAUGCUAGUGUCAUCAAUGGUAUAGUGCAGGUGUAGGCAACCUUCAGCACUCCAGAUGUGGGCUACACAGAUGUGGGCGUUUUUCUCAUCUUUUAUGAGCACUGGGCACUGGUGUCUAUAGCACCAUGUUUGGCACGAAUUUUAUGGGAUUUUUCUCGGUCUAAUAUAUUUUUCACCUAACUUACUUUUGCUCCUAUGUCUAUCUAGUUAGCUUACCAGGGAGAGAGGCUUUUCUAAUUAUAAAUGGUCAGUUUCUUAGAAAUCUGAACAUUUGAAUUACUAUUUUCCCUCUCUCUCUGUGCUCUACUCUUAAUCCUGUCCUGUAUGUAAUUGGAGGAGUUUUGUAUUCUUGAUAUUUACUGCCCCUGCCCUAGAUAGGGGGUCUCUUGGGAACUUAUACAAUUUAAUUACAAUACUCAGCCUACCAAUGGUAGUCAGGUAUUAGGAAUGUGCACCUAGAGCCAGUCCUGUUAUAGAUAUCUUUUAUAUUUAUUUUUAUUUUUUUACUGGACUCAUCCCUACUCAGUAUUUUUUUUCCAAUAAAGUGUUUAUAGAGAUAGGGCUGUUUGUCCAGUAUCUAUGUACUUUAGGUAUCUAUCUAUGGGGUUCUGUACUUUGGGUGACAUGGGAGUAUCAAUUUUACUUUUAUAGGAUUAUACAUUAUGUAUGCAUGUAAUACUAGCUAUAUCUGAUUUCUAGUAGUCCUUAUACUAUUAGCCAGUUUACCUUUAGGACUACAUAGCUAUAUUUUGAUUUCCAGGCGAUGCAGCAAGCCUCAGGGGUGUUUAUGCACUGAGCACUUGCAGUAUCUUUUCUCUUUGUUGCUAUUUUUUGUUUAUUAGGGGUUAAGCCCCUUUAGGGAUCCCUGGAGUCCCAGUGCGGUACACAGGUUUCUGGGUGGAACUCUGACACUGUUCCCCUCUUUUCUUUAGGGGAGAGUGCAGGGGUAUACACCCAGAUCCCUGUUUUUUCUCUGUUUGUUUUUUGAUACAUCUUCCAUAAUUCUCUAACAGCCAUAAUACUGGCCAAACAUCUGGAGUGCUGAAAGUUGUCUACCCCUGGUAUAGCAAAUAUACUGCCCAUUCUCACUGUGUAUUCCAAGAAUGUUGCGAUCUGUAUGACUAAUACACUUCAUUUUUAAGGCACAAACCUAUUCCACAGAGUUGUAUAUCUCCAUAUUUAGCUGGGCGUCUCAAGUCGCUUCAUGUACUUAUCAAAGUCCCUGGAUUUUACUAAUACAAUACAGAUGUGAAGGAAAAAAGUUUUAUAACAUCUAAUAUAUCAAACAAGGCAGUAUAACUUUCUAUAUAGGUAAUAUAAUCCAGGAAUAAUACAAUAGAGAAAAUGGCAUGAAAAUUAACUAUGCAUGAUUAUUUUAUUAUAUUGGUAUGGGUUACACUUUGCUCAAACCUAAAUAGAGAAAUCACAUGUAUUUGGAGUGUUGAGUGUUUGAGCCAUUAGGCAUCCUGGGACCACAGUGGAAAACAUAGUCUUUGAGAGCUGCUCUGCAUGCAGCAGACUUUUCCCAAGGUUUGCUUUGAGAUAUAUCGGCUAUCGCACAACAUUACAUUGAAGAAAUCCCUUGAAGCCAAAGCAUACCACUUGUGUGAGAGAGAUAUCGUUGACUUAAUAGGAUAGGAGAGUGCUUUCUGCCCAGAUAAGUGCCAAGCGCACUCAGAUCACAGUGCUAUGUAGAUGGUGGACUCAAUAAAGACAUUUAUAGCAGUUGUUCUUAAAGGAGAACAGUCGCUUUUAUAUGUGACUGAAUAAAUCAUUGAAAACCAUCUGGACCUUAUAUUAAAGAAAUACUCCAUGCACCAUGACCACUGUAGAUCUCCCAAGUUAGUAGUCAAACCAUUUAGUAAUGGUUUAGUUUAUUGCCUCGGGUGCGCCAGAUGCUCUAAGCUGAGCAAGUGGUGGAGGGUUUUGCUUGUUGGCUGAGAGUGAUCAGCUUGGCAGUGACCGUUCCCCUUUGGACAUAAUGACAAAUUAUACAGAAGGCAUUUGGAUGGCUACCACUCCUUACUUUUAAUAUUAUUUCCGGAAGCCAUUAUUCAGUUUAUAUUAUAUUUAACAAGGUGAAUAGUGCAGAACAUUUUAUUAGAUUCUUACCAGUUCAACAGGGUCUAUAAUGUAGUUAUAAAAGCAGUGCAGUAUGAUGGGACCAUUGAUAUAGUACAGGGACUCGGUACAGGGUCCCGACCCAGGGGUUUAGAAGCACAGAUUUAUAUUACAGCAAGAAUUAGUUCACGUUCUAGUGAGACGGACAGUUUGUGAAGAUAAAAGCUCCCAUAUGGAAGUUAUCCAAGAGUCUGCAGAGCUAGUGUGGUGAAACACAAAGCAAAGCCUUUAGUGCAAUUUAUUCUUAACAUGAGGAGGCGAGACGUACAUUGUCCCUACAGGGAUGGCUCUGCUAACACUCCUGGGGAUAUUCAUGUUUAGAAUAGCUUGUCAUGCCCGCUGCCUUAAUGUGUGGCUACACUUAGCCAAAGAGUAAAUCACUGUAGUGUUUAGACACUUUAGAUCAGCUGUGGCUAUUUAAUCAUUUUAUUACAACUUGGGGCACUGGUGCAGCCAAUUCAGGAUCCAAGAAAUACUUGCAAUGACAAGUGUGCAGAACGCUUUUUUUUUUUUUUAAAAGACAAAAAGGAGAGGAAAAAACCCCAGCAAGAUUCUAAGAAUUUUUCCUGCCCGCGGAAUUUGCAGUUUCCUCUUAUAUUUCUUAGGCAUUCACUGUUUAGUGAAUAAAGUACUGUAAGCACAUAUGUACAUGCCUGCGUGUAAGAAGGAACUCAUUUCUGUGUUUGUUUUUAAUUUCAGGACUAGACUGUUAGCAGUGAAACGGUUAAAAAUGCUCUUUCUAUGAAUGCACUCUCCUGACGGGUCGCAAAUUUUAGAAUGGCAUUUGCGAUGAUUUCCAAUGAUAGGGCACAUUGUUGUUGAGGACAUUUUCUGUACAACUCCCUCUUUCACAUGACCAAUAUCCGCAGGUUGUAAAUUAGGAUCAAUAGUCAGUGUUUGUCGUGCCAACUGGCGACCGUUUAAAAUGCCCACCCCAUUCUGUCUGAGUAGAAAUCCCCCUCUUUCCUGCUAACUGACAUUCUUUUAUCCAGUCUGGCAAAAAUCCUGUGACUGCUUAGAAAUGUCACUGCUUCUGGGGUGUGACAUCGUUCUGGUUGACGCUCUGCGCCAAAUGCCUCCUGCCCACACUAUAAACCUGUGUCGGGGUAAAUAAUGGUUUAAUCGUAAGCAAAAUUCACCUAUAUUCUGUGCUUGAUAAAAAAAAAUAUUGCUCUGGAUUCAGUUUCAUAGAAAUGUAUUCACAGAAUUGAAAUUUGAAAGGUACCGUUGAGACUAAAAUAGGCAAUUUGCGAUUAUACCUGAUGUGCUAAUUUUGCCGUUCAGAAUCUAAUUUUAUACAAUUCCGGUGUUAAGUGACUAAAUCCCAUGCUAUGAGUUUUAGCAGUGCUCUGCAGGGGCUAAACAAGCAGAGCAUGCUGUGAUGCAAAAGUGUCUGCAAGUCUGCUAAUACCACACUAGUCUGUUGUUUCUUAAAGGCAUAGCAAAUCCUUCUUGGAAACUGCUCAGUUUGCGCAGGCCAGCAGCUGUCUGAAUGUUCUGGUUUAACCGCUACCUAAAGCAGGCAGACCGGUACUCCAAUUGUAUACAAGAUGUUUCUGUUAAGUCUCAGACUUGGUCUCCUGAAUGGAGCUUUAAUGGCAUUUUGCACAUAUGUUCUGUUUUUACAAUGUGAGUUAACACAUUUACACUGACCCUAACAUUGGUGAUAAUGCUGUACUUAUGCACUGGUAUCAAGGGUUAAUGAGGAUUUACUGUCCCUUUAAUAGGUUUCUGGCGGAUGCUGUGUCUCCCCACAGCUGUUUGUUCACCUGUCAUUGUUGGUUUGUGUCCCUGUGUCUGUUAGUGUGCGCUUCUGCCAGGGUCUAUUCAGCGUUCGGAAGAGUGUUGUAGAUGUUAUGAUCAAUCAUACUUACUUGAAUUUGGUUAGUGUCUUCUAUAAGAACCAUUACUGAAAAUCUGACAUUUCUUGUGUAAUUCAUCUUCAGUGUAAUAAAUGGUUUUAAGGGAUGCCAUCACUGGCUUUUUCUUUGCUCAUGGUGUUCAAGUACCUCCAAAAAUGACUGCUCGGUAUUUCCAAAAUGUAUUUUAUGGCAUGAAAUAAUGUUACCUGUUUUGUUUUCCAUCACCUUAACAGCCCAUGGCAUCAUUAUUUUUAAUUUGACCCCUUUUCUCUUUACAUCUGUCAAGGAUCAACACCAUAACCUGCUAGCCAGAGGGCAACAAGUAUCUUAUACUAUAAAGUAGCUGGGUUUAAUGUAUGAGAAUAUAUAAUCUCAUAUGAGCAGGGUCCUCAUCAACCCAUUGUUCCUAAAUCAUUUUGUAAUUGUCCCUUUUAUUGUUAAAUUUUCCCCUUCCAUAAUAUUGUAAAGCACUGAGGAAUAAGUUGGCGCUAUAUAAAUACCAAUAUUUGUAGCCAACAGUACAAACAAAUUAAUAAAAACAGACUAGAUAGGUGCCUUGCGGUACAGGAUGCACAACAAAAUGUUCUCUUUGCAAGCAGACAAGAGGAAAGUGAGACCAGCUAUAUUCAAGGUUGCAGAAAAUCAGUGGAACAAGUAAAACGAGCCAAAGUAAAGGAUUCCAGAGAUCAGAGUAGUUGAAUAUCAGAGCCAAGUCUAAACCAAAAUUGCACACCACAAGUCAAAAUGCAGUCUUGAGUAAUAGAGAGCACGACAGAACCAAGAGGAGUGAUUAGAAUUGCCCUAAAUAGCCCCUUGUGGACUACCAUUGCGUCAAAUGACACCAACACGUAUUCGACCUGCAUUGUUUAUUUGAUCUGUCAUCAAAGAAUGAUUGGUCUUGGAGCAGAAUGAUGCACCGCGUCAGUGCACGUAGGAUCGAUUGCAUCGAAAUGAUCCCGUAGUGACGCACAGCUUCAAUAGGUGUGCACUGGUGUCCAGAGAAUGCUGGAAUCAUGACAAUCUCCAUAUCCUGCCAUUUUCUUCUUGGAAUUUUAGCAUCUCCAAUCUCAGUCGCUGCAUCCCGCUCGUUAUCUACCUCAUGUGCCCAGCUUAGCCCCUUCUGAUCAGCUGCUGUCACACAUCAUCCUUACCUGUUCAUCCGUUUGAACCCUCACCCCAACCUCAAACCAACACCAUUUCUCUAGGGAUGUCCUACAGUUAGGAAAAGACCCAGCACAAGUAUCUGUUUUUUCCUUGAUCUCAAGUCCUAUGGGAUCUAAAAAAAAAUCUAAAUAAAAACAAAGCAAAAAACUUCUUCAGGUUGUCUUCUCAACUAAGAAAUUCCCCUCUAGAUAUAGUCUCACUCCUAACACUUCUCCCUGCUGUAUAUUCCUUUCUUCUCUUCAACUACUGUACAUUGGAUAACUUUUUAGCACAGCAUUUAGUCAGUAUACCCAUAUCUCCUCUUCCAGAUAUAAUACACUGUUACCUUUAUAACCGCUCAUGAUACCGCACUUCGAAAGUUUGAGUAGAACAUGUUUCUCCUUUUAACCCCUAGAUGUAUGCGUACCCACUGUACAACGCUGCGGAACAUGUUGGUACUUUGGAUAAUAGAGGCUAAUUAAUUUCUCGAGUUAUGCAGCCUUGUGACGCGUAAAAUCUUUGUUUGGUGUUGGUCUUGGAAAAGGGCCACCUAAAAUAUAUCACUGCCGGAGAAUGCAAAGCAUCUUAGGAAGAAUAGGCAGAAUUUUAAUAGGUUACAUAAAAUGCCUGAUUUGAUGAGUAGGACCCCCCCAUAGCCUGAGCAAUAUAUCUCGCAUUAGUCAGUCUGUAAAAAUACACAGUAGCUAGCCGUUAGAUUCCUCCCUGCUGUGUGUUUUUUAACUCUUUCAAUGAGGUGUAGAAUGUUAUGACAGAUAAGAACUAUUCAGACCAAACCCUUCCCUAUCUUUAUUAAAACCUUUUCUUUUCAUGAACACGCAGUACUCGAUUUCCAAACAUUGUUUAACGUGGAUAUGUAACGUUUUGGUUGGUAGCAAUAAAAAUCUGACCAUACGUUUAGUUAUAUUUAUUUUCUCAUCUCUGUUGUGUUUGUUAAUGGGGGAAAUAUUUAAAAUAACGGGCUACACUUCCUGGGUUUGUCGGUCUCUCUCAAAACCUUAAGAAAGACACAGAAAUGUCUGUUUUGGGAUAAAGAUACCAUCUUGGAGAUUUGUAGAUUGUAAAUUUGCAAGUUGUCUCCCAGCACAUUUUGGGAGGUGUUGCAUUCAGUGGAUGAAAGCAGCUCCCUCUUCUCAUUUUUUUUUUUUUAAAUGUGUCUAAUUACAUAUCCCUCUAUCUGUAAACCAAUCUAUGUUAUUUUGGCUUAAUUUAUAAACUGUUUUAGAUAAGAGCCCUACAUAAGAACAGUAAUAUGAAACGUGUAUCCUUUGCAAAGUAACAUUUACUCCUGUUUGCCCCUUUUGCUGGGCAUGUCCAUUUUGUCAGUGUGCGAGAUGGAAUCCAUUUUUUAACUCAAUCUGAUACCGAAUCCAAUCUAUUAACCAGAUGGUUCCAGCUUGCUAACUGUCAUUCAUUAGUAAUACCCCUCUGCUUAUGACAGAUGCUGCGGCUGGUCCAGGAUCGUUUUAUCAUGUCUGGGUGUGCAAGCGUGUGCCUGCAGCUUUGCACGUGGUCCACCCGUUUCCAAUCUGUCCUGUGUGAUCCGGUAGACUUGAUGGCAGAUGUAUUGUAUAUGCUGACUAUAGGAACGUACUGGCUACUGUAGACUUGUUUAAACAACUGCUUCCCUUUAUGAAGUGGUGAAUAAAUGAUAAGUAUGGUAAGGCAUUCCAUAACUUUUUUCUUUUUUUUUUUCGUUUUCCCAGAGCUUGCCUCUUUGGAAAUUAAUGAAAGGCUCUUUUUGUUUUCUGUUUUCUUCUACUUGUUCCUGUUGUAUCUCAUUUUUACAAUCCUUGGUCAGGAAAAAGCUGGUCUCGAUCUAGCCAACAGUACAAACAAAUUAAUAAAAACAGACUAGAUAGGUGCCUUGCGGUACAGGAUGCACAAAGAAAUGUCCUCUUUGCUGCCAAACAGCUCUUAUCACUCACAGACAUCUAGGGAGUUUAGAAAAAGAACGAUUCUGGGGUAAAGUGCUAAAAGUAGAGCUGUCACCAUGGAAACCAAUAAUGUGUUCCUGGUUGUUGUUCCACCUUUAGCCCAGAAUUGAUCUAUACAGUCUGGUUUUAAGAUUUUACAAGUAGCAGGGUUAUUGAAUAAAGUCAGAUUGUUCUGAAAUUUAAAGUGAAUUUAAAAUUUUAGGCCACCGAGAAAAAUUCUCCAAGUCAGUUAUGCUUUUAAUUCAGCUACUUUUACCUUUGGAACACUGUGCACCAUAACAACGUAAUUGAAAUGAUGUUGUUAUGGUGCCUUGGAGUCCCAGGCGUUGACUUAACUGAAGUGGCUAAACCAUGGGUGUCCAACCUUUUGACUUCCCUGGGCCGCAUUGAGCACAGAGGAAUUGUCUUGGGCCACACAUAAAAUAUAUAACAUAGAUAAUGUAUACAAGUAAUAUAUAUUUACAUAUAUAUUUAAAAGCCCUUUUCUUAAUUUUGAUAUUUUAAUUGUUUAGUAGAUAAUUCCCUUAUUUGUUAUCCUUGUGUGGGACUGGCAUAUUUAAGGAUAUCAAAUUAGGGAGCUAUCCACUAAACACAUACACUUGUGAAUACUUAUGCACACAUAACCACAGAUAAACACACAAUCACGGACCUUUACACACAGUCACAAAUGUAUUCACACAUAAUCACCGACACACACAUACAAUCAGAGACCUAUAUGCACAAUCACACACACACACACAAAAUCACAGACCCACAUACCUAUACACACAGUCACGUACAUAACACACAAUCACAAAUGUACACACACAGACACACACACAAUGACAGACCCAUACAUACACAAACAAGCAAUCACAGACCCCCCACACAUACACAGAUUUACCGACACACAAUCACAGACCUAAACAUACUUUCACAUAGGUACAUACACCCAUAAUCAGACCUACACACAAUCACAUACAUACAUAGAAACAAUCAAUCAAUCAAUCAAUCACAGAUCCACACACAUAAAAUCACAUACAUACAAACACAUAAUCACUGACCCACACACAAUCACAGACAUGUCCACAGAUCCCCCCCGUGCACACAGCCAGUCACUGACAAAAUAUACACAAAAAUAACAUGCACACACAUUUAAUACUAAAGCUGUCUACCCAGCCUCCCUAACUUGCUCUGGGAGCGCUGGAGUGGAUCCUCUUCCUGGUGGCCAGUGGUUGCUGCUGGGAUGAAGACUGGGACCUCCGUGCUCUUCAUUCAUAGGUCCCUCUCGCGCCCAGCAGUGAUGCCAGGAUGACAUCAUAUCCCGGCGGACAGCUCACUGCCGGGCGCUGAGGAAGCUGUUCAGGAGGAGCACAGAAUGUAAUGGUCGCAGAGGCGUACCUAGAGCUUUUGGCAACCCCCUUUCCCAAUUCAAAUAUAAAAAAACACCCACUAUUUUUUGUAUUUUUUUUUUUUUAAAUGCCUACUACAACAGUAGUAGGCAAUACAAAAACCUUUCUAAACCCCCCUUCUACAAAAGACCUGCCCCCUCUACAAAAACCCGUGCCCAGUCCCCCUUCUAUAAAUUCACUGCCCAAUCCCACUUCUACAAACCCCUGCCCUCUUCCACAAAAACCCUGUCCCCCUCCAUCUACGAAAUCCCCUGUCCAGUACCCCCUUCUACAAAAUCACCUGCCCAGUCCCCCUCUACAAAAAAACCCUGCCCCCCUGUACAAGACCUUUGCACAUCUCCUGAACUCCCAUUUAUAAAAACUCCUGCUCCCCCUCUACAAAGAUAUGUCCCCCUCUACAAAGACCUCUGUCCCCCCCCUCUACAAGAGACCCCUGUCCCCCUCCCUCCCUCUACAAAAACCCUGUCCCUCCCCUCUACAAAAAUCCCUGUCCACCUAUAUUCCCAUUCACAAAAAAACCCUGCUCCCUCUUAAGACCCUUGCACAAAAAAGAAAAAAAAACUGAACUGUUUUUUAAACAAAAAAAUUAAACACAAACAAUAUUAGCAAGCACUUACCCUGCUCUUCCGCCUGCUUGCUGAUCCGGACUCCAGGCUCUCCUGCUGUGGUGCCGCCCACGCAGUGUCAGAGCACUUCUGCUCAGAACAGCGUGAGGGCAGUGCAUGUGGACAGCGCGUUAUUGCGCACCUCCGUAAACCUCCUCCUGCCGCCCCCUACACCACUGAAUGGGCUCCCUGCCUCCCUCUCUACCCGGCAGCAUGGACGGCAACCGGGCUGCACUGUUAGUGGUCCCGAGCCGCGGGUUGGACACCCAUGGGCUAAACGGUUCUCUAAUUAUUUAACCUCAAAGGUUGCUCUCCAGUGCUAACAUAGAAAAAUAGAAUGUGACAGCAGAUAAAAGCCAUUCGGACCAUCUAGUCUGCCCAAUUUUCUAAAUACUCUCAUUAUUACCUGGCCUUAUCUUAUAGCUAGGAUACCCGCUUGCUUUCCCUUUCAUCAUUGAGUUUCCAGAAGUGCAGAGUUGCCGCCAUGCAGGGGCACCACUGAUGGCUAGAGCAGACAGAUGACGCUCUAAACCGUAGCUCUCCAUAGUGGCUCUUCAUGCAAAAAAAAGUACAUGCUCUGAAUUCGUAAAACUGGUCCUUUAAAUUUCAAAUUCACUCUGAAUUCUCAGCAAUUCUCACUGUAGUAAAACCCAUGGAAGCUGAUUAUUUGACAAACAAUACAGAAAGAUCACAUCCCUGGAGGACAGAAAGAAUUGGGUCAAGCGCACACAUAUAUUGGGACUUUGGAUGAUCUGAAAUACAUUCUUAUCAGAGGCUUUUUUUAAAUUUUAUUUAUAAAUUCCCUUGGUCACAAAACAGGCUGUUUACCAAGCAGAGGCUGUUUACCCAGGGGGCAGCGUUUUUAUUUAUUUUUUUAAAUUGUCCGCUUCUGAGAAACAGCUGCAAAAUAUUCCCCGAGACCAAAUUGCUUUGAGAAUAAACAGCUGUUUAGCUGGAUCCUUUCAUAAAAGUACAAAAGCAUGGAGUGAGGGGAGAAGAGGAACCGCUGUGUUAAUUUGUCAAAAAUCCCAGUUGCAUUUGUUAACUCUGUCAGACAAAAAAAAAACCUUAACGCUGCAAUGAAUUGGGCUAAUUUGCUACGAGAUCUGUGACCUGGGGGCACAGCAAUACCUGUGGCAACCGUCAUUCGCUUGUAUUGCCCAAACCAUACCAAUAAUUCACCCACCUUCCUCCCAAAUCACUUUAUACAUUCAUGGAUAUAAACCAUGUAUUAUUGAUGAAACAGAAUGCUACAACGUCCAUAGAGGCUAUGUAUAAAGGCCUAUUCUGGGGUACCGCAGAUACGAUCAAACUCUUUGGGAUGUUUCUUCUGAUACACUCAUUAUCUUUUUGACAAAGAAUAGCUUUUUAUAUACAUAAACAGUUGACAGACUGACUGCAAAAAAGAGAGUAUAUAUAUAUAUAAAUAUAUAGAACAUUUUUACAUACUACUAUUCACUGUUUCACUGUAAAAUGUGGGCUUGAAUUUUUUCUACAUAGCUACAAGUCGCACCUUUUUUAUUUUACCUAAAAGCCGUUAUUGGAUUCCUUUAAUGUACGGACCUGGCCAAUAAUAUUUCAUGUUCAUUGUCUUUAUAGGGGGUUUAUAUAUAUUAAAAUGACCAUGUUCUGUCACUUACAGAGAAAGAAGAAGUGAUUUUUAUAAGUGAUAUUUUUUAACUAAAGUUUGCUCUUGAUUACGGUGCUUGGAGUCCUCUGGCAUUGCCCCGUGGUAAGAUUUGAUCUGACCAGAGUACUUAAAGUGUUCCCAUGUAGUUUUAUCUGGCCUUGGACACCAUUUCUUUGCUGAGAGUGUUAGCUCUCCUAUUCAAAUAUUUUCAGGAGAUUCCCCUUGUGAAAAUACUUAAGUAGGUUCCGCACGUGAUAAUCUCUAAUGUGUUUAUUCCUUGCUCUACAAGUUGAGUGUCUGUCCAAUAUCUAGUGUCAGAAGCCGAGGAGAGACUCUUUGGAGGGAUUGUUCCCUUUAAGAGUACGUUUAACGAGAGACAAUAAAUCUGCAAUGUUCCUUCUAGAUAAAUUAGCGACUGUUUAUAGUGCCUGGCAUUUGCUUAUAAUAAAACUGUCUGGCUCUGGUGGAGGUAUAUACAGUAGCUGUGACAUCACGCAACGGAUGGAGAUUAAUGGGGAUAUAAACAGACCGAGUGUACUAUUUCAGGUGUCGGCUAAUAACAUGCUCACUUAAGUAAAGCCAGGCCUGUAACAUUACCAUUUAUCAUUCUAAUUGUGUCAUUAGAAUAACGGGGAAAUUACCAGACAGAAAUGGUACCAUCUGGAAUGGGAGUCGGCUGGCCUCCAUGCUUUUAAUUCCUCCAGCCAUUCCUUUAUCUGCCCAAUAAAUAACCCAAGGUUUUGUCUCCUGACGACUAUGAUAAUUACGCCCUCGUAGUUAUUCUGUUUGUUUGCUUUUUACCAACCUCAAAAUUCUCAUUUCCGUUUAGAAAGUUCUCCAGCUGUACAAAGGGAAAGAUAAUGUUUUGGUGGUGAGACAUACAAUGAUAAAUUCUUGCACCGAUGGGGCCGUUAUGAGGACAUCACAACUGCAAACCCUACGCUGUCUUGGACAAGUCACUUGGGUCUGCAUGCCUAGACAAUUAAUCACUGGCUAGGCAGCCCCCGUGCCCCAAUUCACACACACACUUUCAAAUUGUAACCUGCCCUGCUCUAAGCCUUCCAGGUGUUCCAGGAAGUUAAAGGUCUUAAAUCUUACUGUCAAAAAAAUCAAACUUACUGUCAGCAGGAUUCACUUCAAAUGUCCUCCAUCCCAGAGUCUACUUCCUUCUUAUGAGACUCUAGAUAUUCCUAAAUGUAUGAUGUUUUAUAAUAUCAAGUUACAGAGGAGAUAUUCAAUGAUUCCAGUUAGUAGAAAAAUAAAUAGCUAAACAUAUAUGUUUGAAUAGUUCGUUCCUGUUAAAACAGCCACGCCACUGUGCUCCAAACUAAAUAAUACAGCGACCCGCUAUGGUGUUUAGGACAGAAUGAAACAGAGUCGUGGGAAUUUAAUAGACAAGAGGAAAAAAAAUGUAUAACCUAUUUUAAAUAAGAGUUUUUUCCUAAUUGACUUUACAUAUUAAAAUCUUUGUUCUGGCAGUGCAUGAUCCGUUCACCAAGAGCCAUUCAUCAAAAAAGUUGGAGUUAAAAUUAAAUUCUUGAAACUGUAGAAGGGGUAGCUUACAUUGCUCAGAACAAUUUAGUGGUAGUUAGUGGGAGUAGGGGAAAAUCAAGGUGACGUAAAUAGAAAUGAUAUUAAACUAUUGUCCAUGGUUAGGGAAGAUCUUUCCAUUUCACUAUUAGCCUUUUUAGCAGUUAAUGGCUUAAACAGAAGGUAUGAAAUGAAUGAGCUAACAGGCCGUUUCUUUUUAUGUCUUUCAGAUCGCGAGGACCAAUCGAUUCUUUGCACGUAAGUUAAGACUUCCUCUUUCACAGAAUGUGCAUGCGCACUCUAAUGUGUAAUAUCAGUGAGAACGGGAAGUAAUCUAACCCAGAAUAAUUGCACGAGUCUUCUUUUUUUUUUUCUUCAUCUUUUCUUCUUUAUUUUCGUUUAAAUCCGUCAAGUAAGAUUUUGCUACAGUGACUGGUUACUAUUGCAAUUUCCCCAUGACCACUGUAGAUCAUAAACUGGGGCUUGCUUGAGCAACCGUUCUUUAAAUUUGUGGAUUUCUAUCAAGGUUUGUUUACCUGUAGCUUUCUGCCUGCUUGUUAAACAUUAACUCUCAUCAUCUGUAAUGUGACAGGAGCUCUAAUUAAGAUGUGUGGGGGGGGAUGUCCAAGAAUGUUUUGUGUAGCUGUUAACUCUUCUAUAGCUCAUUCUCCUACUGCGAGAAUGUUCCAGCUCCAUUUGGCAAAACAAACACCCCAAAAUGUUUUAACUCUUAACUCUGUUUCAUAAAUAACAUUGGGGCACAAUUUUCUUGUUAUUACUGGAAGCAAACAUUCCAAUGGGGAGGCGGGGUGCGGGGGGGUGAAGGGGUGGAAGAGGGGUAUUUACGACUGGUAACAAGGUGGCUGAAUUUUUUUUUACAAUGUGGAAAAGUGUUUUUGUAAUCUAGGGGUGACAUGUCUUAGUCAUGACGGUUCAAGAUCUGUCAUAAGAGAGCUUUGUGAAAUGUAGAGAACCCAAGAAUGGGCUUGCUGUCUCAGAUACGAUAGCAAGAGGCAGAUGUAUACCCAGCGCCAAAUUCUUUUCUGCUUGUCCACAUUCCAAGGUGCUUAGGUGUCCCUGUUAAACCAUCCUGGCUAGCAGUGUAACCCCUUCAUUCAGGGACUGGCAUCCUGCUUGGGCUCCAGUUACAGUGAUUUGCAACCGCUGCUUCAAAGCUCAAAUAAAUUCCAUUUCAACUAAUCUUUCAGGAAUUUUUCUUUUAUUAUUUUCAUUAAAAGGAUUUUUAUUUUAUGCAAAAGUAGGAUUUAUUAUCUGUUUGUUUUUGGAAAGCAGCCAAAUACCUCAUCCCUUUCGUCUGCUGUUCUCCUGGUCCAAAUAUCAAUCACUUUGUUUAGCACCAAAAAAAAAGCCAAAUUUGACAUUUCAAGCACAAGGGCCUGACUAUAAAAGGAUGGUUUGUCAGCACUGGGCAGAGAAGACUGGUUGACGUGAAUCUCGAAACAAGACGCCCAACCCAUUAUUGAAAUGACUAUGGCAAAUACCAUUCAUAUCCGGAUUCCGGAUUCCUCGUGCCAACUUCCUGACAUUCCACAAGCAACUGCUUAAAUAUAAAUGGGAGGGGUCUCUGAAAUUGAAUUGCGAUUUAAAAAUGGAAAAUAGAACUGCAUACACCAUUUUCCAGUUUUUAAAGUCAUAUUGUAUUAAAUAUAAAAAUAAUUUUCUGUGCUAAAAGGGGCACAGUCAGUAGGAGCAUUCCCUUGAUUACCAUGGUUAUUGCCCUGCAUUUAGAACUCUGACCCAGAAUUGCUAUUUAGACAUUUGAUCCACAGGAGAUGGCCAAAAGGUACUCCUGCUUUUACUACAUUCUAUUUAGUUGAAUUGCACUUUUAUGUUCAACACUAACGUUACGCUCAAAUAGACAGACAAACAAAAACACACCCAUAUACAGUAUUUCUUCCUGUCUCUACUGUAUCUAUCACAAACCAGAUCAACCUGUCAUUGUGCCAGCCUGGCUGCCUGGUUUGAUUUAAAAAAACAAAAUACGGUAAAUAAUAUCAGCCCAGAUCCAUCCAACCUUGGACACCUUUGAUAGUCUAUGAGCAGAUAAGCCGAGAACGUCCUCAGUCAUUGUGCAAGUGGCAGACAUGGUGCUUGGCUAUGUACUACUGGGAUAGCCCUGUUUUUUCUCAAAUGUCUUAAAAAGGCCUAGAGAAAACGGGCAUAGUUAUAAGCAAUACUGUGAUUUGUAGUGGUUUUGGUACUUCUGGUGUUACCUUAAUUUCUAUUUUGCAAAAGAAAGCUGGUCUCCAAGAAGCAAGCCAUAAAACACGUCUUUGACUUUGACUCCAGGUUUUAUUUUAUUUUUUUAUUUGGUAACCGUGAUGGAGCAUCUGCCUUUUAUGUGCUGUCCACUUAUGUUAUGUUCUGUACUUUUACCAAAUUAAGACCCACAACCCUGGUAAGUUAACAUACAUAAGAUAAAUAUCCCUGGAUAAACAAAUCUCUUGUGUAUAUUUUUAGGGGUGAAUCCGGAGCAGGGAAGACAGAAAAUACCAAGAAAGUGAUUCAAUAUUUAGCACACGUUGCGUCCUCCCACAAGGGGAAGAAGGAUCACGCCAUUCCUGUAAGUUUCCAUGGAAUUGGGGCGCCCCGGUAGCUGUUAUUCUUUAUCACCUCCUCCCCAGAAGGCAAACAAAUGUCUUGAAGGGAAUGUACCCUCCAAGGAAGCGAAGAGCAACAGAUCUGCUUCAAAAAUCUAAACAGAACCGUUGGCCUUUUAUGAAUCCUGACCUGGAAAGGCUGAUAUUCUGGGAAGUUAAAGAAACAGUUUGGAACUUGGUGCCUUGAAAGAGUAGAAUAAUUCAGACUGUAUAAUAAUAGAGUAUUUAACUGGUAAACCUGCUGGACAUAGAAUCUGUGACCUAGGAGUUUGUGAGCUGACAAUCAGUGCAUUAACCAUCUGAUGUAAUCUCACUGGCUGAAUGAUGCAAUCCCAAACAGAAUAAAAUAUAAAUAAGGAAUCUCCCAAGCUGUCAGGAAGUACCACUCCCAUGAACUCUGGUCAGACUUUGGUAGGUUGUAGACUGGCUGAGAUUCUUGGUAGUUGUAGUUCAGCAGUCAAUGGAGCACUGCCGGUGGCAUUCCUUAUUGAGAUCCUUCUCUGUACUUCUAAACCAUAAUUAAUUCUAAUAUGAUAUGUCCUAGCACCUCAUCCCAUGUAGAUAUAUUAACCUACUGUACCCUUAAACGCACUGUAAAUGUUUCUAUGUUAGGCGUGAUAGAAACAUGUACCCAGUAUGCUUUUUGCCACAUUAAUGGUAUGUGUCGCAGCCAAGAGAGGAUUGAGAUAUUAACUGCAUCCUACUAACUUGUGUUUAUUUGUUUGCUGCAAACAGACCGAAUCUCCUAAGCCCAUCAAACAUCAGGCAAGUGGAUUUCCUAAUACUUACAAUAUACAUCUUUCUCUCGCUCUGCUCUGACCUAACUUCUGACUCUCUUCCCCUUUCUCUAGCUCUCCAUACCCUCUGUCCUAGUCUGACCAAUCGACCCACUCAUUCCUAGUCUGACCUAUCGUCCCGUUCUCUGUCCUAGUCUGACCUAUCGUCCCGUUCUCUGUCCUAGUAUGACCUAUCAUCCCGUUCUCUGUCCUAGUCUGACCUAUCGUCCCGUUCUCUGUCCUAGUCUGACCUAUUGUCCCGUUCUCUGUCCUAGUCUGACCUAUCGUCCCGUUCUCUGUCCUAGUCUGACCUAUCGUCCCGUUCUCUGUCCUAGUCUGACCUAUCGUCCCGUUCUCUCUCCUAAUCUGACCUAUCGUCCUGUUCUCUGUCCUGGUCUGACCUAUCGUCCCGUUCUCUGUCCUAGUCUAACCUAUCGUCCCGUUCUCUGUCCUAGUCUGACCUAUCGUCCCGUUCUCUGUCCUAGUAUGACCCAUGGUCUUACUCUCUGUCCUAGUCUGACCUAUGGUCUCACUCUCUGUCCUAGUCUGACCUAUGGUCUCACUCUCUGUCCUAGUCUGACCUAUCGUUUCACUCUCUGUCCUAGUCUAAUCCAACAUCUAACCCUACCUCUGUUCUAUAACCUCUGACUCUCUUCCCCUACUCUGACUGGUAAUAUAAUUCUCCAGUCAUCUAUUCACAUUCUCAGACUCUCUUCCACCCCACUCUGUCCUCAUUUCUAUCUUUAAAUCUAAGACCUAAGUGACCCUCACAAUGUGUACUGAUUUAUUUUAGAAGUUUAAAAAUGUAGCAUGUAUCCAUUGAUAUUAUAUUUUGUAGUCUACUAACUCAUUUUAUUUAAGAAAUGUAUUUUCUAAAGACUAACUCCAGGCAGUACUAAUCCAAUUUAUGGUAUGGCAGCUGAUCCUUGGCACUGAUUCCAGCUGCUCUUUUCGUAGAUUAUAACGUAUGUUUUAAUCGUACUUUAUUCCUAUAUAAGGACCAGACUCAUUAUUUUUUUAUAAAACCUGUCUUCGGGUAGCCCCCUACAGUCUUAAGUUUAAGGAUUGCCCACUUAUAUUCCUGUGACUAUUUUACUAAAGCCUGUGGUAUGUUUUGGACUUAUUUAAGAAGCUGUGCCCUCUUUGUCAUCACGCUCAUAAAGCAGAACUUUCACUUCCCUGUGACUGUUUCUCAAUCCCUCACCCCAGUAAAUUUUAUUGAAAUGCUUAUUGGGAUGAACAGUGCAGCAGAUGUAAGACUAAUAAAAUAAAAUACUUCUGCCCUACGUCCAGGGCGACAUAAUCACCCCACUAAUCUCCGGGCAAGCUCGUAAACACUUGGGCAUUUGCUUAAAAAAAUAUAAUUUGCCCUUAUGCAUUCAGAGCAUUAUGGAAUACAUUUCUGUAUGGUAGGGGGGUUGCACAAACCCUAGCUAAUGGCUUGUUACCUAUUUGGAUUUAAAAAAAGCUAACCGGUGACUGUUCGGUUUUCAGGUAGGCCAGAUAGGAUGUUAAAUAGAGCUUUACCCUGAGGCCAUGGGAUGGGAAUCCUCUGCCUUUAGUUUAAGUGACAGGCUACGGACACACUGGACGUCUAUCUUAGUACCUUCAUACCAGGUGUUUCCCAGGCAGCUCAGUGUUGAGAUUCUUCUGCUGUGCCGGAGCCUCUGUAUAUUAUUCUAACCCCUUUUGUUGAAUUUGGUAUAGUGUGCUGCAUAAAUCAUAACCAUUAACUUAUUUUUUUUUUCCCACUGUCAUUUUGUUAAACUACAGAGUGGAUCCUUGUUGUAUGUGAGUAGCAUGUAGCUACCCCCACCCUGCACUCCAACCCUCAUUCUGUUUAAUUUCUCACUACCCUGCACUCCAACCCCCAUUCCAUUUAAUUUCUCACUACCCUGCACUCCAACCCUCAUUCCAUUUAAUUUCUCACUACCCUGCACUCCAACCCCCAUUCCAUUUAAUUUCUCACUACCCUGCACUCCAACCCUCAUUCCGUUUAAUUUCUCACUACCCUGCACUCCAACCCUCAUUCCGUUUAAUUUCUCACUACCCUGCACUCCAACCCUCAUUCCGUUUAAUUUCUCACUACCCUGCACUCCAACCCUCAUUCCGUUUAAUUUCUCACUACCCUGCACUCCAACCCUCAUUCCAUUUAAUUUCUCAUUACCCUGCACUCCAACCCUCAUUCCAUUUAAUUUCUCACUACCCUGCACUCCAACCCUCAUUCCGUUUAAUUUCUCACUACCCUGCACUCCAACCCUCAUUCCGUUUAAUUUCUCACUACCCUGCACUCCAACCCUCAUUCCGUUUAAUUUCUCACUAUCAAAGUUCACAGACCCUCAUACCUUAUUCCUAUCUCCCACCUAUCUCCCCCCAUUUCUCCGCAGCCCAUAUUUCCAUUUAAUGCUUCUGCAUGACUCUCCUAGGCCCCUGCCUAAUGUUACCCGUGCCUUACCUUUCCUGCUGCGCAGUACCUGUUUGGGAAAGCUUUGGGCGUGGGAUUUUAAGUACUAAGUGGUGCUAUAGUAUAACACCGGCAGACCAUUUACAUAAAAUAUAUAGUAAAAUAGCAUUUCUUACGUUUACUAUUUAAUACUGGCAGCCCUUUUAUUUAACUUUAGUCUAUAUUAUUUCACUAUAUUGAAGAGGCCGUACUGUUUCAACUAUUGUUUAAUCUAAAUAAAUGCACACAUAGAAGGAAGAUCAAAGAUAGAAUAACAAUGUAAGGAACAUGACAAUGUUUACUUAAAAGGGACACUAUGGUCACCAAAACGUCUUUAGCUUAAUUAGAUGGUUUUGGUGUAUAGAUCAUGCCCUUGAAAUCUCACUGCUAACUUUUCUGCAAUUUAGAAGUAAAAUCAGUUUGUUUAUAAAGCCCUAGUCAUUCCUCCCUGCAUGUGACUUGCACAGCCUUCCUUAACACGUCUUUUUAAACUUUUGUUUUAUUGCACAGUCUGUUUAAUUAUAAUGUAUUAUCUCCUGCUCUUUUAUUAGCUUUCUGGACCUUGCAGAAGCCUCCUGUGUGUGAUUAAAGUUCAAUUUACACAUCAGGAGAUAACUUACUUUAGAUGUUUUUAACAUCUGAUUCGAAAAUCAAAAAUGUGUCUGUCACAGCCAGGACAGGUGUGGAUAGGGCUGCAUAAACUGAAAGUAAAGUGGUUUAACGCCUAAAUUAUAUAAAAUUCAGCAUUGAAACUACAUGGGUUUGAUCUAUACAACUAGCUCAUUAAGCUCAUUAAGCUAGUUGUUUGGGUGACUAUAGUAUCCCUUUAACUCCAGGAAGUCCGUCAUUUAUAGCAGAGUGGCAACUGUCCUUGUUUCAUCCCAAUGUGUCCCUGUUCUGGUUAGUGGCCAUGAUGUGAAGUCUAUUAUCUUUUAAGAUAAGCCAUAGUUAAACCUAAGCUUUCUACACAUCUAUGUACAUUGCCCCAUUCUGGGGCUUUUAAUACACGUACAGAUUUAUUUUUUGUGUGAAAUCUGCAUCAGUCCUAAUAUGUGUCCUAAGGUGUUUUAUGCUGUAACCCCAUUCAGGAAGCAUACGCUGCUCUUUCUCUCUCUCUCUUUUUAUUUUGCCCCUCUCCACAGCCCAUGCUAUGCCAAUUAUUUACCCAUAAUCCACAGUGCUCACCUGUAUUUUAGGUCAGCACUAUUGUUGCACACAAACCAAUCCAGCCUGAGGGCAAGUUGGUGUCACGGCACAUGGUGUUAAAGAGACAAUGUUGGUUCUUCGUAGUUUUUACAGUGAUUCCGGUGUUAUGGUGCCUCUGUUUAACGCUACCCCGGUUUACUCAUUGCCAAGAAGAGAGGGUACAAAGAAAGUCAACAACAAAAACUACUCUUAAAUCUUGUCCUUCUUUUUCCACCAAAACAGGACAACGACUUGCUGUCUGGGAAUGUGUAGGACAUUAGUAGGGGGGCAUUGAUAGUCCUUUUUUAAUUCUAGAAGCUUUAUAGCAUUUGUUAAUCUGUGCUUUGCGUUAUAAGCUUUGUGUCCUUUAUUUUUAUUUUUUUAAGAUUUAGAGCAUACAUUUACAAGAUAUGGUUAUAUGAAGUGUUUUUGUCACUAUAUAACAGAAUUAUUUUAUACAAAAUGCAUCUCAGUAGUCCUUUAAUAAGUGCUUUAAAUGGUUCCAGGCAUCAGCCAGGUUAAUUAAACCCUACCGUAUCUAGCCGUUUAAAUUGGGUUCCAAAAAACAAGAUCUCUCGACCUGUAGCUGUAAUUGGAAUCCAGAAACUGAUUGUAUUAAUUAUAGAACUUUUUAAGCAUCAGAGACUUUCUCUGCAAAUCGGAGACGCUCCUACACAUAUUCAAGGGUCAAAGCACGGACUCACUUUAAACAUUGAGCAGUAUGUUCAUUCCUAGGGAGGUAGACAUUGGGCCGGGUAGGUACCUCUGCUCUGUCACCAUUAAAGGUCUUGUCCUUUUUUGUUCUGUAGGGUGAGUUGGAACGACAGUUGCUCCAGGCCAAUCCCAUCCUGGAGUCCUUUGGAAACGCCAAGACUGUAAAGAAUGACAAUUCCUCUCGUUUUGUAAGUAAAACAUUAUCGUCUUGUGUCUUUAUCUUCACUUGUGAUGUGCCCGAUCUCAGAAUGGACAAACCUGACAUUGAAGUCUUUUAAUCUCAGUAAAUUGCAUCACCUGUACCAUAGAGAAUUCAGAAUGUAAUUUUCGGGUCACUAAGAAAGAGGAAAUCCAGGGGACAAAGCUUAAAGGGCACCUGUUAUAACUAGAAUUGCUUGGUAUUGUUUGAGACUAAAUUAACAUUUGUAUAUUCGUUACCUGAAUUGUAAGCAAAUGUAUAGAUGAAGUUAAUCCCACAACUCUUAGCCUAUUUCUAAAAUAGAAAUCUUGACAUUGAAAAAUACUCUACAUUAACCAUGACAUACAAAUAGCAGCUCUGGUCCAAAAUUCUAAAUAUGGAACAGUGUAGUGUGAAACAUUCUUUACCGUUUAUGUUUUUAGGUUUGCUCCAGAGUUGCUCUUUACACAAAACCAUACAAAAUUUUAACACCUAAAAAACCAACGAGUAUUCCCCGGCCCCCCCCCCCCUCCCCCCCCCCCCACAUAGCACUAACAGGUGCUUGUCACCUUUGUUCGACAAAUUUAAAACAGGUCCCACCCUCCACUUACUUUCCCCUCUUUCUCUUCUUUCUCUCUCUGUUUGCUAGUCCAGUCCAGGAACAGGACUGGUCGACGUUGUUAGAUAUCUGACGUAGAAAAUAGCUGGCGUACAAUACAGGGGGCAUCUGCUGAUACCCCUGAGUAGCGGCAGAUGCUCCACCCUUAUGCUGUGGAAUGCUUUAUGGUUCUGUGAAGUUAUCACUGCAUACUUAAACGCAUGUCUGGUAUUCUGGCAAUGUCAAUCUUAUUUCAAAACCCCUUGAUGACCGGCCAAAUUUUAAUUACUUGUGUAGAAUAUGCAUCGUUCAAAGGCAUGUUACCUUCCCCUUUUCACUAACGUGGGAUAUUGUAUUGCACUAUAACUGACUUUUGCACAAGUCAUGUGGCUACUGUUAUGUUCGCUGACUCUGUCAAGAUGAAAAAAUAAAGAAUUUAAAAAAAAAAUGAGUAUAAAGAAAAUGCCAUACGUUAUAUAUUUAUACUUGAGAAAAUUUAAGAAUAACACUCAAAAUAAAGAAAGAUGUUUAUGGUAACAAGAAAUCUAGAAAACCAUGCUUGAUUUUAAAAUAUUGUAAGAAGCCCAAGAACAAUCAGAGGUUGACAAGUUUCCCGUCUCCUUUGUUUGGUAAAAACCCCAUGCAUUUCUCUAUUGAUUAGUUGUGUGAAACAUUUUGAAAGGGCUUUAUGUAUGUGACCAUUAAAGCACAAUUACAUCAUUUUAUUCAAAGGCAAAACUCUGAAUGCAGGGCUCAUGUUUUGUGUUAGGAAUAGCAUGUUUAAUUAUACAUCUCCCUAUAGUGCAGGUUAUUACUGGAACAAAGCCCUGUGUCAGCAUUAUCCAGCCAUAUAUAAUUCAGCAGCAAGGGCUGAGCGUAGAGCCUGGGAAUCUAAUUUAUCCUUUUAGGUUAUAAUACAACUUAUGAAGUUUUCCCACAAAAUGGGAUUUUAUGUGUUUAAAAAAAUCCCUUUAAGGGACACUGUAGGCACCCAGACCACUUGAGCUCAUUGAAGUGGUCUGGGUGCAGUGUCCCAUCACCCUUAACCCUGAGUAUGUAAUUAUUGCAGUGUUUAUAAACUGCAAUAAUUACAUACUAGGGUGAACUCCUCCUCUAGUGGCUGUCUACCAGACAGCCACUAGACGGACUUCCGGGUGGAUAGGCGACUUUUGUUCGCCUAAAUGACGUUGGACAUAAAGCGUCACCAGAAUCCCCAUAGGAAAGCAGUGAAUAAUGCUUUCCUGUGUGGAAAUCCUAAUGCUAGCAUGGCCAUUGCCACGCAUGCGCAUUAGGUCUUCUCCGCAGGCUGACGUCGGCAGGAGAGGAGUGUGGGCGGAGCCGAGCCAGCGCCGAGGGACAUGGGCGCUGGACCCAGGUAAGUGACAGAAGGGGUUAUUAGAGUAAUGGUAAUAAGUGGAUCACUUGACAGAGGGCGAAGCUAAAGUUUCCCUUUAAUUUCUUGUCGAUGCAGCCUUGAAUUAGAUAAUCCUGCUCUAUCAUAACAGGCUGCAAUUCUCCUUCACCUAAAGCAUUGCUCUGCACACCAGAUUUUUAGGACAACCAUGUGAUCCAUUUAUUACCAUUACUCUAUUGGAGCAAAAUAGAGUAAUCCCUAAAACAUUACUUAUUAUUCUCCAAGAGCCUUGAUAAACCCCAUUUUAUAGGGUCAGAGGGGUCUGAUAUGUAUAACUGUCCAUUGCUCGUUGCUUUUGAUGGGCAUUUGACAUAUGUAAAAUAGGCCUGUCUUUAGACAACCUUAGAGAACUGCAUGUCCAAGAAAUGCAUCGGGUUUAAAUAGACGUAUACCCGUACCGGGUUGUUCAUUGAAGUACGCAUGCAAAGUGAGUUCAAGGUGAAUUUCUAACUUAAGGCCAACUGGAAAAAUUCCAUCUUUGCUUUAUUUCAGCUACUCCGACCUCUGAAAUGCACUUUGAAUUCUCAUGUUAGUGAAUUGCCCUUAUGGUCUCUUAAAUACACUGCUGAAUUGAUCAAUUAUUUACACCACUGAAAAAUUAUCAAUGUCUGGUGGUGCACAUUACAGGUCCUCUGGCUUCCAGCCCCAUUUUCCGUUUUUAUUUCCUCUGAGACGGGCUCUCUGGGGUGGGGAAUCAGUCUAGAAAUAUUUUUCCUGAUUUGAUCCAGUGAUGGUGAGUUGACCUCCAUCUUGCAUUAGAAAGAAAAAGGACAAGUUUCCGCAUUAUGGCCACAAACUGGCUGUGCUUGUAGACCUUGAUCCUGAUAUAGAAGACACCUCCUCCCCCCAAAAAUUAUUUUGAAUGUUGAAGUAGCAAAGUCUGACUUGAAUGUUUUAAAAUGUUCACACACUCAGCUUUAGAGACGUGAAUAAACAAAAAUAAGCUGUGCUAAUUUGAACAGAGUGGAACAGAGUCCCCCCCGGCUAUGCUUGAUCCGGAACAGCAGGGUUAGGUGGUGUUUGUAAGCAUUGGGCUUCUCACUAAGUGUUGGCUAUUAAUACGCUAUUGUGGUUGUCUGGCUCCUCACAGGUAAUCCCCCCUCACAUGCUAUGCCUGUCUCACUUGUCCUCACAGCACCUGAUUAGCUAAAUGUGUUGCAAAAUGCUGGCCAGAUAUAGGAUCUGUGGUUACGUUGCGUGUUUGUUAUGAGAUCAGCUUCAAGCUAUGAACACAGGGUGAGAUUGGUGCCCCCUAGCGGCAGACCAAGUGUAGCAUUCCUGGAAUUGCUAAAUUAGAAUUGGCCAUUAUUAGUAUUGUGUUAUUCUGUACUUUAACAAACCGUGUAAUUCUGAAUUCCUAAAACGGGUAUCUUGAAAUGAAGGUGGUCUAAUAUUGUUAUAAUAUGCAGGGAUUUGUUCCGUUUGGCCCCUACAGUAGUCUAGUGAUGGUGUAGUAUAGCAUUUGCAGGCAAUAAUGUGGGUGAUGUAUAUUGUGGUCUAGUGCUUUUCUGUACAGCCAUUGGUAACUGGUAUGAAUUUUACAGUGGUACCUCACCUGCUCUGUGAAUGACUGGGUGACUUUGCUACCCUGGUAGUAAAUGGGAACACAUGUCACCCUGGGAGUUUGGAACGUGCCUCCCCAAUCCGGAGAAUGAAUGAAGGGUGCCCCAUAUGCCCUGGGAAUGAAUGGAGAUUCAAUUUUUGCCCCGGGAAUGAGUGGACAAUCACACAGGCAAACAUGUUGUUUCAGUGUUUAGUUUAAUUGCUUGCUACGUUUGACUGUGUUUUGAAACUGUCUCUUUAAUUUUUCUGUUUCAGGGCAAAUUCAUCCGAAUCAACUUUGACGUGACUGGUUACAUUGUGGGGGCCAAUAUAGAGACCUGUAUCCUUGCGUAAUCCUCUGGCCACAGUCCCAUCAUACACCCUGUCCACCACCUCUAACGUGGCCUCUGAGCCCCGUGGAAUUCAGGAAAUAGCAGUGGGGAGCAGAGGCAGAUUUCAGGCAUUGGAUAAACUCUGAUUUCCUGUUCUCUUAACUUUGUUUAAACACACAGCUGCCAAAUUGGGCUGGCCUUCCAGAUCUGUGGAAUCUGUACAAAAGAUACCUAUUUUAUUGGAGGCCCCUCUGGCACGAAUAAGGGUGAUUUAGUCAGAAUCCAUUUAUCAGCCCACUGAUAUGACUCAUUGUGAAACUUCCCAGUCUUAUUUUAUAAUUUCUCAUAUUUUUAGAUGUGCUUGCCUUGCAAGAAUUUUGAGGUUAGUAAUUGCUGUGCUCCAAUGCUCAAAGGCAAUAUUUGUAUUCUCUUAUUUCCAGAUCAUAUGCAUGACUGUGUGUCUUUAGUUACCCAACGCGUUUCUUUGUUGUUGCUUGUUCCUGUGUAAAGUUCCAGUAUGGUCAGAGUUCAGUUUCAUUUUGAAUUUUACAUUUGAUUACAGGUAAAAAGGUAUAGGUGGGUGUAGGAUCAACUGGAACUAUACAAAAAACCAUUAUUAAAAAAUACAUAAGAUACACAAUGGGAAACUGGAUUGGAAGAACAUUUUAAAGUGGAACUAUCAUCUGAAAAAUUACAUCAGUUUGAAAGAACAGUAAAUUCAUAACAAUUAUUUUCUUGUAAGAACAACGUAGUAGCUUAUCCAGAAUUAACACGUGAAGAUCUGUUGUUUUGUUGUUUUUUUAGCAUAGACACAGUUAUCUUUGAAUUUCAUCUCACUUUUCAAACCAUCAAUAUCAUUUACUUAUGGGGGAAAUAUUUUUAAAAAAAAUCAAGGCUGCAAAAAGCAUGUGAUAUUAAAGAGCACCCCCCUUGCCUUUGGGCCUUUGGUUCUUUAAACUAACUAUACCCAAUCUAUACCCAAUAUUAGAUGCAAAUUUUUAUUUUUUAUAAAACCAAAUCAUUUUAGAAAUAAUCACCCCAAGUUAUAGGCAACUUUUAAAAUGGUAAAAUACUGUAUGAUGGUAGAUAGACUUUUUUCUCUAAUGACAAAACCACAUCUCUAUGAGAAUUCAUAAAUAAUUCCGGGCUGAUAAUUCAUACUAACUGAGAAAGUUAUUGAGAAAUUGGUUUUAUUAAUACUAGAAAUUAAAUAUCCUUUUUAAUAAAUACGUUCAGAGCUAAAUAUUGAACUUCUGUCUUGCGUGUAAAGAUGAAUGUUAUCUGCUGCUUCACAUUGCUGCACAGCCUGUGAAAGAUCCUUAACCACAAUUUGCAGAUCUGUUGGAAAAGUCUCGAGCGAUAAGACAAGCCAAGGAUGAAAGGACCUUUCAUAUCUUUUACCAGCUGCUGGCUGGUUCAGGGGAACACCUAAAAUGUGAGUAUUCAGACUACCCCCUAAGCAAGUAUCCGAGAACCAUUCUGUGCACACUUUUCUGUUGCUGAUGAGAACCUAGACAUCCUUCUGUCUAUAAAAUAAACUCUUUCAUUUUUCUUGGGGUAACUAUUACAGAGAAACCAGGUUCCUCCCAGUGCUUCUCUUUUAACUCAGAAAUUUGCCUUAAUGUUAUUGUCAUUGCCUGUCCUUCUCUAGCCUGAUAUUAGAGAGGUUAUAGAAUAGUCAUAAGACAUGCAUUUAUUCAUAGUGUGUCUCAAACGGAGCUGUGAUUUGUGUAACUAAUCACAGUAAAGCAGGAACUGUAAUAUUAUAUAAUCCAGUCACUUAUGAGACAGCCUUCAAAAUUGCACAGUUCAAGUGCUGAUUGAUACCCUUACAAAUGGCAGGUCAGCAAAGAGCAUUCAAGGAUAUGCUGUUGUCAAGCGGAGAAUCUGACAUUAAGACCGGAAUUGCUGGGGGAGGGACCUGUUACUCUGCUUCAGUUCCCUAAUGAACCGUGAAAAAGAUUAAUUGAAUAAAAAAUAUUGGAGUUUCUUUGAAAUCUUGUGUUUCUGUAGAUGUUUGCAAUUUAAGUGAUUGCAGAGGAGGACUCCAGUAAGGUGGCAUCGUUUAUCUCGUUAACAGAUAAUACGACCGUUAGAUUUAAUCAGCUUCCUUGUAAAAUGGAGUGUAAGGAAGAUUAUGGUAAUUUAAACUCCCAUUUAUACAUUUCCUAAUAAAAUAAUCGGACUUCCUGUUCAAGUAUCCAGUGCAUCCAGUCUGUAUUCUGAAGCCUCACAUGUUGUACUAGUGGUCCAACACAUUCAGGAACUGAGAAUGUAAAGAAUAACUAGGGCCUAACACUUUUGUUGCCUACUAAAGGUGUAAAAGGCAGCAAAUCUAUGUGUCAGACAGAACAUUCCAAUGUACCCUGUAAAUCUUCUUAAUAAUCCAUCUACAACUGUUUUCAUAUGACCUUAAUCACUCAUUAAACAGCAUUUUGUUUUUUUUUAUAUCUGUUUAUACAAAAUGGGAUGAUCUCAUGAUUGUGUCUGUGCCAGGCGCAGAGCAAGGCAGAGAACUGGGUGAGUUUGCAUUACCCUGUCCGAUUCUCCCUGCAUGACUCGCUCACAAAUCAGUGGUGCUCCCUUCCCCUUCCCCCAUGCUUUGCCUGGCAGAGCCAUUUACGGUGGCAGCCAUCGGGGCAAAGAAUGGGUUGUUUCGUCAUUGUAUGUAUCGUUGGUCUCCCACAUCUUAAUUCCCGCGAAAGUUGUGUCCCUCAUCGUAUUAUUCUCACCAGCAUUAAAGGAAUACUGGUCUUAAAGAAUUUAGUGUUUUUUUGCUUUCUUCCUCCUCAGCCAGUAGGUGUGUAUGUGCUGCUAAAGCCUUUCUGCGUUGUCACUUUGGGAAAUAUUUAACACAGCACAUAAAACCAGAUUAAGGGGUCAAUUAUUGCUCGAUGAGCAGGAGAUACCCAUGUCAUGGUGUUUUACUCCCGUGUAUGUACAAGAGUAUAGUAGCGAUCUGUUUCCGGGCAAAUGAAGCCACCAAAAGCUCAAAACCUAAAUAUGGUAACACUUAGCCAAAGCGUGAGAGUUUUAGGUAAGUAGAUCUACUGUUCUCUCUCUCCAUCCAGGCACUACCUUGUAUAGAAUGAGAAUGUUUUGGGGUGCAGGGACCUCAAAAGUGCCAUUGCCACUUUAAAGGAGCACUCUAAGCCCAACUAUAACCACCGUAGCUCAUUGUAUUUCCAAGAGAUCUACCUGUUUGGUAUCUGCAAGGAGUGUUAUCGAGUAUUACAUACGAUAUGAGUGGAGGUAAAUGUUAUGAGUUUAUCAGCUCCCACAAAUGUUAGAAUUAAUAACAUAGAAUGUGAGCUGACUGCAAGUUAACAGCUUGGCCCAUCAUGGUCUGCACACUGUACUCAUUAAGGCUUGGUAAAAUGCCUAGCUAGACACCUGUAAGAAGUGACAGAAAGGACUAGUAUUAGACUGGACAGUAAGGCAGGAUUAAACAUUUUAUCCAACACAUAAGCUAAUUCACAGUGAUUAAAGUCAGAUGAUUGGAAUGGGGGUUACAUUAUCAGAGUUGGGAUGUGAUGAUGAAAGUUUCAGGCAAUGUGGUUCGGGGUUCUACAGGACAUGUCUGAAUAAGUGGAUACAGUGAUUGUUGUGAGAAGUAAAUUGUGGCUAUUUCACACACCAAACAAUUUGUAGAUUGUUUUUUUUAAUUAUUAUUCUUUGCAGGUAAGAGUCCUCAGCUUAGACUGAUGUUGCUGAAGGGGGAGGAAAGACAUAAAACACUAAUACAUUUUGACAUCAGUAGCCCUUGUAAGGAUCCCCAAUGUAGUAUAUUAUAAUCAGUCCUGUAUGUUCCCAUGAAAGUGAGCAUCCAGCAGCUAUAUACAGAGCGUCUGUUAAAGAUUAACCGCUGCUAGGGUUUUACGUGCCAAACAAUGUCACAAGUGUUUGUCAUCGCCAUCUGUCUUGACCUUGUUGUACAUAUUAAUUAUAUUAACUUAUCCUAAACCUAAGGUUUUCACAGCAGAUAUAUUUCCGUUGUGACUCACCCGACCCGGAAUCUGUUUGAUCACCCCCUUGCAACAUGUGGAUGGCCACAUUGUCACCUGACCUGUGAUGGGCAAGCGGAGAGCUUCGUGCCCUCAGACAGAGGGAGGAAGUCAUUUUGUAUUAAUGCCUGUUUUUGUUUUGUUUUCUCUUUCCACAGCUGAUUUGCUGCUUGAAGGAUUUAGCAACUACAAGUUUGUCUCCAAUGGGUAUAUCCCCAUCCCAGGGCAGCAGGACAAGGAGAACUUCCAAGAGACCAUGGAGGCCAUGCAUAUCAUGGGCUUCUCGCAUGAAGAGAUCUUGUGUGAGUAACAACCGGGCACGGCUCUCUCUGGGGGAUAACAAGGAGUACAAACUUUAAAACUUGGAUCCAAACACCAUUGAGUUCUCAUAGCAGUAUGUUUACUAAAGAAACAAAACUCCAGUUCUAGAGAAAACAGAGGUGGUUAGAUAGAUCUGGAAGUCAUUGAUUGUAGAGCAAACAUAAGCUAACGGAACAUUUAAUGUCUGGGUUAUCACAUAAUGUACAUGAGAAAUGCAAAAUAAUCUCGGAAACUAUAGAUACCUCCCCCAUUUUUUAGCCCCAUUAAUUAAAGUGAUGGUCAUAUGCCACAAACUCAUGUCUGGGUAUAGAGUAAGGAAUUUAACACUUGGCAAUAUUUUCAUACGUGAAUGAACCUACUACACAUGCAUAUAAUACGUUUUUUGAUGGAUGAACAUAGUGACACCAGCACAGACGUCCUCAUAGUAAUCUAGUAGUCUUUCACAGGAAGUGGGGAAUUUGUAAAGAAUGUAGGGAAGUGUAGAUUUCCCCAGAAAGGCGAUUGUGUAUAGUUCCAGUGUUUUUUUGCAGAUCUGAUAAGGCACAGACUAGUGGUAAGGCCAGUAGUAGCUCAUUUGACCAUAACCAAUGCAAGGAGCAUAUUAUCCCAGUUACUGGUCCACAGUGCAGACUCAUCAUACAGUAGGGCAUCCAUGAUUUUACUCUAAUGUUGCCCAGUUUUUCAUGCUUGUCCCACAGAACGUACAACUCUAAUAGGACGUGUUCCGGAGAGCUUGCUCAUGACCUGAUCUAAUGUACAGAUGUAGUUCUAGAACCUGGCCUUAGUGGUCGAUUCUUUUAUAUGAGAUGAGCCUAUGUCUGGUAUUUUAAUAUUAAUUUUCCCACAUGCACAAAAAUGACCAAAUUUACAUUGGGGUCUCGCAACAGACUCUAGGCCUCAGAAUAUUGUGGUAGUAUGUUUCCUCUCACAUGUCUCAUCCUGUGGACCUCAAAAGAACUGCGCAUGCAUAACCAUGGAUACUAGGCAGAUAUCACAUGGGCCAUCUUAUCAAUACUCUCCCACCUUUCAUAUUUUCAAUCAAAGGGAUCUAAAAACAGGAGCAAGUUCUCUAGGAUUAAAUUAAGAUCUAUACAUAGUGUUCUGCCAGAGCCUAGAUGAGUGCUACCAAGUACAUGUUGGGUCUUGCAUCAUCUCCUAUGUGCACCCAACAUCCAAGUGGACUUUGAGCUACAUUACCAUAUAAUUUGUUUCUAGGGCAAAGUAUAAUAAAAAAAAUUGCAGUGAGGUUGUCCAUAACACUAAUGGUUCCAUUUUCAUUCUUACAGCCAUGCUUAAAGUGGUGUCUUCCGUCCUGCAAUUUGGCAACGUUAUUUUCAAGAAAGAGAGAAACACAGAUCAGGCUUCUAUGCCAGAGAACACAGGUGCGUCCCAUAUCACAUGAUUCCUAACGGCAUCAAAUGACAGAUCAUGACCUCUAUUGUUUGGUUCUGUGAAAUUCAGCUCGUUAGAAGAGGAUGAACUACAUGUCCCACGAUUCUUCAUCAACUUUUGUUUGGAAGACCAUUAUGGGAUAUGUUUUAUGUUCAUUGCGGGCACAGUGUGCAGGCUAUGUGCACUGACUGUCACUCUAAGUGCACUUCUCUCUGCAGUGGAUACCAACUAAUCCCGCAGAAUGAGGAGUAGUACAGCUUAUUUACACAUUCUCCUUAAAUCAAGAUCAGGCGAGUCUGCAUUAUUGUUCCUCUGUCCUUAAGUCCAUUAGGACACUCAUUAGCCCCACAGUACAUACCAUUCCGUAUCCACAAGAGCAGCCCACGUGUAGAUUUCUCGCUGCAGAUGAUUUGCAUCUAAUCAAGCUCUGGGAGUGUGGAGGGCAGAGUACAUAGCAUGUUCUAAAAGUGUUUAUUUUCAUUGGGUUCGGACUAGGGGGAACAGGGCUGGAGCCAACAUUCGGCAGCCAAAUGUGCACAAUCCCAAGGGAAAUGUCUGAGCCAGGAAGAGAAUGUUGCACUUUCUAACCUAUUGUUUGCUUCUAAGCAGGCACGGUUCUCAGACUAACCCUUUCUCUACCAGAGGCGUAGGCUGGGAGGAAUCUCUCUAAAUGAUGGCUUGUAAGCUUCUCAGCCAGCGGUCCUUUUUCUGUUACCUGAAGACAGAGCAAAGAAACCUGUUCCAGGUUUAGUAUGAUGAACAGGUUUUCAGCAAUCUGCAGCUUGGGUACACCGAGGCAUUCAUUGGUCUGUGCCAAGAGUAGCAUCAGGCAGCACAAAUUAAAGUUUAGGCUUUGAUGGAAGGAACAAAUUUAAACACAGACCCUGGAGACUGUACUGAAACGAUGGAUCUCCUGCCAUAAAUCUUUAUGCUAACAAUAAUUAUACGCACAGGAUGGAAAUGCAUCCUUCGACUGUACUCGUUUGGCAUCGCUACAUCUGUCUUUUUUUGUCCUUAGUUCUAGUAUGUACAGGUUUUUUGGGUUCUCUGCAGAAAAAAAGUCAGUAAUUUAAUAUUGGUUACCUCAGUCCUGCGCUAUGCGCAUUUUCCCCAGAGACCGACAUUGCCAAACAUAUCACAAAAUUAGAAGAGCGUUCAGCCAUGGCUUACAUUCCUUCUUUCUCUUUUUUUUUUUUUUUUCUUAAAUUUUUUUUUAUUUCAAAUACCAGAACAAGCUGCUUGUCUCUGGAGGGGGUGAGCACUGCAGCGAUGGAGCUUAUUAAAAAGGCACGAUCUCAGUAUAUUUCAUUCAAUGGGUACAAAGGCAGUUUUACCUGUUUGAAGCAAUCAUGUGUAAAAGGACAAAUAUCGGAGAGGCCAGUGUUAACCCUUAGUUUACUGGUGUGGACUGUGAAACCUUAUAAGGCUGAUCUUUUAGGCAGAAUGCAGGCGAUGCUGGCUGUUCUCAGAUAUUAACAGGCAUUAAAAUAAAGUAACAGAACUGGGAAAUGACUUACACAAUGGAGGAUCAUGUUAACACAAAGAAGCCUGUUUACUAAACCAUGAAUUGGCAAGGAGAUUGCACAUUUUUGGAACAGAGUUGAGAAGUUGGAAAAAUAGCUCAAAUAGAGAACUUUUCCACUUGUUCAAAGUUCCUUGUUUAAUGAAAAACCCUGCAGUGUUAUGUCCUGAGGAUAUUUAUGUUCGUGCAUACAUGUGCCAAAAGAAAAUGAUUGGACCACUGAUUAAUUAACCUAUGGUAAAGCAAUUACAGCAUGAAGUUCUGGUUUGCUUUGUGGCUGCAAAUGAUAACCUAUGAUAAGUGUCUGUUCCUGUAGAGUAUUUAGCAGAAUACUGAAUAGCUGGGCCUCUGUCAUUGGGUAUCAGGCUUCAUACAAUUGGAGUUAUAGUCACUGUCUCACAUGAUAUUCUUAUCUCAGCCGCACAGAAACUCUGCCACCUGCUGGGCCUCAACGUCAUGGAGUUUACCCGAGCCAUCCUCACCCCACGCAUCAAAGUGGGCAGGGACUAUGUACAAAAGGCACAGACAAAAGAACAGGUGAGCACAGACCCCACUAGGGGCAGUCACACCACAAGAUGUUUUGCAUUCGUAUUAGUAUGGUUUUCUUUGGGAAUACAUCCUUGCUGAUGGCCUCCUUGCAUCGGCAGGAGCUGAGAUGGCUUCCAAAACAUGCUGUUUGGCAGUGCUCCAUGUAAACUGUAUAUGGAAUAAGUUUAGUAUAAAUAUCGUGUCACCACAUUCCAUUCAAUUAUUUAAAUCCCAAACAGACAAUAAUCUCCUUACAAGUGGCAGGAGUGUCAAAGUUUCCUCUGCUUCAUUCAAACACACACUUCCACUCCCAGUGUCCAAUGGGUUAAUCCACUAAACAGUGAGUUUUGCAAGGCUGUUGCCAACUGACCAUAAUUCUCUGUUUGUUAGUGACUAUUUUUUAAACAAACCUACCUCUGACCAUAACUCUUGGUGAUGACAUUAAAUCUGGGCUGCGGACUAAUGUCACUGGGUGAUCUGCAAAUAUUUGUUUAGGGAUUGGGUGCGCCUUCCCAUCAGUCUGAUAUUAAUGUAGUUGUACAUGUGUUUUCUAGGCAGAUUUUGCAGUGGAAGCCCUGGCAAAAGCCACGUACGAGAGACUGUUCCGCUGGCUGGUCCAUCGGAUAAAUAAGGCCUUGGACCGCACAAAACGUCAAGGAGCGUCCUUUAUUGGCAUCCUGGAUAUUGCCGGAUUUGAAAUCUUUGAGGUUUGUUCUUCAGCCCAGUUUUGGGUACUUGCAUUGUUAUUGGCGUCAAGAAUAUUUCUGCAGCUGACAUCACGUGUGACAUUCAUAUUUCCCAUGAUACUUAAUAUACAGAGCCUGGCACGGCUCUGCAAUCUGUGAGUUGUACUUAAUAUACAGAGCCUGGCACGGCUCUGCAAUCUGUGAGUUGUACUUAAUAUACAGAGCCUGGCACGGCUCUGCAAUCUGUGAGUUGUACUUAAUAUACAGAGCCUGGCACGGCUCUGCAAUCUGUGAGUUGUUACUUAUUCCUUUUUAAUUGUUUAUAUAAACAGUAUACACUAUGUUCUGUAUUAUUUUUUUGCAGACAUUGUGAAGAUUUUUCUAUUUAUAUACAUAAGUAUACUUGUAUUGUAUUACUAUAUCCAGUCUGAAGGGUUCACCUCUACUUGGUGUGAUUGUUUUCACUUUGUUGUAGGUGUUGUUUUGGUCUAUAUUUCCCAUGAUGCUCUAUUAGCCAUAUCGUUGGCAGAAUAUCACGGCAGAGAUUGUCUAUCUCUGCCUUUAGUGCUAUAACACUCUCGAUGAAAGACUCAUUUACUUACCAGGUUUUUUUUAGUAAACCAAUCACAAUAUGGAUAAAAAAGAAAAUAUAUACUAAGUUGUUAACUAUCUACGUACCAGUUGAAAGACUAAUCAGAUGACAUGAUGCAGGUGAUCAAAAAUAUAUGGAGUACGAUGGUCCGCCCUCACGGUGUCUUUAUAAACUACAUUCAACGUGAUAUGUGUGCAUGAUGAGAUAAGAUGUGAAGAAAAGUGUCAAUUGACGCUUUCUAAAGGGACACAACAGAUAGUGUCUAAUGCAGAAAUAUUCUAUGGUUCUGAGUUUUCCCUCUGAAACCACCAAGCCUCACCCCCUUUUCUUAAAACAUAUUUUACUUCUUAGUGACCUGCCAAAGACCACAGAUCUUACCACCAAUUUUUAUUUCAUUUUAUUUUUGGCAUAUUUACAGAGUUCUGCCUCAACUGACGAUUUAGAAUGAGCUGGUGGUUAAGUAAUGGGUUGCAUCUGGGAAAGAGGACUCACUCUGCAUUUUAGUUGUUUUGAUGGGGCUGCUUGGAACUAACCCUUGGCAGAGAAGAACAGGAAGUCAGUCUGUUAAAGGACACUUCUGGCUGGAGCUGACCCUUUCUUUUUUCAAAUACAUUUUUAUAAACUAUAAUGUAAAAAUAAUCAUGGGCGGCAGCGAUGACUGUAGUAUGCAAAAGCCCAAAGAAAAUUACCUGAGUAUUAUUCCAAAUCCCUACGCACAAAAUAACAACAAGAGAGGUUUAUAGUACCACUAAAAUGGCUCUUAAAGAGUAAGCUCAUCUGCCGCGUCAAGGCAAACAUCUUAGUUGAGUCCUACACUAACAAUUCAAUUUAGGAUGAUGAACGCUAUAGCCAUUGUUGCCCCCCCCCAAAAAACUAAAGAUUAAUAUAAAAAGACCAGCAUAACUAACUUAAUGUCUAUGUUGCACCUGACGUGGCUUUCUGGAGGUGCCCUUUAAAUGAUUUUUUGUUGUUUCCUGUAACAUUGCUUUCUAAGUGUUAAAGGCUCAUCUGUCCUGUCUGUAUAGCUGAAUUCAUUCGAGCAACUCUGCAUCAACUACACAAACGAGAAGCUCCAACAGCUCUUCAAUCACACCAUGUUCAUCCUGGAGCAGGAGGAGUACCAACGCGAGGGAAUUGAGUGGAACUUCAUAGACUUCGGCUUAGAUCUGCAGCCCUGUAUUGAUCUCAUUGAGAGGCCGGUAAGUAAAACAGGCAAAGUUCUACUGUGAGUAUGUCAAUUUCAAUGUUACUUUUAUUGGUGAAGGGAACCUACUUAGUGUGAGAUUAUAAUUACCUGGGAAGAUCAGUUAUUAACAGUUUGGCUGCUGGGUGUAACAGUGAGGUUAUUCAACUGAAUAUCACGUUUAAUUUCAAUAUAACCAAAACGUAAAAAAGAAAUCUCCAAAUCAGCCGUCUUUCAAGGAUAUUUUGUUAUUCGCAUUAAACUUCCAUCAGUUCACAAUUUGGUGAAUUAGCCUCUCUGUAUUUCCUACUUGCUCUUCUCCGUCUCUUGUGAGAGGUGAGGAGGGAUGUUAUAGGACACAUUCUAAACACAAACAACUUGCAAAGAAAAUAGUCAUACGAUGCAAUUGGAAUCUGAUGCUAUAUUGCUCAGAUUGUGCUUGAAGUUAAACAGGAUUGGAAGUGUAAGUUGUAUUAAUGGUUGACAUUCUACUGCCUCCUGCUGGUGAAAUUUAGAUAUUUCUAGUCUAUUUAUGCUUUCUCCGUCAUUAAACCCCUACACGAUGAAUGCAGUGCUGGGACCAUCAUAAAAAUAAAUUAAAAUCUUUCCCUACAUGUUGAUAUUUACCAAAAAAUAGUUAAACCCCUGAUAUUUUAGACUGUCAGCCUUCAUCCUCUCUCUGCCAACACUUCCUAAAGGGGCUCUGUGUGUGGCCCUGGCAGGGUUAGCAUGCAGCAACUGAAACUGUUGGACCUUUUGAAAGAGAGACUAUGUUUAGAGCAGGAACCAUCUCGACUGACCACAUUACUGGUGGAAUAAACCAGCAUGUGCGACCUUCUCAUAAUCCAGGAUUUGUAUUCAUCUUGAUUGGGACAUUUCUGGGUCUUUCUCUGUUUUACAGCACACUUAUAACUUCUUUGUCACUAUUCCGCAGUUAUUGAUGAACCCUUCAAACCUAAUUUGCUUGAUAAUUGUCUUAAGGCUUGGCUGGGGUCUAGGGAAAGCAGGUUGUACAAGGUGCAGGGCAACAAUUGAGGAAAUGGAUUUGGGGUAGCUGCAUUCUGAUUGGAGGCUCUAUUUUGAAACCAACUAGUCUUCAAUCUAUGGUCACACAUUGGAUCCAUAGCCACCCCCAUUUGUUACUAAUGGCUGGCUCACAGAACUAAUGUAUAUAUAGAAUAAUAUUUCUUAACUUAUACAUAGAUUAAGAUAAUUUCUUAACGUGAUUUACAUAAACUGUUACAAGUUAAGGUGAAGCAAUGCCCUGUAAUUUAGCUCAGAUCCGCACUGUUUCCUUAGGAGAAGUAGUUCAUAAUAGUCAUUAUUUAUAUAGCGCCAACAUAGUCCACAGCGCAUUACAGUAAUAAUUACAUUGUUUGGCCCAAGGACACUUACUGGUAAGGUGGGUUUCUCAGUUCUAAAGCAGUGAUAUUACCACUGCUCUAGCCAGGUGAAACCACAGUAGUGAUAAAACCAAAGAUAUUACUUGCAGGAUCCUCACUUUUGUUAUGCUGUUGCCCUGGAUGCUGAAGUUUGGUCUUCUGAUAACAUCUGGACCAAUGUUUGACCUGUGUGAUUUGUCUUUAUCCAUGUCUCAGGCCAAUCCUCCCGGAGUGCUGGCUCUGCUUGACGAGGAGUGCUGGUUUCCCAAGGCAACAGACAAAUCCUUUGUGGAUAAGCUGGUCCAGGAGCAAGGCACCCAUUCCAAGUUUCAGAAACCCAGGCAGCUGAAGGACAAGGCUGAUUUCUGCAUUAUCCACUAUGCCGGCAGGGUGAGAACAUUGUAAUAAAUGUAAUACAGGAAGGUGCUGUGGUUUGUUUAUUGGUCCAGACACGUUAGAGCACCAAUUUAAAUUGCCAGUGACUCUCGUGCAGGUGGAUUACAAAGCGGAUGAGUGGCUCAUGAAGAACAUGGAUCCGCUAAAUGACAAUGUUGCAACCCUACUUCACCAGUCAUCAGACAAGUUUGUUGCCGAGCUGUGGAAAGAUGGUAAGAAAACCCUGAACUUGUCUUUCUCGUACAGUGAUUGUAAUUUCCCAUGAUCCAGCUUGGUAAGCCAUAUGCUGAGGAGCCCUUAUGUUUAAGGAGCUCUUCAACACCAUAACCACUACAACUGGAAGUAAAGGUUAUGGUGUUCAAAGUGUCCCGGCGCCCACCUAUGCAAUGCUGAGCUGAGCUAAUUCGCUAAGAUCGAUCAGCUGAUGCCUUACAAUGGUGUUGAGCGCCAGGGCACUCCUGGCACAAUAACCACUUCAGUGAGCAUUCCUUUACGUAAGUAUAUUUCUCACACAGUUUUGUGAAUAGGGAGCUAGUUGUAGGCCGAAAGUGUCAGCUGACACUCUUGGCCUAUUGGUAGCACCAAGUCCGACGCUUCCUCAUUGAAAUAUCAUCCAUCGUCGGAAACCAGGGGGCAGAAUGGAGGGGCACAGUCUUUUUGGGAUUAAACUGUUUGUAAAUGGUUUAACCCCUUAAGGUAAAACCAGGACCUCCUGACACCAUAGCAGAUUCAGUGAGAUAUAGUUGCUAUGGUGCCCGGAGUGUUCUUUCAAGUGAAUAAUUCUGAUUUGGGUGCAUAAACCAGAGAUCACUGUGCUGGAGUAACUCCCAUAAUAACAGAACUGGUUAGCUCAGUUAUGGGGUGUCAAACACCUACUCACUCUGUGCAACAAAUAGAUUCGGACAGUGCUUAGUUCAACGAGACCCUUUGCAGACGCCAUAUUCUUGCCUAGUUUUUACUAACCUUUGUUUCUCUUGUUCUGUCCCUUCACCCACUCCCUUUUGGAUACCUCUGAUCCUAGACAUACAGACUGUUCAGCGAGCCUCAUUUUAUGAUCAUAUAUGCGGAGGUGAAUUGAUAGUGAGCUUGUAGAUUUAGUAUCGCAUCUGAAAGUAGAGCUUGCUUGACGCCAGGCUUUGGAGAGCAUGCAAAUUGACAUAUAUAGAGUGCGUAGCUAAAUCCCUAUCAAAGAUAUAGAUUGCAGCUGAUAGAUGUUCUAAUGGUGGAGUGCUUAUACGGUACUACGUUUGUGGCAUUUGACUUGCAUGUGCCGUUCCGUGUAUUCCCACAAUGGUCAGUGUGUGCGUUACGGUGCAAGGAGCCUUCAGAUGCACACAUAGUAGGAUGUAUAUUUCAUGGUGACUAUGUAAGCACAGUUUGUAGAUUUUUUCUUAUACCUCUACAUUUUAGCAUUCUUAGCAAAUUGCUUUUCAGACAGAAUCUGAUGGCUGAAGAACACUAGAUAUCUCAGGAGCUUGCACGCUAGUUUUGUUUCUGUCAUUAAUUUAACACUUAAAGUCAAAUCUUUAAAAGUCUAAGUGAAUGACCGGUUUUACGAGUUGGAAAUGAUAGCGGCCAGCUGGUAAUGCCUUUGUAAAAUUGAUUUAGCCCCUGUGAUAUUACAGAUUUUGUCCCCUCUACUUUUUAUUCCUUCAAUUUUCUGCCUUCGUUUUUGGCAUUGAGGGUGGGUUUCAGGGCGCCCUGUGUGUUUCACCUGGUGGCCAGCUCUGCGGAUUAUUGCACUCUUUCUUUCCGUUACAGCUAAAUGUCUGCAUCAUAAGUUUGUGUAUUUAAAUAUUGUUAAAUCUGGGGGAACCAAUUCCCUUCCAUUAACAUAUAAGAAAAAUGUACCUUUAUUUAAUUCAGACUGGAAAUCUUUAUUUAGCAAGUCCUACUACUAGAUGUGUCCACAGUGCCUUUGAUCUAUAUAUAUAGAAUGGGUGGUACCAGCAUACAAUUAUUUAUAUAGUGGCAACAUAUUCAUAGGUAAAAUGAGACAAUUUUGUUCUAACAAUACAUGUAUGACGUACGGUAACAGUAGGUGAAGAAGGACCAAACAAGCUUGCAAUCACUGAGUCUUUCAUGCCCUUAUUGUGAUAGUUGAGACAUAGGCAGUCAAGAGUCUUUUUUGGCAAUAAAUCCCCUACAUAGUAUGUUGUAUGUGCUAGAAGGUUCUGUGGUUCUAAUGAAUGUGUGUCCCUCUCUGCAGUGGAUCGCAUUGUGGGUCUGGACCAGGUGGCAGGAAUGGCUGAAACCGCCUUUGGCUCUGCGUACAAGACCAAGAAGGGCAUGUUUCGCACGGUGGGGCAGCUUUACAAAGAGUCCCUGACCAAGCUAAUGGCGACUCUGCGCAACACCAACCCUAACUUUGUGCGCUGUAUCAUCCCGAACCAUGAAAAACGGGUACGUAAAGGGGGGUAGAGUGAUGAUAUGAGCUUAAAGCUAUAGCAACUUAGUAAGAGAGGUUUUUUGAUUGAUGGUGGAGGAUGCAGGUGUCUAAAAGAAGAGGGUAUAUAUCGAGUCAAAGGAAACCUGAAACCUAGAUGAGAGUAGAAUAAAGCUAACUUUCCUUCAAAAGAUCAUUUGUGGUAGAAUUAGCUUGAAAUAAUUGUAACCAUCUAUUCUGUUUUGGCUCUAAAACCUCACUGUACACUACGUCCCCGAAGUAUGUUUAGAACUACAUCCUAGUUUUUGGAACUUUGUUGAUACAUUGUUCUAGAUGUGUAACGAAUGUUCCUCACAGGCCGGCAAACUGGAUCCUCACUUGGUGCUGGAUCAGCUGAGAUGUAACGGUGUCUUGGAGGGUAUUCGAAUCUGCCGUCAGGGAUUCCCUAACCGGAUUAUCUUUCAGGAGUUCCGCCAGAGGUAAUUUUAUGCAGUUCUGAUUUGUUGCUAAUUAAAGAGGGAGAAAUAUUUCAACACAUGGACUAAACUAUAUAAGUAUUUAAGUAUGAAUAUCCCCAUGGCUAUUCUCCACGAUUAACAGUUUCAUACAUAAUGCUGUUUGUGCUAUUCAAGUCAAGCCAAAUUUGUGGCUGUUCCUACUGCAAGGAUGUGCAACAUUUCUGUAUUAGGCUGUUUAUAUUUAUGGUGAAAUGCAUUUCUAUCUAGCUAUGUUAUGUUCUAUCCUUGCUACAGGUAUGAGAUUCUCACCCCUAACGCCAUUCCAAAGGGAUUUAUGGACGGAAAGCAAGCGUGUGAGCGAAUGGUACGGUAAAGUGGAUAUUAAACUCUCACUGUAAUCGUAUGUACCAUUAAUUUGACUUACAAGAACCCACUUUUUACCCACAGAUUAGAGCUCUGGAGUUGGACCCCAAUUUAUUCCGUAUUGGCCAGAGCAAGAUUUUCUUCCGCGCUGGCGUCCUGGCACACCUGGAAGAGGAGAGAGACCUGAAGAUCACAGACAUCAUCAUUUUCUUCCAGGCCAUUUGCAGGGGUUACCUGGCCAGAAAGUAAGUCUCUUCCAAUCUUACCCAUCUUUGCAAUUCUGACCGGAAACCAGCAAAUUCUAGAACCAAGGACAUGUAUGUUCUGCUGUAUUGAUAUAAAAGGGUUGUUGCUACAUGGAAAGUAAUUAAAGUAAAGACAAGUGAGGAGGAAGGAGAGGAGGAGGUUCCUGGGAUACACUUGGCUCUCAGCAGGUUCUGAGAUCGGGAAUUGAGUUUGGGCUUGGGAAGAUUAUUUGGGUCACCUGGUUGUUAGUUUGUCUAUGCAUUAAGGUACGGGUGCUUGUGAUUUCAUUAUCUGCCCUCCAGGAGGUGUCAUUAUUUACUUGCCACUCCUUUUAUUCCAAGGGCUUUUGCAAAGAAACAGCAGCAGCUGAGUGCCCUGAAGGUUCUCCAAAGGAACUGUGCUGCCUACCUGAAAUUAAGGCAUUGGCAAUGGUGGCGACUUUUCACCAAGGUGAGUCCUGCAUGUUGUUCAUCUCGGUAGAUCACAUCUAUAAAUAAUGAAUAGAAUGUAACCCCUCGUACUAUUUACAGCAUGCAUUGCACACCCUUCCUCUUAAUCUGUUUUUGUAUAUUAUUUGAAAUAUAUCGUCUCUGCUAGAUUACAAGGGUUUAUCGACAAAUGACCAGAUUCAGAAAGAUUUCACUUAAACCACCCAUUACUAUCGUAGCCAGGGGCUGAUUAGGUGUACUUUUGAAUCAGAUGUCUGUUUUGUAGGUGAAACCUCUUCUACAAGUUACUCGACAAGAAGAGGAACUUCUAGCGAAGGAUGAAGAACUGCUGAAGGUGAAGGAGAAACAGUCCAAAGUGGAAGGAGAACUCGUGGAGAUGGAGAGAAAGCACCAGCAGGUGAGAGCAGGCAAACAAGCCGACGGGUAUAGCCAAUAACUUUAGCCGGGGAUUAAUAGUCUUUCCCAGAGCCUCAGUAGGCACUUGGUGCAUUUUGCUUUAUAUAUCCCGUACUAGGAAAAUCAGAGCAGUCUCAGGAAGCACAGUGACCAAGUUGUACUAAAACCAUGCAGCUGUUUGAAAUGUAGACAAAAGAUGUAACGCCUUGAGUUGAGUAACGCCCAUAUACUCUGCUGCUAACAUACUAAAGGCUACAAAGUAUUUGAUGAAAAAUAUCUGUUUCUUGUGUAUUUCUUUCCUCUGCAAAUGGACUCAAAAUGUUUAGCACAGAAUGAUCAGUGAUCCAGUGUAGGCAUGGAAUAAUGGCGCUCGGUUAAAGAACAUUUAUUGAGUUUUCAGCUCCGAGUUUGGGCAUACUUUCCCUCUCCAUGUCUUAGAGGAAACAGGGAGCAUGAGGUGUUAAGGAAUCCACAUAAAGAAUGACUGGUUAAACUGUAAGGGUAAUCUGAGAAGGUCUGGUAAACUAUUUUAGUUCCUGUUAACAGCUGAUGGCAUUUUAACAAUUAAUAGUUAAAUGUCAUCCACUGGUAAAUGCCUUCUCCCUUUUAUCCCCCAGUUGACUUACAAAUUCAUGGGGAUCUAGUAUUUGGAUUUUGGGGAGUUUUCUGUUCCCAAUAUUGGCUUUUAAACAUUUUUUGGUAACUGUCCCUCAGUUGGUGGAAGAGAAAAAUAUUCUCGCUGAGCAGCUACAAGCGGAGACAGAGCUGUUUGCAGAGGCUGAGGAAAUGAGGGCCCGUCUAGCAGUCAAGAAGCAGGAGCUGGAAGAAAUCCUGAGAGAUCUGGAGAUACGUAUGGAGGAGGAAGAGGAGAGGAACCAAGUCUUACAGAAUGAGAAGAAAAAGAUGCAGACACACAUACAGGUGACUAAGGCCACUUCCCAGCCGCUUCCUUAAUGUCCCAGGCUCUAAAACAAUAGUUGCUUAGUCCUGAACACAGCCAUACAUGCUGUACAGAAAACAGGUGCUUAUGGUGGGAUGGUGGGAGGCCCUCAAAGUGUAAAGAAUGGCUGUGAUGUAACUUUCGAAGAGGUGUUCUCCUGCUUACAUUACUUGGUUCCAGUAUUUGGUGUUUCUGAUUCAAUUUAGGAUUUAGAAGAACAGCUAGAUGAGGAGGAGGCAGCACGACAGAAGCUGCAGUUGGAGAAAGUAACAGCAGAAGCCAAAAUUAAAAAGAUGGAAGAGGAUAUUCUUCUCCUGGAGGACCAGAACUCAAAGUUCAUCAAGGUGGGAGGCAGAGCCAUGUCGAGACCAUGUAUAGUGCAAAUGCACUUUUUUUUGCGUCUUCGUUGCUUGAUUGUUCAUGGAUUUAGAAGAUCUGCUUUGUGAGUAUUUACUUUGUAUUUAUUUUAAUAGGAGAAGAAACUGAUGGAUGAACGGAUUGCAGAGUGCACUUCGCAGCUGGCAGAGGAGGAAGAGAAAGCAAAGAACCUGGCCAAGCUAAAGAACAAGCAGGAAAUGAUGAUCAGCGAUUUGGAAGGUAUGUUCCAGAUAGGUGUCCAUGUUAAUAACUACCAGUCAGUGUGCCUUAAGAUAAGGAGUUACCAUAGCAACCACAGCUUAUUUCCUGUGUGUGCUAUGUGUGAAAAGGACCGCCUGUGGGAGUUUUUUUUUCUACUCUGCUAUAUCAGUCAAUUCUUUGGCAUAGAGUCUAUGCCGAAUAAUUAACUGACCGGUAGGAUAAAGAGCUAUUUUUUUUUUUUUUUCAUAUCUAUACCUUUGCUAGCAAAUCUGCUAGCACAAAAUAUAGAUGAAAUUUGAUGCUCUUUAAAAAACAGAGUAUACUUUGUAGGUACCUUUUAAUCUCAUCUCAUAAGUCUCCCUGGAUAAAUGCUGAGGAUGUUUUAGGAAACACAGGACACCUUCCUUCACUUACAUUGUCAUUUUAACAUUAUUCUAAUUGCUUGUGAUUUGCAUGUCUGUUCUUCCACUUUGUUAUAUCACUCCUCUGACACACUACGCGUUCUUUCCAUCAUCUGUAGAAAGGCUAAAGAAAGAGGAGAAGACACGUCAAGAGCUGGAAAAAGCCAAGAGGAAGCUCGAUGGAGAGACCACUGACCUCCAGGACCAAAUAGCUGAGCUGCAGGCUCAGAUCGAGGAACUUAAGUUGCAACUAGCCAAAAAAGAAGAGGAACUGCAGGCUGCACUGGCCAGGUGAGUUGUGAGCCAGGUUUUGCGGAGACACUAGCCAAGUAAAUGACUAGAUUAAGAAACCAUUAGCUGGUCUAGCACAACAGAUUGCUCUGGCUGGAUUUCUGACUAACUUUGUAUUCUCCUGUAGAGGUGAUGAGGAGGUGGUACAGAAGAAUAAUGUUUUGAAGCUGGUGAGGGAGCUGCAGGCACAGAUUGCUGAGCUUCAGGAAGACCUGGAGUCUGAGAAAGCUUCACGCAACAAAGCAGAGAAGCAGAAGAGGGACCUUAGCGAGGAGCUAGAGGCGCUGAAAACUGAACUGGAGGACACUUUAGACACCACUGCGGCACAGCAGGAACUGAGGUAUAUCAAAAGUUUUUACUUAAUUUAACUGUUUUGAGAAUGGAGAUUUGCACACAUCAUUGAGUGUCAAUAUAUGUAUGAAUGUAGGGUUUAUUUGUGUUUAUGGUUAGUGAAAGCAGGUUGGUUGUGUAGAGUAUUAUGGUGUAUGAUGGUUAGUGUGUGAGAAUAGUUAUUGUAUGGUGCAAUUGAGGCAAUUUUACGGACAUGCAGCUGUAUGUUUAUUUAUUCAUGGUAAGUAACGGUGAAGCAGAGAAAAAUAUAGAUGCCUGUUUGUACAUCUGGUGGGGUUUCUACAUGUGUGGAAUCUACAUUGUUACUAAGCUUUGUCAAUCCUUUUUAGGACCAAGAGGGAACAGGAAGUGGCCGAACUGAAGAAGAACAUUGAAGAAGAGACCAAGAACCAUGAGGCACAAAUCCAGGAAAUGAGACAGCGGCAGGCCACAGCCCUGGAGGAGAUCUCAGAGCAACUGGAGCAAGCCAAAAGGGUAAGGAGGGUACCAGGAAAAUGGGUAAUAGGACAUGGGGUAACCGCUUGGUAUUAGGAGGGCUUUGGAUGAGAGCAACUUAAGAAAGUGAGGAGAACCCUCGAGGAGUUCUGAAAGCGUUGGAGAAUGAUAGGGCAAGAAUGAGAACGCUUGAGGAAGAGUGUGGACCACUCUGUGAGCAGUUGGAACAAGCCGGAAGGACCAUGGGGGCAAUGAGUGAGUGCAGGAUGCACAAACCGCUUUGGCUGAGCAUGGUUGCAUUUUUACCAGAUUAGCCUGUAUCUAUUUGUUGGCUUCCUAACUUUUUAAACCUUGUAUCUCUUCAGCUGAAAGUGAAUUUGGAGAAGAACAAGCAGAGCUUGGAAUCCGAUAAUAAGGAGCUCUCUGGAGAGGUGAAAACCUUGCAGCAACAGAAGGCAGAGUCUGAGUACAAGAGGAAGAAACUGGAGGGACAGGUGCAGGAGCUGCAUGCCAAAUCGUCCGAGGGAGACCGACAGCGAGCAGAGCUGGGGGAGAAGAUCAGUAAGCUUCAGGUACUCGUCCUCUUGACACACAAUGUACAGCUUGCACCAAAAACAUACACUAUACAUAUAGAAGGUUCAGCUAACCUAUAACAUGCAUAAAAUGCCAUCUGACGGAUUGACUGGAGCUGGUAAAGAACUAGAUCUCUCAUGGUUCUUUGCUCGUCUAUAGAGAAAGCAUGAUCUGAGUUGUAACUUUACAUUCUUCCUUUUAACAUAACAUUACUACUGCUUGUAAAUCUGCCAUCGGCUUGAAUAACAAGCGAGGUAUACAGAGUGUUUGUUUCCCUUUGUCUGACUAUACUCUGCAUAUUCUAGAAUGAACUUGAGAAUGUCUCCUGUCUCCUUGAAGAAGCUGAGAAAAAAGGGAUCAAACUGGCCAAAGAUGCUUCCGGCUUGGAGUCCCAGCUGCAGGACACUCAGGUGAGUGCAGGUCUAUGUUCAAUUAAUGGUCUUUCUAAUGGCCACCAUUUAUUCCUGUAUGUAGCUUUAAAGGAGAAGUUAAAAACUGUUGCCCCUUAGAAAGCUGCGCCACUCUGGCUCCCAAUAAUGGAUUGGUUAAUUGUUAAAAAUUCAAACCUUAUACUAACAGCACGUUUUAUAGAGGAUUGACAGUAACCAUGGUAACCGCUAUCAAAAGUACAUUUAAUGUAGCUAGUAGUCUCUUUGGUUUUGCUAUUUGCACAGCAUCCAGACAGAAACUGUGUGUGCAUUCAUUGUAGUGUUGCUGAUGUGUUUUUUCCCCUCAAUAUACUCGAAUAGAAAAAAGGCCUAAUAUUAUUUUUGCCACCUAAGAUCUAUAAAAAGGCACUUCCCAGUUCAAAGCCAAAUGACCUGUUUACGUUAAUAAGACUGGGAAAUUGUAUUCCAAAUAGACUUACCUUAACCCAAUCCAUGCAGUUUAUAUUAAAGGAACCCUCCGGCAGGGAAUUUAGCCCCCAAAACAACGUCAUCUCAAUGUAAUAGUACAUACGUUUACUUGCAUUGAGCAGCCAGUGAUGGGUAUAGAUCCUAAGCUGUAGCUCUCAGCCAUUCCUCUUCUGUAUGGUGCCCGAGCAGAGUAGAGGGGUGGCAGUGCUAAUAGGUCCCCAGGCACCCACCUUCGGAGUUUAAUAGGGAGCACCCUUGGACUCCAGUAUAAAGAAACAACUUCAUUGAGAUGGCAUUUCUCCGAGGGUGCCUUUAGGACCCAAGAGUACUCACGAAUGUCAUGUAAACAUUUUGACAAAGGACAGAUUUUGAAAUGUGAAAACAAGAGAACUACAUUGCCAUUUUUCAGGUUUUCUUUAAACUGUAGUUCUAACGCUGGUAAAUAAACAAACUAGCAGUGCACUAGAUCUCGGUACCAGUAAAGUGUUUAUUCAGGUGUAAUAUGAAUAAACCAAAAAGGUUGAAUGAUUAUUUUUCUUCCUCCCCCAUUAUAGCCUAAAUGUGAUUUUUUUUUUUUUUCUGUUGAUGAUAGUUCACUCUGUAGUCAGUAACCCCCCUUGACCAGAGGUGUAUUUGCUUUCAAGCACCUUUCUGGUUUUACCCAAAGGAUAAAUGCAAUACGAUUAAAAUCCACCGCUGAGUUGCAAACUAUUGUCGAAAUAGGGCUGUGUAGCAGACUGUGGGUUCGUUACAUAGGGUGUGUUAAACAGUCCAUGGGAGCACCUGCUUUUGUCCGUCAGUGUAAUGCUAUCUUCAUCCACUACAGGAGCUGCUCCAGGAGGAGACUCGGCAGAAGCUGAACAUGAGCAGUCGCAUUCGCCAACUAGAGGAAGAGAAAAAUAAUCUGCAAGAGCAGCAGGAGGAAGAGGAGGAGGCCAGGAAAAGCUUGGAGAAGCAGAUCCUCACGUUGCAGGCACAGGUCAGGAGCAGUUAUUUUACCUGUGUACAAGUUAACCCUCAACUGACAGCAGCCUCUGUCGGAGAGAGACUUUCAGGGAGAGACACUGUACUAAUGGCAGGUCCUUGUCACUAGUAGCUGAGAACCAGUUUGUAAGAAUCACAUGUGUUCUGUGGUGUAGACAGACCUCCUGUACUGUUGUUACUUACGUAGCUUAUUGACUGUUCCUCUAUCCUUGUCUAGCUUGCGGAUGCUAAGAAAAGGGUAGAGGAUGAUGUGGGAAUGAUAGAAAACCUGGAAGAAGUAAAAAAGAAGUUGCUGAAAGAUAUGGAGGGAUUGGGUCAGCGACUGGAGGAGAAAGGACUGGCCUUUGAGAAGAUGGAGAAGACGAAAAACCGAUUGCAGCAAGAGCUAGAUGACUUGAUAGUGGAUCUAGAUCACCAGCGACAGAUCGUGUCUAACCUGGAGAAGAAGCAGAAAAAGUUUGAUCAGGUAAUUCCAUCAGUCUUUCCAAUAUGUGUAACAAAUGCUGUUUUCUGGUAGACUUUGAUAAUGGAUUCAUAGUAAUUAUCUUUUUUUUCUUUUUCCCCAGCUAUUGGCUGAAGAGAAGAAUAUCUCUGCCCGAUAUGCUGAUGAGCGUGAUCGUGCUGAGGCCGAUGCCCGAGAAAAGGAGACCAAAGCCCUGUCAUUGGCUCGGGCACUAGAGGAAGCCCUGGAGUCCAGAGAUGAGUUUGAGAGACUGAACAAACAACUCAGGGCAGAGAUGGAGGACCUAAUGAGCUCCAAGGAUGACGUAGGAAAAAAUGUAAGUAUUGUAAGAAACCACCCUGAACAUGAACAUGUCUCCUUCUAGAAGUUUUGGUCUGUUAAAGUGAUUUCAGGUGUCACCCCAAAUGACAAGGUUCAUGUUCUUUAUAGACCCACUCUCACUCUGACUUCAUAGGUAGUAUUCCGUUUUCUUGGAUAGAUUUUUUUUUUCAGUUACAUGAGUUGCGUUUUGUUGCGUCUUUUCUUCUUGUAGGUGCAUGAGCUGGAAAAGUCAAAGCGGGCGUUGGAGCAGCAGGUUGAGGAGAUGAGGACACAGCUGGAGGAACUGGAGGAUGAGUUACAGGGCACAGAGGAUGCCAAGCUACGAUUGGAAGUGAACAUGCAAGCAAUGAAGGCACAGUUUGAUCGUGACUUGCAGUCACGUGAUGAACAGAAUGAAGAAAAGAAACGAAUGCUGGUGAAACAGGUGAAUCUUUUUAUUUUCCAUUUUGUCUUUUAGAUGGGAACCUCUGUCCACUUUUUUUUUAACCACAAGUCAUGUUACCUAAUGUCUUAUUUGAUGGUGGGUUGGGGUCCUGCUUGGUGUAAAAUAUCAUUUUGGCCCUUCAUUUUCCUUGACGUUUUGUACUCUGUGACACCUUGAAAUGGUACAGGUCCUUUCCCCUUCUAUAACAGCAAAUAGAUUCCACAGAUCCCAUGGAGAAUAAACCACCAUAACCACCAUUAACAUUGUGUGUCAACCUCCUCUUUGUAUGUUAAAAGGUGCGCGAACUGGAGGCUGAACUUGAGGAUGAACGAAAGCAAAGGGCACUUGCUGUUGCUUCCAAGAAGAAAUUGGAGAUGGAUUUGAAAGAUCUGGAGUCACAGAUAGAGGCUGCAAAUAAGGGACGGGAGGAUGCAAUCAAACAGCUUCGUAAAUUGCAGGUAAAUAAAGUAGCACGUUCAGAAAAUAUACUCAAGACUGCUUGAUUUAUUAAGGACUUUCUCUUUAACUGUGUCCGGUGAAACUUCUUUUGUACUCUGAGAGUUGAGUGCUGUAUGUUAAGGUUUAAUUUUUCAGUGUGUUAGACCUUGUAUCUAGGAUGUUAGCUUACAUUUUAUUCAUGUUAAUGCCACCUAAUUAAGUGGAGCUUAUAUAUCUUGUUGCCGACUGCUAUGGCUCUCAUUUCCAAGGCCAAAGAAAUAAUAGCCUCACUUGGUCUUCUCUAUGAACAGGCCCAAAUGAAGGAUUACCAACGGGAGCUUGAGGAUGCCCGGGCAUCACGAGAUGAUAUCUUUGCACAGUCCAAAGAGAAUGAGAAGAAGCUGAAGAGUUUGGAAGCAGAAAUUCUCCAGCUGCAAGAGGUAUGCGUGAGCCCACAUGUUAAACCUGUAGAGAGAAGUUAGUUGACGUCUACAGGCAGGAAACCAACUAUUGGGUGAGUGGUAACCUACAGGGAUAGUGACCCGGAAUGUGGUGAGUGGCAUGCUACAGGUUGAUUGAGACCCAUUUAUUGGGUGAGAGAAGUCUUACAAGGAGGGACUCACUGAUUGAUUAAGCAGGUUAUUCCAGGGUUCAUAGAUCAGAGUGAUAAAAUGCAACCCCAUCAUUUCACUACAACAAAGUAAUCUUGUGGACCACAAUGACAUAAUCUAUUUGCAGAUAAACCUUAUUAAACCAUGUAAUACGUGAAAACAAUGUAUGAAGAACAUGUAGUGAAGCAGAAAGACCUUUCUAGGCUCCAGCUCAGAUUCUGGCACUUCGAGUUCUAACUUGUAUUUUUUUUUUUACAUAUAUAUUCCAUGAUUGGUUAUGUGUCACGAAGAAAGCACACUGGUGGUUACACACGUCUGUUUUCUUCACAAAAAAUUAAAAAGGAUUUCUUUUUCCUGCUUUAUGUGUGAUAUAGUUCUUUGCUUCGGGUUACUACUCCAAAGUUAUAUCAUUUAUGGUUCUAACACCACAAGGUUUUAACUUGAACAUUACCUGACCAUUAAAUUGAGCAGAUUGUAGAACUUUAUGCAGGGUUUCACAUUACUUGAGUGUGUGCUUAUUAUCCAAUUGGAACCAGACCAUAGUGUCUGUCACAGGGCAGAGUGAUACAACCACAUUUUCAUGAUGUGCGUGUAACCAAAACUUGUCUUUCUACCCCAAAGGAACUGGCAGCUUCUGAACGUGGUCGUCGUCACGCGGAGCAGGAGAGAGACGAGCUUGCAGAUGAGAUCUCGAAUAGUACGUCAGGAAAGUGAGUUUGAAAACUUGACCCAUGUUACUUGGUUAAUUUCGUGUUGGCCUUUUUGUGUCAAGGGUUGCUGUAGUGUCAUGUCGCCAGCUGGAGGCAUGGAAGGAGGUGGCAGAGAAUGGUUUUAGGUAUUGUGGAUUGGCUGAUGGUGUGUGUUAUAGCCUUUAAUUACCGGGUCUUGAAUUUGAUUGCCAGAUCUGCUCUCCUGGAUGAGAAAAGACGCCUGGAAGCUAGAAUUGCCCAGCUUGAAGAGGAACUUGAGGAAGAGCAAAGCAAUAUGGAACUUCUCAAUGACCGGUUCCGUAAAACCACCCUGCAGGUAAGUUGGCCACAGAGCUACCAUCUACCCAAGGUGUGCUUUGGAAUCUGCUGUGGGUAGAAAGAAAAAUACUGUCAUUGGUGUUGCACCAGGUUUGCCCAUGUCUUUGAUUGGUUUCUAGAAUAUAUUUAGUGCAAAUUUGUAGAUCAUGAUUUCAUGUUAUAAGUCAUGUUCGUUCCGCUGCACGUUUGGCAGUUACAGAUUUGGAAUCAAUAAAAGAGUUGCUUUUGUAACAUUCAGGGCAAUUAGCUGCUGUUUCAGGCAGUUGGUACAUACAUAAACUACAAAGCACUGGGAAAUAAGUUGGAGCUGUAUAAAUACCAAAAACUUAUAAUAAUAAUGGGACGCUUGUAGAAAUGUUAAGUCUGCUGGACAGGGAUUCGUCAAAGCAUGCAAACAAACCUAACAUUAAUUAGUGGUUUGGUUACAAAAAGGGUUUUGACACUAUACGGAGUUUUUCCUCAAUGAAAUCUAGAAGUGGUUAAUAACUCAGAGUUAAAAAAAUACCCAUACCCAAGCACAGUCAAGGAAUACACAUAUAGGGUCCCAGUAGAGACACCUGAUGUCACUGGUGCCAUUGAGCAGUUCUACAGAGUUAGGACAUUACAAUUUCUAGCUGACCUAAUAUUCCUCUUCUUGACACACCAGGUGGACACAUUGAAUUCAGAGCUGGCUGGAGAGAGGAGCUCUGCCCAAAAGAGUGAAAAUGCACGACAACAACUGGAGAGGCAGAACAAAGAGCUAAAGGCCAAACUACAGGAACUCGAAGGCUCCGUCAAGUCAAAGUUUAAAGCAACCAUUGCCACGCUGGAGUCCAAGAUUGGUCAGCUGGAGGAGCAGCUGGAGCAGGAGGCAAAGUGCGCAAUCUAGGGGAUUAGGGGUUAAGGGUUUCAUGAGCUUAACUAGCAUGCCAUGGCAAUCCAGAACUGGAGACUGACAUGGAAAACUAUGGUUUUAUAGACUGCAUGUGAGGAUUAGUACAAUACAAUGCAUAAAAGGAAACUUUACAAGUUUGGCAAAACGCUCCCCCAUGGGAACUCUGUGCCUUUAAAAAGUCUAUUAAUCUUUUCCGAAUACCAUAAUUAUUUACCAUGUGUACACACUAUGCACCUUUUAAUUAGACUCUUCGCAUUUAAGAAGAGUCAGUCGCUAUAGUGCACUGUAAAUUGCCAAUGGUUCGACAUAUAUCCUUCUCCAUUCUCAGGGAACGAGCAGCUUCUAACAAGUUAGUUCGCCGGACAGAGAAGAAGCUGAAGGAGGUUUUCAUGCAGGUGGAGGAUGAGCGCAGACACGCUGACCAGUACAAGGAGCAGGUAAAAUACCCGACUUUAAUUUAUGUUCCAAUCUGUGUGAAUAAAAUGUAUUCUGCCAGCUCUGUAUAUAAACACGUUGUACACGCUGUCUUCUCCACAGAUGGAGAAAGCCAACACUCGAAUGAAACAGCUGAAGAGGCAGCUGGAGGAAGCAGAAGAGGAGGCAACUCGCGCCAAUGCCUCCCGGCGCAAGCUGCAACGAGAGCUUGAUGACUCUUCAGAAGCCAAUGAGGUUUUGGUCCGGGAAGUGUCCACUCUCAAGAAUCGUCUGAGGUAAGUGGUAAAUGGUGUGUGUGAUCAGUCAAUUCCUAACUUCCAUCAGGUACAAAGAUGGUUCAAAUUUAUUAAAGUGACACAAUGUUUCGACUUUGUGGAUAUAUAAAUGGAAUAAAUGUGUUAGGUUAAAAUUUCCAUACUAGUUUGAUGAUCCAAGACUAAAUUCGGCUAAAUUAACGGCUAGUUGCAAGUCUAUGAAAAGCUGUAGAUUGGUCAAUCACAUAGAUGGCCACUUAUUCAUAGUUGGUCCACAAUACUUUUGUAUGAGAAAAACGUGAUUGGACUCUGCCCAACACGAACAAGUAAAUAAGUCUGUGCUGGACGAAAAAUGGGACAGAUCAACAUUAGUGCCAAUUUUUCAACUAAGGUAAGGUUUUUAACACUCACCUCAGAAAUUCUUGCAAUUAAGUUUUCAAUUCAAUACAAUGCAAUGUUUAGUGAAUAAAACAUACAUACGUGCACACACUCAACAGAUGCCAUAGCGUGUGUGCCAUCUGCCUCACCUUUUUUUUUUUCUUCUUUCCAACAGGAGGGGAGGACCAAUUUCCUUCUCUUCCAGCUCCAGUCGCUCCGGCCGCCGACAGCUUCAGAUAGAGGGCACUUCCUUGGAUCUCUCUGAUGACGAGCUGGAGACUAAACCACCUGAGGUCAACGAGACUCCUGCACCUGCUCCUGCUCCUGUCCCUACCCCGGCUGAAUGAUCUCCCACCUACAGCAUUCCUCUGCCCCCAUGCAGAGGGACCAGGAACCAGGGGCAGAUAACUGCACACCGAAGCACGUCCGCACAGAUAUCCUGGGUGUCCGGAGGGGAGCCUCUCCUCGCAGGCUAAAGUGCUUUAAAGUGGUUUUUUUUUUUUUUAAUUUUUUUUUAACGCUAAGAUACAAAUCUUUUGAACCACGUUCCUGCUGAAACUACAUUUAAUUUCUGCAGGGAUGCGGUUUGCAGCCCUAGUCCCUCCUUCACCCCCAUAUUCUCGAACAACAUCAGAGGGGUUCAAUAUUCUUUUACUUGCAUCUGUUUUACAUCAAUCUUAAGACUUUUAUUUUUUCUUCUUUGCUUUAUUUUUUUAGCAUCAUGUGGAAAAAUAGAAACAAAAUUCUUUGUCCCCGUCUCCUGUGGGCAAUGGACUGAGACUGUAGGGGGGGGGAGGGUGUUAUAUACUCCUCCCCUUGCAUGUUAUAGUUGGUACAAACCUCACCUAUUUUGCAUUGGGAGCAGCUGUGCGCCCCUUGUCCCAGCUCUAAUCUAUGGUAAUUCUAGAUCUGCAACGCUAAACUGUGAAUCACACCUGUGGGGUUUUUGCUCACCCAUGUCCUCCCUAAGGAAGGAGCUAGGACAGGGACCCAGGGGCACAGAGACUGUAUAUCGAGGAGCUGCCCGCUAUAACUUUCCUGAAAGCUGGCGGUGAGAGGGUUAAAAUUAGUCAGCCGCCAAGUUAACUAGGGGAGUAGCACGAUCCUUAAAAUUAUGAAAAUCAAACUGUUCCUAUUCCAUAACCGGAAGGGGAAAGAAUCCGUAUACAUUUAAGACAAAAAUGGUGCCUUAGACACUUAGAAAAUUGAGAAUAUUAAAAAAUAUUGACAUAUCUCUACACCCCCCUGCAGAUUUUAAUGUGAUUUCAUUGUGCUUUAUAUCAUGUAUAAAAAAUCUGAACAUCCAUCAGUCAGUAUUAUCCUGAACACAUGCUCAUGUGCUGGAAACAAUAGUUAUUUUUUGUUGUUGUUUUUUUUUUAAUUAUAAUUAUUAUUAUUGUUUUUUUUUAAUUUCUUCAAACCUUUUCUGCGCUAGAUGGAUGUGCUUGAGCGCCACUCCUCUGGCACUGCAAGGGUUAAAUAGUUUAUAAAAAGUUAUCUUCUCUCUGUGCAUACUUGUCUAUGUUCAUUAUUAUUAUUAUAUAUAUUAUUAUUUUAUUUUUGUUUGAAGCAUAAGAGCUGCUGUCUCCCUAUUGGCCGAAAUUGCCUCCCCACCACCACUACCAGAACCUCUCAUUCAUGUCCUCCCCCCCCAUAUAUCUCAUAUUUCUAGACAAUGAUUUUUGUAAGACAAUAAACUUAUUCAUUAUAGAAUCCUGCAGGGUUGGAUCAUCUUAUUGGAUGCAAAUAUCUGCCAGUUGCCGUGGUAUGAGAAGGGUUAAAGUAGACCUGUCAACUAAACUAUUCUUUUAAUAAAUGUGGCUGCCUAUGAAUUUGAAUUAAAAUGGAAUAAAACAUUGAUGGGAGCAUGUGACAUAAUCAGCCAAUCACAACAUCAGAUUCAAUUAGAUGCACUGUCAUAAUUCUACGUUCGCUAUAAAUCCUUUAUUCAAUGUAAUUAAAUAAAAA
Messenger RNA from Pelobates cultripes (western spadefoot toad), 91895 nucleotides. The record is from the annotation of a GenBank genome assembly. NCBI's taxonomy places the organism in Eukaryota, Metazoa, Chordata, Amphibia, Anura, Pelobatidae.